UGUGACUGGAUCCUGUCGCGCGUGCCUCGUCGGUCCAUUGCUCGGUGCGCUGUUUAUUUGUGUCCCUACUGCCUUUUCCCUGCAAAAUGGAGCUCUGUGGAAACUAUUAGGUGUGUACGUCCUCGCGUCCUCGUCGUUAGUGUUGGAGGAUGAUCCACCGGAAGCUUAUUUUAUCCCAGGUAGGUUCGCCCUCAUUGUUGCUGUGUAACGUUAGAUGAUACAGCCUAUGAUAUCAGUCUCCAGCAGCGGCCCGGCGCUCUGUAGCCUGUCAUUCACUGUGACAUUUUCUCCCGUGGAGAGGAAACCACACGCUAAAUUGCGCUCAUAACGUCAAGCGAUUUAGAGAAAUGUCGUUAACGGAGAGGAUAUUGAAACAAACAGGGGCUCUUCCUCAAGUAUAGGUCACAUACCCUCAAGCAGCAUCUUGGUGAGAUUGUUUAUCUGAGGUGAUUCACUGGACGUCUGAACGCGUUUCUACUCUUGCUUUAUUUUGUGAUGCAGCCAGCAAGCCACGCCAUUCCUCAAAGUUGGCGAUAUAUCAAAUGAAAGGCAAAAUUGAGUCGUUGUUAUGUUUUGGACGUGUGCCGAAUGAAAGAGUGAGCAAGGGUAUGAGUCAGUCUUGAGUCAUCUGUCGUUUCAAAUUCAAUUUUCGCCUGCAAGCAAUGCAACACUAAAUCAAUUUGGAGGAUGGGUUUAGUGUGUUGUAUUGGCAGGGGCGAGUCCAGAUGAGUAGUCCGGGGUGGUUAGGCCCCCCUGACAUCCCAUUGGUCACUACUAUGAUUGGUUAUUUGCUUAUCUUUGCGUUGUGAUGCUCAAGAAGGUAUUUUGACUGUCUUGCAACCGACUGCAAGUAUUUUUCUUUGCACUUAAAGGUACAGUUGGUUGUAUGUUAAGUAUGAAUGGACUUGGUGUAAAAGGAAUAUACUGGCGUAAGUGUGUUUAACCCUUGGAUCUCCCAGCUUAAUUUAGCUAUUUUUGGUCCGCCUGGUUUUUUAUUUAGUAAAAAUUUGUAAAAAUAUUAGUAUUUGGUAAAAAUCUAUGUAGCAACUCUAUCCUUUCAAGCACAGCAAAUAUAUACACAUCUUUUUUUCAGGAAAACCUCAGCUGUCAGUUGAUGGGUGCAAAAAUUAUGAAUAUAAAUGUGACAGUAGAUUCAGAACCAGCAAAGUCAACCAAAAAACAAAAACUGAAAUUGAUACCAACAAUACUUUGCUCAAAAAGCACAUGAAACUACAGUGACCAAGCCUUUCCUCACCUGCACAUCAUUCUCUCAAGUCUUUGUUAUCAGGAGAAGAAAUAUUGGGAUUGGAACAAACACACAACAGAAACAAUUUACAUAUUUACACUAAUUCUUCCAGGCGUCUCCACGUCUCCGAUCAAACACCUAUUUUUGUGGCUGGAUUUUAAACCCUGUGGGAGGUGUAGAAAUGCCUGGAAACGUUUGAUAGAUCGCCAAAGGGUCAGCUUUUGAACACCUUUCAUCCCAUAGAGAUACACGUUAUAGUUCCUGAGAAACUGUAAACAAUAUUAAUGCCGUCAAGUAAGAUCGCCGGCGAUCCAGUGAGUUCUAAGUGUUAAAUCAGUGUUCAUUUAGUUAAAUAGUUUUUUAAAAAGUACAUAAAAUUAGCCCUACAGUGCAGGUCCUGUUCCCCUCACACUCUUUUCUGUAGUGACAUAAAGUGGAUGAAAAAGUAACAGGCAUUUUUCUGUGCAGUGAGUGAUAACCCAAAAUACACUGGUUGGGAGAAGAAUAAUGGAAUGGUUGUCUCAUACAAGAGAAUUUGUAAUAAUAGAUAUUUUUGAUGGUAAAAACUUGACAAAUAGAGAGUCAUACUUGGCAUAAAUCACAGGAGUUUCCUGUCCUUCAUGGCUUCCAUGGCUUCAUGAUAGAAAGGGUGAGCAAGCUCUUGCACACCAUAUUAUCAUCAAAAAUACAAUCAUUAGAUAUGCACCUGCAUUUUUUUUUUAAAUUGUGACUUUGGGCAUGCAUCCUUUAGAGACCUUAAAGUUUUGAACUUAAAAGGUUAUCAUGUCACCACCCCAGUGUGUUGUUUUUUAAAGUUAGUGGUUACAGUAUAUUUGACAAGCGCAGAAGGAAAGAAUGCUAUUUAUUCAAGUGUGUGUCGACAUACUGUUUGUCACCCCGCUUAAGUUUCCUAAUGUUGGGCCUCCCAGUCCAGAAACUCCUUUCACAUCCCUGUGUAUGUCAGGGCCAUAGAUUUGUGUCCCAGUUCCUCUUGAUUUGGCCUGAAUUAUGGUUCCUGAUGUAAGCAUACGCUCCCCCUCCCUCUUUGUGUGGGGAUUCCCACCCUCAAAAUCCUCUUAAAUACUGGAGCAACGCACAGUGGGUGUAUUUUCUCUUUUGUUUUCCUUUGUGUUGCGGUGUCAUGCAAAUCAGUGGCCUAUAAUACAUCAAAUAAUGGACAAGAUUGAGGUCUGAUGAACGAACAGCUGCUAGGACAAAAGUUAUUUCAUGUGCAACACUUCUUAAAAUCUGGCCUGUAUUCAACAUUGAAUGUUGGUUACCAUUUUUUCAUGAAGUGGGUGAAGAAUCUUCUCUUUGGUGAGCAUCAUUUAACAAAACAGAUUUCGCUACUUUCCGGGGGGAAAAAAGAUGUGUCUCGGGUGGAAGCGAGAAGACUGACUUAACAGCAGACUGACUGUUUUUCAGUUUUGAUUAGACACUAGUGUUGAGAUGACUGUCUGUCAUGAUAGCAUGUACUGAGUUGGGGCCAGUACCAGAUAAGCACAUUAAACUAUAAUCCAUAAACGUAAGGUAACAACCGAGACCCAAUGGGGCUGUGACAGCAAUGAGAUUAAGUUUAAGACAGUGAAAAUACAUAUGGUAUGUUGUAUCUGAGCUUACAAGUUUACGAGCUAAAGUUACUUAGCACGGAUGAAAGUUAAAACAAAGACAUUUAGAAAACUGUUAAAGCACACAAACCAGCGUCAUAUGAGAAAUCCGACGCUAUGAGUCUCCACAAGUUGUCCUUCAGGUCAUUAUCUUUGUAAUGUUUGUGUUUUUUUUUUAUCAAAAGCACUCUGUUCUCCGACACAUAAACAAUCAGCCGGUUCUCCACGUUGUAUUUGUGGUGUUUCUAGACUAUGUCCCUCUUUUAAAAGUAGGCAUGGAUAGAACUCUAAAAAGCCUUUUGCAAAGCUGGAUCAAUUAAGAGUAUAUUCCCCUGUUUUAGGAUUAUGCCCUUUAUAUUAAUACUUUCUUUCUCUAAAUUUUGAUAACAUCUCUUCAUUGGAGCGUCACAAUUUUUUUCAAAUCUUGUAAGUUGAAGUUAAUUUUUGUAUUUUUUUGGUACAUUUAUAUCAAGAAAGUUUCUCCAAGGCUGUAAUUGUGUGUGAAUUUAAUUUGAUGUCUUACAACCCCGAUAAAGGCCUCAAGCAAAAACACAUUGGUCUAUCCAUAAAGUUGCUCUUUUACUUCAAGAGCUGAGUGAAUUUUGACCUUUGUUGACUGUUUUCCCUUCUCUGUGCACCUUGGAAGUAUAUGAAGUUGUGCCAGACUCCUCCACUCAAGCUGAACAAAUGCAACAUAUCCAUGCAAUUCCAUCUGUGACAUGAUGUAGAAAAGCUUAGAGUGCAGAAUAACAUCAGCAGCAACAAUCUGCUCAGAAUAAUUAUAACAACAGCAUUAAAAAGGUGGGAUGUCUCACUGAAAAUAAUGUCUCAUAGUGAUCUAGCAGUGGAUGUUUCUGUACAGAGCAAGUACAGAUCACACAAAUUAUUGAUCCUGGAUGAGGAUAUGGCUACAAUAGAAAAAGCUUUAAAUUGUUGGCAACUAUGCUUUGAUGGAUAUAAAUAAACUUGGUUUUAAUACAUAGUCCAAGUGCGGGAAAUUCUACUCACUCAGUGGGUGUUUAUUUCUGAACAUUGUAUUAGCCACAUACUUUAAAAGUAUGGGUAAGUAAAGUAAGUACAGUUGACUCAGCUGAGACAUUCAUCACAAUAGCCAUGAAACACCACAAUCAUAUUCCGAUUCUCGACAAGGCCAAUUUAUUUAAACUGAAGUGGUCAUUAUGAGAGUACUUUCUCUUUGUGUGGAUCAACCAAUCACAGCUUUGAAGGCAUACGUCUUACCUAGCUACAGACGAUUCUUAAUGGUGGAGUUUGCUUUCGUCCAAAUGUUCUGAAAGGAGCUAUUUGACAUUUCUUUAAGAAACUCAGAAAGAGCUGGAUCCAGUGAAAGACCAUAUAACGUGUGAUGUUUGCUAAAACAAGCUAUACUAUACCUGCCCCUGCCUUGUCACACCUGCCCCCUGAUUGUUCCCCCUACCUGUCUCCCAUCCCCCUCAUCACCCCUUGUACUUAACCUCAUGUCUCCCACAGUCUCGUCACCAGUUCGUUUCACGUUCAAGCACUUCUAGUUAUCACAGUCUACGAUAUCGACCUUGUUAGUUUUUGACCCUGCCUUUGGACACAUCUGCCUGUUAUUCUGCCUUAUUGUGUACUGAACUUGGACUGCUAAUAAACCUGUCUUUUGCAUGUUGGAAACUCGGGUCUGCAUUUGAGUCUUUUGCCACAACCUGCACUGAUCUUACCUCUUUUUGUGAAUGUUUGUAGAAUGGCUUCUGUCUGUCUCAGAGAUAUUUUAGCUUGCUUUUACUGUGCUGGGACGUUAUUGUAGCAACAGAUGAACACAUAACGUGUUUUGGUCGACUUCAUCCUUCUUGUAACUGAAAUAAUUCCAGAUAGCUGAUGUUGCUUUUCUUUUUGGCAACAAGUCUUCAUUUUCAGUCGAUUUCUCUUGUUUGUUUCUCAUUUUGCGUUUGUUGUUGUUAACGUUGUUGUGCUGAGAAACGCAUGCCCUCCGAGAAUUGCAUCCGCCUCUCAAAACGUGCACCACUUAUAGUAGAGUGGUCCACUGAAAUGUACAAUUUAAAACCCAUACAAUUCUUAUUUGUGGGGCUAAACUGUGAUGAGUAAUGUUCCGAAAGUCAUUCUCAGUGCACACGUGUUUCUUGGCACAACAUCAGCAGCGCCAGCGACUCGCUCCACAUGCAGGGGCAUGGUUUCCUCGUCUCUGAUUUUGAUUGAUGGCUGGCAGGGUAGUCUGAUUGGCAACUGAAUAAGUCCUAAUAAAGUCCUUAAAAUGUCCAGGGUUUUCUAUGGAAGUUUCAAGUUUGUGUUGGGUUGACUUACUGAGUUAGAAGGGCAUAAAAGACACUUGGUCCCACCUGAAAAACUCUCAAAAUGAACUACGCGCAACUUUUGGGAUUCAGAAUAUGGUCACCCUAAUCUGUGGCCCAUUUGCUUAGUUUAUCUUUGAAUAAAUGGUUUGGUGCUGGCUGGAUAGUUGCAGGUCUUGCAUCUUCAUCAUCACUUAAAAUGUGCAUGUUAAGAAAAUGCUGCUCAUGUUGGUGACCUCAACUUUAAAGUGCAAGGCAAAACUUUAGAGUUUUGCUCCAAAACUUAACUGGGCGACUACUUAAUGGGCUCAAGUUGUUCAGCAAAUUGUAGGUACUGAUCAUAUUAAUGCACAUCAUUGCACCUCAUCGGAUGCUUACGUUUCAAACCAUGUUAGUGCAAAUUCGAAUGAAAGAAAUCACAAAGCACUUCUUGUAUUAGUGAGACAAGACUUGACUUUUUAGUGUGCUGUCAGUGCAAAAAGUUGUGUCUUUGGGGUUUCAAGUUUUUAAUGAGGAAGAAAUGAAUGUCUGCUCAGUAAAUUCAGGGUUUACAUCCAAGGUAAGAUGUAGGUCUGAACUCAACAUUUUGGCACUGAUAGAUUUUGCACAGUCAAAAGCCCUACAGGUACGUAAUGCAGUUUGGGCACACAUCAAAGCUGCAACGCACAAAAUCAAGUUAAGCAUCAGCUUUUACCGUCCUUUUGAUGUUUCGCUGUCAUGUCAAGCCAGAGAAAGCCAUGUGAGAGGAGAUGGGGAAAUUAAUUCAGCUGCUCUUUUAAUCAUUUUUAAUUCAUCCCUUUCCUUUUUUAGGCAAAUAUGCCAAACCAUAACUGUCUCUGAAUAUUCACGUUAAAAUACACCAUUUGCGUCUUUUACUUGUCAAGCAUGAUAGUAAAAUUUACAAAACUGGGGUUUCAAAGUGUGGGGAAAAAACUCAUAAAAUAUUCAAACCUUGGCCCGGGAGUAGAGAUUCAGAGUUCACUCUUUGUUUUUUGGCUGAGAUCAAACUGUUGUGCUGUCAGUACAGAAAACGAUCCUCGGAUGAAUCAUUAAGGAGAAAGAACACAGUGCAGAUAUGCUGAAGUAAAAACAUGAAAUAUAUUUCAGUGAUAUUAUACCAGGAAUGAGUCUAACUGAGCUUUCAGUCGUCAGUCUCUGUAACAACAUCUCAGUUCACAUGGAUAUGCUGCAGGCUGCACUCAUCGUACAGUGCUGUAUAUAGAGUUUGUAUUGAUUUACAGUGCAGGGCAGCGUUGUACUGGAGACACUCUGGAGAUUGAAUGCAGCUGUAUGUUGGAGGAGUGAUGUGAUGAAGUGUUGAUUGUUUUAUAUUUGAUUGGAUGUUAAUUUAGUCUUCUGAAAACCAAUCUUUGAAUAUUUGCGUUUUUUUUUUUUUAAAGCAGCUGCAUAAAAAAUUGUUUUAAAUGACCUCAAAGUGAUUGAUAGUUGCCAUGGUUACAAAUUCGAACAAUUGUGGAUACUUUUUGUGAGAGCUUCACAGAGCCAAACGGUUUAUUCAUUUUCUAUCCGAGAAGUGUUCACCAUAACCACAGAGUGACCACAUUACAAUGCUGUUGUGGUUUUGGACUAUAUUCUAGAGUGGAUAUAGGGGUGGACGAUACAGCCUGAAUGAAAUUUAGAGUUUUUACCACAAAACUUGGAUCAUAGUUUUAAUUUGUCAUUUUUAUUUCUACGUAAAAAGGACUAAUAAAAAUGACAAAGAAAUGUCCCAAACGUUUUUUUUAGCCUUUGCUGACCUCUAAAGUCGUCACUAGUGCUGGGUGAUAUGGCCUCAAAUCAAUAUCACGAUAUAUUGAGCAGUUCACCUCAAUAACGAUAAGUGUACAAUAACUACUCCACAAGCUGCUCACCCCCUCCCACAUUAAUUUCGUCUACUUCAGCUGUCUACUUUAACUGUCCUCCAUCUCCUUACCUGUCUUUUCCCCUUUGUUACAGACUGGAUGGGGUGGAGUCACGUCUCUGACAUAGGACAGCAUCUUAAAUGGACAUGAGACAGUAGCCUACCUACACGCAUCCUAAACCAGCUUUAUAUUUAUUUUUUGACACCGAAUGUACCAAUAUGGGCAAAAUGACAUUGGUUAUUUUCGUAAAUUUUGGUGUAAAUUUUCAGUCUAUCAUCUAGCCCUAGUCAUCACAGGAGUUUAAGAUUUGGGGGAAGGAGACACUGUGCAGGGCCUAGAAUGCACUAUCAAAGUCACAUAAGGGUGCAUGGUUUGACUGGACCAUAUUCCUCAUGUAGUGAAAUAAGAUAACAUCUGCUCAAGCUUUUAUCAAUCUUUUCUCAUAUGCAGUUUCACAGAUUAGCCAGGGAAACUUGUAAAGUAAACAAGGGGAAAGCCCAAGGAAGUUGAGAAAAUACAGAUGUAAAAUGAAAUUUCACCAAACAUAUAAGGUAAUCAACAAACUUGAGUCAUUGCCUGGUCCUAGUUUUAAAAGAAUAAAAGAAGAAAAUAAUAAGCAGUAGCAGUUUCUCAGAGUAACUACAUUCAGUCAGGAGAACCUCAGGAAGAAUAGCUACUGCAUAUCUUUUUUGUAACUAAUGGUGAAUCCAAAAUAAAUCAAGUCAAAUCAAAUCAAAUCUGUUUGCAACCUGAAACACGGAAAAAACAAAAUGAUCAGUUUGAUGCCCAGCACUGAGCUCUGCAACCUGACUGUCAGAUGAAAGUGACUGCUGUGUAAAAAGUGUAAACAGCCGUGUAGAUGGCAUUGUUGGUUGUUGGCUGCCACUUUGAUUCUCCAUUGCAUAGUCAAGGUCAGCCCCACAGUACAUUAGCUAAUUCCAACAACAGCCUAUAUCAGCUGAUUGCUUAUCCAACAGGCAAAUGUCAACAUUCAAAACUAUUUCAUCCAGUCUACUUUGCCUUCUUGCUUCACUUUACAACCUGCCUCUUAUUUUACCUAUACCAUAUUGCCACUAAUGCUCUGCUUUGCUCUGUUCUGUUCUUUACUGGGGUCUUUGCUGCUGCUCUACCUACUCUGUCUCCUUCAACGGUUAAAAAGACCAGGUAGUCUGCUCUCCCCGCCUAAAGGUCCUUACACACCGGGAACGACGCAAAUAUAUGAUGCGAAAUUACGAAAUAUUCAGAGGCGAAUUUUGACGCACCUGACUAUACACAUCAAGCAUGAUGCGAUUUUGCGACUUUCUGGUGGGAAAAAAGACAUGUCCUGGGUGAAAGCGAGUAGACUGACACAACAGCAGACUGACUGUUUUUCAGUUCUGAUUAGACACUAGUGUUGAGAUGGCUGUCUGUCAUGAUAGCAUGUACUGAGUUGGGGCCAGUACCAGAUAAGCACAUUAAACUACAAUCCAUAAACGUAAAGUAACAACUGAGACCUAAUGGUGCUGUGACAGCAACGUGAUUGAGUUUGAGACAGUGAAAAUACAUAUGGUAUGUUGUAUCUGAACAGGUUAGCUUACGAGCUAAAGUUACUUAGCAUAUUCAUUGGCUUUUAACCCUGCAUGAGACUCGGCUCCUGUUUUAGUGUUCUAUGGUUUGUUUUUUAGUUAUUUGUUUCUAUGUUUUUAAAUUAGUUUUUAAAAACAUUGAAGCUAUAUUUUAUUAUUAAUUCUGCUUUUAUUUUAUCCAUUGUUUUAAUUGUUUCUUGAUUGUUUUUUAUCUUGUUGUUUUGUCUAGUUAUGUACAGCACUUUGUACAGCUGUGGUUGUUUUAAAGUGCUUUACAAAUAAAGUUGAGUUGAGUUGAGUUGAGUUAAAACAAAGACGUUUAGCAAACUGCUAAAGCACACAAACUAUCAUCAUACAAGAGAUUUGAUGCUAUAACUCUCCACAAAUUGUCCUUCAGGUGUUUUUUUUAUCAUAAAGCACUCUGUUCUCCGACAUGUAAACAAUCAGCGGGUUGGCCAUGUUGGAUAUACCGGUGAAUCUGACCUCGCAACAACACGCAAUCUGUUUGGUCAGAAGUGGACACACAGUAUGCAAAACUUUCGAAAAUUUGACCGUUGUACGAAAAAAUAAAUGCCGCAAUAUCGCAAGAUAGGAAAAUGUUGCUGAUAUGAACGCUUGUAUUGACAGGAUCAGGUUUGAAAAAAAAAAAACAUUGACAUCCAAAAUAAUCGCAUGAAAAAAAAUGCUCCCGGUACGUAAGGACCUUUACACUGGUAUCACAUUUAUUCAUGUGGAAGGGCAGGGCGCUCUCAGAACAGAGCCAUACUAGUAAAUGUAAUUUAUUACAUAAGAAGGAUUUUCUCUCCUUGACAACAGUGGUCCUGGUUGGGUUUGCUGAGAUUUAGUUUAUUUAAACUCAAGGCUCUGCCAUUGACUAAUGCUGUGUAUUCUACCCUACAAGCAGUAGUCCCGGAGGAUGGUGAGUGAGUCAUCUCAACAAAUAGAGGCGAGAUUGCUAUGAAAGCUGCCCAUAGCACUGGGCAGUGAAAUACAAAUGGUUUUGGUUGUUUCCCUCAGUCUCUUUUCUUUCCACUCUUUUCCCCUUGAACAUUUCAUGUUUGGCUCUGUAGCUAAAAAAAAUUAAAGCAGUGGUACAUGGAAAAAAAAAAAACACAAACAAACAGCAGAACAUGCAAACUCCUCACAGAAAGCCUUCGUAGGUUGGACCAAAGCUCUUACAUUAGAUAAAAUAUAAUCAGAUUUUCGUCUUCCUGCUGCUAACGGCCAUAUGGCUGCUCUGUUGUAAACAAAUAGAUGUCUCAGCUUCUAACUCCCUGCUCUGGACCAGUCUGCAGUAAAAGUGGCUCUGACCUUCUCUGAAGUGAUAUUCUAACCUGCAGGUGGCUGCCAAGUGACAAAAACAAUCGUUAUAAGCAGGCGGGUAGAGAGUGUGCAUUUAUAUAUAACUGCAUAUUUUUUUCACUAAUGCAUCCAUCCUCUACUCAUGGAGGUUUCAUGUCACGCUGGAGGCUAUAUGUCUGGCUUACAUGGCCCUUACACAGAGAUAUAGAAAAAGGCUGACCCGUAAAGAAAUCUGCUGAAAGGAAAUGCUUCCUCUCACUGUGUAGGUUUGUGUAAGAAAGAAUAAGAAGCAUUAUUUCUACUUUACACAGCAAGAUGCCUAGGAAGAAGGUGGCAGUAAUGUAGAAAAGGAUUGCUUCAUUAUCUGUCCAACCCUGUUUUGAGGUCUUGGUCACAAUGGAGUAACUAAGGUUGCACUAAAGCAGCGGUUUACAACUGUGAGCAGAGCUUCCCUGAGGAGGAUACAUAAGGUUUAUGUAAAGGGAUGAUGUAAAGGAGCCUGUGGAUGCUCUAAAAAUAACAGCAAGUAGUGAUGCAGAACCAAUGAAGGCAGUUUUGGGACUUCAACACCCUCAGUGCACAUGAAUAACAUACAAAUAAGUUCAUUGUAAAAAAGCAAACAGAUCGUAUGUCAUUUUUUGUGCUGAUGUCAACAUGUAAAAUCCAAAAAUCCAAGUUUGUCAUGAACAGGCUAAAAAUAGGGUCUUGUUGAGUAGCCAACACCUCUAACAUAUUGCUGCAUCUGCUCUUUCUGAACUUUUUACAUCAUCCUCAAACUAGAAAUGAGACUCAAAAGUUGUCAAACCCGUACAGAUUUCAAAAAUGGGUUUUCGUCAGCCACAUCAGAAGUAAUUCCUAAAUAGCCUUAAUUUUAAUCUCAGACAUGUCCAUACUCCAGGAUUGAAGAAACCGUACUGCAUCACUCGCUUCAGGACAUUAUCAAGAUUAUUGAGUCAACUGCUCAAACGUUGCACAGUCUCACGCAAUCUUUCAGAAAACAGAUGUAAACCAAUCAAGACUGACCAAGCAUUAAAAAUUCAGAAGUUUAUCAUCUCUGUAUGAGAAAUGGUUGCACUUCUCCACUGAAAACUGGAGGGAGGAUUUUGGCUGUCUGUUUUGAUAUCUGUCAGCAGUGAGUGCUAGUUAACAUUAGCCUCAGGGGCUGAAAUGUUUAUCAUUGCUUGGAAACACCAUGAGAGGCUCUGUCUCCUUGCAGACUUGUCUCUUGUGGAUAUUUUCUCUCUACCCUUAGAGUCCUGACGUCAGCGCCUACAUUUUAAACUGUAAAUAUGAUACAUGUUUGACGUAAUCAAGACAGCUUUAUGGAGAAGAAGGAUUAGACUAGUUUUUUUUUCUAAAGGCCUUAAGCUAAAAACCAACAGGAUGUGCGUAGUGUCAGCAUCAUGUCCUGGUAUUGUUGGACAGCAUGCGCUAUUGCCUACUGGAAGCGUGUUUGGAGCAUAGCAACAGCGUAGCAACAGCAUAGCAACAGCGUAGCAGCAGUGCAGCGCAGCCCCUUGCAGCUGGACUCAGAAUAUAGAGAACAACAGACUCACAACAGGUUGCUUUACCUAUCUGUGGUUGAUUUCCUGCUAAUUGAGAUUUUAUCCUGUGCAUGUGAACACAUACUGCUAGUCUACUGCAUGUGAACAAGCAACGUGAUUUUAAAGUUUGGAUUAUUGCAGAUUUACUUGUGUUUAGUCCAUUAUGUUCUUCUUUGCUGUGCUGUUAUCAUCAGACAGUAAGCAGUUUUCUUGUUCUGUAGUCAAAUGCAAACAGGAAAAAAUCUGAAGACUUUAGUAGGGGGCUAUUAUGCAUUUUCAAAUUUACAACAAAAAAUGCUUCGUGACAAUGUUUGGUGUCCAUACUAUAUGUCCUAUAUAUAUGAAGGUCCCGCCCUCCUUUGCCUCUGAUUUGCUAGAAGUGCUGGGCUCCAAUUGGUUAUUCCUAAUGACUGUGAAACGUCAUUGUCUGUCGGGUUAGGGUAAGGGUCAGGGUUAGGGUUAGGAUUAGGAUGAGGGUUAGGGUUAGGAGAUUCAGAAGUGUGAUGUAUUCUGUAAUGUUCUGUUCGAUGUACAGAGCCAACAGCCAGCGUUUGGCUUGAGCUUGGAUGAUGUUUACAGCUUUUCCAGCCAAUCAGAGGCGUAGGAGGCGGGACUUUCCCCUACCGUCCUACAAAAAAAAAAAAUCGCCUUCUGGGCAGAGCGCGGUAAUGCUACUCUGCUGCUAGACUGAUUAACCACAAUAGAGGGGGCGGGCCUUGCCCUUUGCUCUCGAGCUAAAUAUUUGUUAAACUUGUCCUUCUUGGUUACUUGUCUCUCACCCUUUGCUCUAUCCCUUUUUCCUGCUGUCGCCUCUUUGCCACCACUCUCCAGUGAGGCACAGUAGAGUUUGUUUUCGGGCUGGAAGUUUGUUUUACAAAAUCAGAGCAGUGUCACAUUUUGUGAGUACAAUCCCACACCCAUAUUAUGGUCUGUAAAUUUGCACAAAAAUAGACUUCAUGUUUAUUUAAAUCCAUUCAUACAACAUGAUUUAAAUUUGAAACAUCUGAAAAAAAAAUUCUGAAGGUAUGGCGGUUUUUAUUUUGGCGUGGCAGAGAGCCAUGAUCAUUUCCAUGUAGUGGAAACCCUGCUGCUGUUGCCCGUUCUUCCUCUUCUGAACCAAAUACCAUGGGGGGAUGGCUGUUCAUUACUGAACCAUGUAUGUGGAUGUUUUUAUUUUCAGCACAAGCUUUCCCAUCACAUUUUAACUGUGUGCCAAAUAAAUAAUCUGUAAUGUUCUGUUCGAUGUACAGAGCCAACAGCCAGCGUUUGGCUUGAGCUUGGAUGAUGUUUACAGCUUUUCCAGCCAAUCAGAGAGGAUAAGUGGGCUGAUUUCCUUGAGGUUAUAGGCAAAGCAUGUAAAUGCAGCGAGUAGUUAGGGCACCAUACUUAUGUGGCACUAUAUGACUAAUGAGCUCUAUAGGGAUUUGGACAAGGCUGUGAGACAUGAGUUUGCAUGGUUUUUGUUCCUUCCUGGGCUUUUACAUAUUUGCAUAUGUGUGUCACCUGAAGCACUAAGCCAAGUCUACAAGGACAUACCAGCCUCUUCUUUUGUUGUAGUAACAGCAGUGUCGUUUUUGGAAAUCUCCUUGCAGUUGAAAUAAAAUUUGGUGUAAAGUGUUGCAGAAAAUGUAGAGGAAAAAAUUGUUUUUUAUUCCAGCCACAUGAACAAGAAUUUAAAACUUCUCGACGUCCUCAAAACUGACAAGUAUGAGCCUCAGGGAAGGGAUCUCACUAAAUUUAUCUUUUUUUCUUGAAUUCAAGGAGCUGCUAUUUAGCUGCUAGCUGACAGACCUUGAGCUGUCCUUGAGUUAACCAGCAAACUAAUAAUAAUAAAAAACUGAGUUCACCAGUAAGCUGAUCAGGCGGAAGAAAGUGGAACUUGUCAUGUUUAUUCAGUUGAUUAUUAAAUCUAAGUUAAAUUGUGUCAAGCAAAUUUUUAAAGUAAAAACACUGUUUUCUCAUAGUUGUGUUUGAAAUAAAACUCAAACAUUCAACAUCUUCACACAGAGGAUAACAAUUCAACCCUUACUCUUGCUGUAUAUCACGAUUCUGUGAUGUCCAGCCAUUCACUCAAAUCAAGCAAGUAAACACACGUCCGUGUGUCCAAAUAUGCACAAAUUCAGUGAGUUAAGGAUUUUAUUUGCACUUGGUGUGAACGCAACAUCAGUAGAAAAGGUGCCUCUGCAGUGGUGCUAAAACAUACCUUUUAUCGAUCAACUUUGUCAUCCAUCUGUAAAAUAAAAGGCUGAUAAUAAAAUAAAAGACAAUCUGCCAAAUGCAACUUAAAAUAAACAUCUUUUGGGAAUAAUAAAGGUACAAUUACAAUGGUUGCCUGGAACUUGAUUAGUGGAAGGACUGUCAAAGAAUAUUUGAGUACCCCAAAACUUGAAUAUAUAAUCAAAUCAUUCAAAGACUAGUAUACAAUUGUGAAACUGUCUUUUGACUGUUCAAGGAGAAAAAGUCCUUUAGCGCAGCUGUGUCUUUCAACUUCUGUCAUCGGUUGCUGCACUGAAAGCUCUGGGAUAGUUAAUCCUGAUUCAUGCCUUUGCAUUGGACCCAGCUUUUGCUGUAGGUCGAAGUGGCCCUCUAAGCCUAUGGAUAUAGCUAACACACAACUCCUCAGAUGCAACUACACGUCAAAAUGAUGCGGAAAGCCCUAUGAUUCAUCUGCUUGGUAGUGGAUAUUCCAGAUAGUCCACUAUCCCGUCUUCAUCCUUCACAACUGUAUUGUUUGUCUCCUUGGACGUCCAUCCUCUAUGCAGUAAUUAAAGCGUGAUCAAACAUGAAAGUACAUGAAACUCAAAAUAUUAUUCUUGGAUUCCACUGCUGUGUUUUCUGCAUCCAAACAAGGAAGUAGAAGCAUGUGCUCACGAUGGUAUAGGCACUUAAAGCGUAGAUACGGCAAAGGUCUGACGCAGAUGCCUAAACCAGGCGUAAGAGUCACAACUUGACUGAUGAUGGCAGGGAUCUUACAACCUAACUAAAUGAUUUCAACAAGAUCAUAAUAUUACAUGCAUAAUUAAGUAAACAUGGCUAACUUGAAUAAGGACAGCCAAGACAAGAAGAGGAGAGCCUGAGUUUAAACUGAGGCUUGCUGAGAAAUGUCACCUUCCAUUGAGCGUUUCAUUGUGUGUAGACUCUGAGUCACAGGCACUCAUGGUGAUCUCAAUUUGUUUGAAGAAACAGACUUUAUCUAGAGUUUCAGCACGCCAAAGGCUGCUUAAGAAUAAAUCUGUCAUGGCCCGAGCAGAUGAAUGUUUCGUGACUUGAAUGCGCAAGUGUGUCAUCAAUACGACUCUUCACUUGGAUCAUGGCGAGAUUUUAGGCAUGUAAGCAGAUUGGGCAGUAUAUGAAAGAGAUGUAAUUAAGAAUGAAACGGCUGCACAUGAGUUAUGCUUUUCUCAGGGUCAUAUCUGAGUCACACAUGAGCAAAUCCUUCGAAAAAAAGAUGUCUGCAAUCUGCAUAUUAAUGAGGACUUUGUCAGUGGCAUUUUGGUCUUCAAUCAUGAUGAAAUCUUGGUCUGUAACAAAUCACAUUUUAAACACACCAAGCUAUUCCUGCUACCAGUUACUUUGUUCGCAAGCUUGCCUCUUACGUUGCAGGAAUGUCAACAUGUGAUCAUCAGCAGAUGCUUUGUCAAUGUUGUGUGUCUUUUUUUUUUUGUUCAGGAAUAUCAUUGUUGCUCUGACGUUGUAUGUGUGCACACUACUGUAUUUCACUGUUCUCCAUGUUCCUGUUUAGAGGUCACAGUGUCUCUGUCUCUGUUUCCACUUGUCUUUCGCUCUGUGUGCUUGUUCUCCUUAAAUUUUUCAUAUUUUUAUCUGAUGAAGAUGAAGUAUGAAAGUUUGAAGGUGCUGUGUUGUUUAUUUCCCCCCCUUUGACAUAAUACUGUUGGCCAUACCUUGGAUUUCCACUUGCUACAUUCUGCUUUUUGUUUCUAUUGUUUGUAACAUGCCAUCCUUCUCCUCCCACUUCCCUCAGGUUUUGGUCUGCUUUGGGUUGCCUGGUCAUUAUGCUGAUGCAGCUCUGUAGUAUCAAGGUCAGUGCCCCCCUUGCCUGCCAUCAUGAUCACCUACCACCAUCUUUAUUUGCCUACCUACCACCCAGUCAUGAAGAAUACAGAGUUUUACAGCUGAUCUAAACAGUACAACACGUUGUUAGGUGAUUUCAUUUGCGUAAAUUAUGUUUAGCUAGUUUCUUCAAAUGUGAUCAUGCUCAUGUCAAAGUAUAAAAUGCCUGCCUUGCAUCCUGUUUUUAUACAAGUGAAAUAUAUGCUGAAUCACUUAAAGAUAAUGUAUUCAAAUUCCCACAGGCUGAAUCAUGAAUUAAGCCAACCUUAAUAUUCAUAUCAAACUGAGACAAAGGGGAGCCCGCAGAAGUUGUUUAGUGCGUGUAGAUACAGUUUUCUUCUUCACAAAGUGCUUUAGACCAAUCUAUCAAAGCUGGCUGAGUCGUGCCCUGAAGCUCCUUUCUAACUGGAGCGUCCUCUGAUCAGAUCUGAGAUCACAGGAUGGAAAUGUCUCACUCAUACUUAGACUUGCUGGUAGGGAAACUAUAUCAUUCAAAACUGACAACACUUGCUGAAAAGAGGAAGAAGUCUCAAAGCCACACCUUAGUGCUCUAGUACGGGAACCAGGAUUCUGCAGUAUGUUUUAAAAGGAUUACAAAACGUGAAACUGAAUGGGAUGUUUUGUGGUAUAAUAAUCACAGUAAUAAGGGUAUGAAUAUGGGGUAUUAUGAGUAAGUAUAAUCAUAGUGUUACCCUAUGUGAAAUUAACUUGUCUUUGUAGUUGGUGGAUGUUAGGGUUAAACACAAACACAUCUGUGACAUCUAAACAGAGACAAUAAUGUCGUAUGAUAGGAGCCAAGUCCACACUGUUGUAAUUUCUAACAAACAUGGGAGGACAUAGUUUCAGCAGCCCCAGGCCAAAAUUUUGGCAAUGUGGAAGUAUUUUACUCUAGAAAGUAAGAACAGUUUAACAGCUACAUGUGUUGUUAUGUUACAAUGUGUAAUAACAUGAUUCCAUUGCAGCAGCAGUCAAGCUGCAUUCAAUACUCCCAAUCUGAUACGUCAUAGCGAAAUGUUCAGUGUGUUGACUAAAGCAGCAGAGAAAAAAAGUCAGUGGAUUAUGUUUAUAUAGAUCUUUCUUCAGUCUACUGGCCAUUCAAAGUGCUCUACAUCACAUGUCACAUUCACCCAAUCACACACUGAUGGCAGAGGCUGCUGUGCACAGAGUCCAUCAGUUUUUGACUAAUUGCAUUCACACACCAGUCAGCGGGGUUGGUGGGGCCAAGUGUCUUGCCCAAGGACACUUCAGCAUUAGGUCAGAUCUGACUCUACCAAACUUUGGACUCUUAAAUAAAAGUUCAAUAUCCUGUAGAGAGCCAAAAAGGCUAAAAAAUAGAUUACAGAGAAGGUUGUUGAAUAUAAUGCUCUGGAAGUUCUUUUGGAUCCACAACAAUUUAGACACCGAAGCUGUACAACAAGUUUAUCAUGAAAUGUAAGGUGAUUUAAAACAUAGCUUAAGAAAUCUUUUAGUACAUUUGUUUUCCUUAGUUAUUUUUGAAAACUACAUAACUUACAUCCUCCCUGUUUGAAGUGAGAUUUGCAUUCCAACCAGCUGUUUUUAGGUAAAGAAAUGCUCAUAAAGCAGUCAAAAUCAAGCUUAUACAACAGAAUCUGCAUGCCUGCUUAUGCCUGCGUCUCUUUGUUUUAGCGGUUACAGGCCUGUUUUAUCUGACAUUGCUUAUUUACAACUUCUUGCCCAUUUUGUAGAUUAGUAUACAACCUAACCUCACUGUCUUUCAAGAAGCCAUCUAUCAUGUGUUCUUGUUUACAUCUGUGUUUAAGUGGGCUACAACAUUAUGACAGAGUAGUGAGUGCCAGUUGCUCAAUAGAGAGUACAGAUAGUUAAGAAUUUUUGGACCAGGCAGAACCAGACUCAGUUUACGAGUAACAAACUGGUGAACUUGGCAUCGUUUAGCUUCAUGUAGUUGGGAAAGCCUUGAUUUUAGACCAGACAUGAUACUUGUAGGACUGCCAUACCUAGUUACUAUUGUUAGGCUAUGAUGAGACUAUUGAUGCUCAGGAGAUGUUUUAAGCAAAUCUAAAUCCCAUGUGGGGAAAAAAGCCCUGCAAAAUAAUCUAAAGCACCAAAAGAAAGUCUUAAUGAUAAAUAUUUAAUUAUGAAAAAGCCUCCUCUUCUCUUUGAGGUCUAACGUGUUUAAAACAGCCACAGUAAAGGAGUGAGAGGCAAUAAUGUGGGCACAUCCUCGGACACUGCUCAUGACCCAGGCACAACAAGCAGUGCCCUACUUACAGACCUCACUCUGUCCUCCGCUAUGUGAACAGAUUGUGAACUAUGGUCUGAGGCAGGCUUUUUAACUGUCUUAUAAGGUGCUCAAACAAAAACAAAUAUGCAAAAUGAAUGAAUCAACUAUAAUGUAAUUAUUCAUUUGUAAAUUCCAACCUCAGCUACAAACCUCGCAUCAAUUGAUCAUCAUCUGAUGUUGUGUUUUAGAAAAGGUAGAGCUCUGAGCUACAGCAUAAAGUCUGAUAUAUCAAAUUUGUGUUGAGACUGUUUAAAUCAGUCCCAAUCUCCUCCAUAAACAGCUGGUGUCACUCUCAGCACCAGCGUCAUUAUGAUUCCAUUCUGCCUAUUAAAUAGCUUUUGUGUCUAAUGGUCCAAGAGAUGAGUUAAUGCAUGAAUGUGUCUCUUGUGUCAGUACAGUGUUAUUAUAUAAAUGGUUAUCUGCCAGUUGGUGUGAAGAAUUUCCAUCAUGUUUACAAGAUAUUAUCAGACAAACAGGAUCCACAAACACAGUGUUUUCUUCAUCUUAUAUCAGAGAAAGCAACAGCCAUGCUGUCUAUCUUAGAUUGAGUUGUUCGCAUCCUUACGUUUUUGAUGUAUUUGCCUUAUUAGAGCUUUUUCCCCUUUAAAAAAUUAAAUAUGAGCCACUGGUAACAUUGAGUGAAACUAGGAAUGGUACUUCUCUUUGACAUUAGACACUUCCAUCAAGAAAAAAAAAAUCAUGUUUUGGUGAUUAAAAAAAUAUUCUGUCAAACAUCUUGUUUUCGCUGCAGCAUUUCGACUCAUGUUGUAGCACAGAAAUUCAUUCGAAAGCUUCCAAAUCAUCCAAAUGUGUGUUAUUUAAUGUAAACAAGUUUUUAAAGAGAGAGAAAUGCAUCCCCACUGUGGCUUAGGAUAACUUUGCUGUGAUUGACAGCAUGCUUCCAAGCUGCUGUGUGCAUCCAUUAAGCGCACCACUAAAUCAUUUAAAUUCAUACUACAGGCUCCCUGCUUCUCAGCCAGUAAGUGAGAAGAAAGGGCAACAACACGGCGUGUAUUACCCAACACAAGCCUCUUUGCUUUAAGCCGAAAAUUCAAAUACUGAUGACAGGAAGGAAGCCAAACUUUGAACUAAAUCUUAUCUUUGUGCUUAAAACUCUGCUGCUGUUACAGAAUUACCUGUUUCUGUAUUAGCACUACAAUUCUACUGUUUACAGUAAUGCAAUACCACAAAGAUCAUAUGUAAAUGUGAACAACAGAAUCAUUUUGCUGGUUGCAGAUGUGCAUGUGUAUGUGAGUGUACAUAUCAGACAUGAGGGUAGAUGUGUACAUAUAUAUGAAACACUCUUUAUUUAGCAGUGUUAAACCUCUCUCUAUUGAACUGUUUAUAUUUUGUACUAAGAGAAAUGUCCUUUUCAAUUCCUGUGUAUGUAUUUAAAUCUGGUAGAAAACUUGACUUAUGAUGGAAAAUAAACAUAGCUGAUAACAAGUUCAUGUACUGCAGUUUAGGCUCAGGUGAAAAAAAAAAACUUCAAUCUUAGAUGCUUACUUAUUUACUCACAAGAUUUUUUUUUGCAGUAGACCUUUUUUUUAAGAUGUGAUGUGUUUCAAGUAUGUUUGUACUUAGUUAUCUGAAGCCGUUUAUAAUGUCAUUCUUUAUAUUAAAGGUUUUGCUGUUUAUUAAAGUCUAGCAUCAAAAAUUUAGCAGCACCAGUGAAAAUUCAGGAGCAUCACAGUAACAAUAUAACACUGUGGUACUUGCAACCUAACCCAGGCUCAACAGUGAACACACAGCGUUGUGCUGUUUUUGUAGUGGAGCCAUUCAAAGUCUUGAAGGUAUUUACUCCAAAAACUGUGAGCUUUCUUUGCGACCGGUGCAUCCACACUCACAUAUUCACACUCUGCUGUUUUUACAAUGAAGUGCAGUGAAGGGUGUGUUUAAAGGUGUGUUAAAUCUUGAAUACCCCAGACUUGACCUAUUGGCUUAAACCCUUUUGCUGUGUCAUUUGUCUUAGAACUUGUACCAGAAUCGGUUCCUGGGCCUGGCGGCCAUGGCAUCCCCAUCCCGCAACAGCCAGAACCGCCAGCGCUGCAAGGAUGUGGCCCGUCACAGCUAUGGCCCAGAGAGCUUUGCUGUCAACGGUCUGAACCAGGAGGCCUUCAUGCUGGGGCUGUCCCGGUCCACCAGCGACACUGAUCUGGUUUCCCCUGAUGCUCGCUCCACCUUGACCAUCAACUCCUCCCACUACACCAUUGGCCAAUCAGAGGACCUGGUGAUCACAUGGGACAUCAAAGAGGAGGUGGAUGCUGGAGACUGGAUCGGCAUGUAUCAAGUUGGUAAGUGACAUACAAUGAGGGUGCAUUGAUACAACUUCUCUCCUCAUUUUUGAAGGCCUGUAAAAAGUUUGGAAGCCGUUCAGAACCACAUUUUAAUUUCAGUUGUUUCAAUCCAACGUUAACAGCUCUCUCCCACAUACAUAACAAAAGUUCAAGGAAAAAAACUCUGCAUUUAUAAAACAAUUGUGAAGAAUUUUGCAGACGACAAAGGAGGAGGAGGAGGAGGAGGAGGGGGCAAAGUGAGCAGCUGUGUGCAGAAAGCAGGUGUUAGAGAGUUUGGAUAGGAAAGUGAUCAGAUUAAAUUAGUUUGUGAAUUAACAUUUUAGGUAAAGGUUGAUUACAAUUACAGUUAGAAAGUUUUACAAAAAACAAUGAAUAGCAUAAUGCAGCAUGUUUAUCUGUAAUGGGAUGCUUCUAACAAUACUGAUAAAAUUAAUUGAGACUAUUUACUCACAAAGCCAUUAAUUCUGUUUUAAAGUCACUCACCUGACAGCUGUAUGUUUUUUUAUAGACAUACAUGGUUUCAUAUAUGGAUACAUUUAUGGGGAAGUCCACUAAGUUGGAUUGUGGUCAUAAAUUGCACCAAUAAUUGCACCUCAUUUGCAGCUGGUAUCUGUUCUUGCUCAUGGUCUAAUUAAAAAGCUACUUGCACUAAUGAUAUUCCAGUGCACAAAGCCCACAGUUUUAAAGCUGUGUUCAGUUUGCUCCAGUUUUAAAUAUUUAUGUGACCCAGAUAAGUUUUUAACAUCUCCACUCUCCGCUGCACAGACAUGCGCUGCGCACUCUCAUCCUGAUAGCAGCAGGUUAUAUCCACACGUCCGUAGCUGUUUGUUGUGUAGGUGUUUCAUGACAGAUGUGACACAAAUUUAAUAGUUUAUGCCCAGCUUAAUUCCUAAAGUGAGGUAUCAAAACCCAACGUGUUUGGAUAAAAAUUUGAAAAGAAUAAUUAAAUUAAAAAUUACACUUAAAUUUAGUAAUAUGGCUUUGCCGAGGACUAAUUCAACUGUUGAUUUUUAUAAAAAUAGUAAUUUCAAAGUAAUGUCAGCACAUUUAAUGCACUGCUGUAAUAUUUCAAGGUCAGCCAGAGGUGAAUCAUCGUCUUGAUCACUGGGACGUUAAGCAUCUUAAUGCAUUUAAAUACUCCAGUUCAAUCAGUACCAUCGUGUUGAAAUAAGGCUCAUUUGCAUUGAAGGAGGGAUGUUUUGUUCCACAUGAAUGCAUAAUGGCUCAGUAAGAUUUAUGCAAAUCAUACUGGUGCACAGAGGCACUGUUUACACAACAGUUGAGUUUGUGCACCAGUUUUAACACCUUAUGCAUGCUGUGAAAAUAAGACAAUGCCUUUUUGGCCCAAUAGCACAAAAGCAGGGCAGUUCUUUUGCAAAUCAUACCCUCACCUUCUCCCAAAGUACAACUGAACUAUCUACAUAACUAAUAAUAUCAAAGUAGUUAAGAAGCAUUUUUAAUAAUUUAUCCUGAAUAAUGUUUUAACUUCAGCAUCACCCACUCUCUGUAGUCUGUCUGUAAUAAUGCAGUUGUAAUGUACAGGCUUUUAGCGAGCAGACAGAGGGAAAGCUGUGGUUUUAGUACUUUUGAGUCCAUGCUGGUAAAAUUGGUCCAGCUAUUGAUCGUCAGGCUGACUUCAGCCUUGUUUGACGGACAGCUUUUUGCUUGUGCUGUCACUUUCUCCUCACACAUUCCCAUCAGACUGUGACUGACUGAAUGCAAGCCUCUGCUUCUACCAAAGUGUUUGAUUUUGUGACAUUUGCUGUAAUUAAUUACAUUAACUCAGCGAUCAAUGAUUGCAACUUAAAAUAAAUCAGAGUCUGAUGGAAGCAGAAGUCAUUAUAUAAACUCAAAAUAGAGGGUUUUGUAGCAUCUCUGCCCAGUCUCUUAAAGGCUUAUUCCAGCUAACAACUUUCAUUAGGCAAGUGUUUUGUUUCUGUUGUUUCUGUGUGUCUAAACCUUUUUCAAGAACACCACAAACACUGUAAAGUGAAACCUUUCAGUAACAGUAUGUGUCACGACUUUUGUAAUGUGAUACCAUUACAUGGCAGACAGGGAAUCAGCUGCAGUUAAGUCACUUUAAUGUGUAAUGAGAAAUAAGAAAUAAAAAUGACUCAUUGUGAACAUGUUCAGGGUCGGGGUGGCAGCGUAAUUUCAUUUGUUUUAUCUCUUUUUCCAGAUGAAGCUUUGUCUGAGAACUUUCUGGACUACAAGAACCGAGGUAUCAAUGGAUCUCACAACGGACAGAUCGUUUGGAAGAUUGACACCAGCUCCAUCUUCAGUGACCGUAAGUAGCAAAAAUUCCUCAAUACUCAAUGAAAUAAGGUUAAUAUUGAUAUCAUAAAACAGAAUGCAUUAUAUAUUUAAAUAACUGCUCCUCUGCAUCCAAGUGGUAUUACUCCAGUCCUCCAGUUAACUCUUGUUUUUACAGUUUGUCACCCGUGUUCUCUGUCCUCUUGAGACUAUCACAGCUUUACUGGUGUGCAAUCAUUGAUAGUCUGAUCUCCACCUGACUCAGGGUGUGUUGUGUGAAUGAUCCAUGUCAUGAAUUUGACCACAAUCCUGGAGCCCCACUCAGGCAGUCUUCCCUGUCAGGUGGACACAGGGAAGCCUGGCUAGCCUUGCAGGCAGACCCAUGGGUGGUCUCCGAUGGGUGACCUACUGUGACAAAAUUACCAACCUUCACCACCAUUAAAGACCCUCUGCAUGUAAAAAUACAGCAGGAAGAACUGUCCACUCUCCUGGAGAAAAAGGUGAUGAGAGAAGUAGAGCAGGCUGGGCUUUACUCCAGCUAUUUCUUGGUCCCCAAACGAGGCAGGGGGCUUUGUCCUAUUCUGGACCUCAGGGGGCUCAUUAAGUAUCUCUGCCCCCUGAGGGGGGACCUUUCACAGUCCCCAGUGUGAGACAGGCCAUCUCAAAGAGAGACACAAGCUGGUUUUUCUUAAAGUUAUAUCCACAGACCCUGACAAGCAGGAGAUCAUAUCCCACACAUGCAAUGCAUCAGUGUGGAGGGGUAGUCCCUUCUCUCAGAGAACCAAGGUAACAAUUUAACCCCAAAUUUUACUGAAAUACAGCUCAACAAAUCAUUGUAGCCAUCUUGUUCAAGGUUUAAAACAACAUUCAGAUUUCCAUUUAGGAAGUUGGUAAAUUCAAAUAAUUAAUCAAUUAUUGUUUGAAAUUAUUUGGCCAUCAUCGAACAUCUUUGCAUGGUUAUGGGAACAGUGCAGCUAUGUAUAUAACCUACACAGGAUCCAAAAUCAUGCAUACACUUUAAUGAUGUCACUUUUUAUCUGAAACUUUCAGUUGACUAUAUGAACAGUAAUGAGCCAUUGGAACUCACAAUCAUACCGCAUACCAGCACAUUAGGCCACCUAAAGUAGCUUGCUGUUUGACCCUCUCACCUUAACCUGGCCAAUCAAUGUACUGUUGACCUCAGUAAACUAAUACAGUAAUGUUAUUCUAAAAAAAUGUAAGACAUGGUGAAGCAAAGCCUCACUGAGCUGACAAUAACAACCCCUAAAACACUUAAGAAGCACUGUGUGCAAGUAUUUGGGAUCCACACUGUAGACAGAAAUAGAAAAGACAAAGAUUGGGCUUUGUCUCGACUUUAUAAAACAGUUGCCCGGCGGUGAUGUCAUUCAGUCUGGAUUAGUUUAUUUUUAUGAACGUGAGGAGCCAGAAAUAAAAAUGCUAUUUCAUCAAUCACGUAGCUAUAAAAUUAAAAAUAAACAUAAUGACUUCUCAGGUGAUUUACAGACAAAGUUAGACACAUGAAAUGCUUAAAUUGUCUUAUAGUAGAUACAAUAAGGAGAAUACUUUAUAUGACUCAGUGUGUGGUUGGAUAAAGGUGGUCCUGGUUGUGUUUCACUCGCCGGUUUCUCCGUGAAGCUUUUGUUCCCUCUCUCAGAGAACAAAGUGGAUUGAGCCUUUAAGCCCUGUGGCUGUAUCAGCAUGAGAAGUAGCAGUCUCUGGAAAGUAGAGAGCUUGCUUACAGAGGAGCAUCAUUAGAGGGAGAGAGGGGGAGAGACUGGGUUCAGGGAGGGAGACCGUCUCAUAUGAUGCAAUAGGGACAUAAGGAAUUGUGUUUAUGGGUGACGAGUGAGAAUCUGAAUAAAUUUAACGGUGGAAAGCUAUUCAGGUGUUUCCAUCUAGUAGUACCAGACACAAUGCUUUAUGUGUCCUGUCACUUACCUGGUCAUAUACCGAGUCCAAAGCUCAGAUUUUUAAUAGUCUUAGUUCAUCAUUUUGCAGAUUAGACCAAACACUGAAUGAUUGAAAUGUUAAUUAUAUUUAAUCAUGGAUUUGUGUGCCUUAUAAUAUUAUGAAGGUUCUAAAUAAAGAAAGACAUAAUAUUUUAAUGAUUGUUUAUGGCUAUGUCAGUUUUUUAAUUAAUUGUGAGAGUGUUCUUGAGUACUUAAAGAAUUUAUUGUAAUCUAAGAACAUGUUUCAGAUAAUGAAACCUUUAAGAAUGUCAAAAAUGGUAGUCUGCAAAGGAACCGUUUUUUUGUGUGUUUUUUUUUUAAACGGUUGGUAAAUGAGGCUCGUACAUAAAUGCCUUUAUCAGAAAUUAAACAAGAAAAAUCCUCUACAUAUAAACUUGAAUUAAAUAGUGACCAGUGUAAUUUUAGAAACUGGUACAGCAUUUUAUUUUUAUUCAUUUCGGUAUAGUUUCAUCAUUUGUAUAAUUUAGUCGUUUUUUUAUGCUGUUGUUUUUACAGUGAUAAUUACCUACAAGGAUUCAAAGCAGCUUGUGGAGCUGUUGUUGCUGUGUAUAUUAAAGUUAACAGCAUUUUGUCAUCAGCAUGAACAGUCAAUGUUUGUCUGUAUACUCAUAGUCAGAGUCUCCUGGUGCGGUUUUCUAAAUACUUGCAGCCUGUCAAAGGAGGACUUAAACUGAACACUUCAAUGACUUUGAUGAUGUGAGUGGAAACAAACCACCCAUGACUGAAAACAAGAGUGACUUUAUUUUCCCUCUCUCUGUGACUUUUACAAAUCAGACCACCGACUCGGUUCUGGACACUCAGUCACUCGUGUCAAGUGUUUUGUGUUCCCCCCUCUCUGUUUGUCACUUCAUCAGAGUGUGUCUAAUCAAUCAAGCAGAAAAAACAUGGAGCUUUAGAGUGACCUUAAUCUCCCUGUGUCACCACUUGUGUGCUCCACUUCCCUUAUUUCCAACAGAGUACUAAAUCCCAGAUAAGAUUAAUGUCAUCUAUCAACUAUCUGUUAAAACUUGAUAAAUGAAUGAAGUAGCUCAUUAUAUCACACUGUUUAGUAUCUGCAACUGAGCAAGUACCAUUCUGUAGGUAGGAAAAUAAUGAUACUAACAACUCAAGAUACAAAGUGUGAACAGAUCUGGGUUCAUGAUGGGAUUUUAUCAUGUCAGUUUUCUAAUUUCAUAUGGAUAAACAUAAUUAUGAAUAAGUUUGAUUAUUUUGUUAAAAUUCUCAGAUAAUACAAAUGCGAAAAAAAAAAAGUUUCCCAUGUUUUCUCAAAUAUCUAAGAAGCUUUAAAAAGUGACAGAUAAUGUUUAAAAAAAAAAACAACUGGGAAAAUUUUACUGAGAAAUGUUGGCAGGUCUUUUCUCUCACUUUUAUAGAAACUUUAGUUCUACAGGACCUUCACUCUGAAAGCUCUCAGGUACUCUCUGAGGGCCUGGUUUUCUAAAGGCUAAAUAAACUUCGCAGCACUGGUAAACAAAUGCACUAGCUGAUCUAACAGUCCGCACUGAGGAUUGCGUCUUUCAAAUGUGUGAGAUAACACAUGUCGUCCAUUUAGUAUGUUCACUUAAAAUAAAUAUGCAGUAUGGAGCAUUUCUACCCUAAUGUGCGAAAUACUGGCAGGAGUAAAUGCAAAAAAGUUGACUGAAUAUAAUACCUUUGAAAAGAAGGUGAUGAUAAUACAGGUGUCGCUCACAGAUGGUUCUUGAUGUCACAGUGAGGAGGAGACAGAAUUACAGACACAUAUCACUCAGUUUCAAAGUUAUUUCUGAUGACCUGUUUGGGGUAUUUUUUAUUUGCAUUCGCUUACCUUGAAUAAAAAAAACACAAUUGAGCCCAUUUAUCAUGGCCUAUAUUUGUAGCCAGUCAAAACUGUAGCCUAAAGAAAGUUUAGAUUGACAUUUGUCUUCUUUCUUUCCUCUUUUUCCCCCAAUAUUGUACCUCUACUUUUUGUUUUGUUUUUUGACGGGUGUGGAUCUCUGCCCCCCACAUGCACUCCUCUUCUCCCUCUACUUCCCCACAGUCUCCAGCUUCCCCCACUGUGGGACUGCUUGGAUGGAGAAACCUCAUCAUUGCUUGCUCCAGUUUUUUGCCUUUUGCUGGACAUUCGUGGCCAUUUUCUUUUGGCUCUCUUGAUUUCAUCUUGCAGAAGUGAAGAUUUACGACCUCUAUACUCUCUGAAUUUCAUUUUGCACUUGCUGUCAGUCUUAACUCCUCAAGGCGUAAACCACUUAAACACACAAAACCUUAAUUCAGAUACCACUGCCUCAACUGUCUUAGCACCUGACGUCAUUUAUGCAGUCUUUUUUUUUAUCACCUGCAGAGCGAACAUCAACAAAAUUGGAUUUUGAUGGGAUGUAAACGCAAUUUGUAACUCAACAAUCAUGUCUUUUUUUUUUGUGAUCACUACAGAGUGAAGUGAUUCCUUGUUGGUCAAAGGGGACUAAUCCAUGUUUUCUUUUCUCUCCAUCUUUAUUUUCACCGUCAGCUGAGACCCAGGUCUGCUUCAGGUACUACCACGGAGUCACUGGAGCACUGAGGGCAACCACACCCAGCGUGACCAUUAAGAAGGGUUCUCCACCGGUGAGUCCCAACACACUCCAACUUUUUCAGAACUAGUUAAGCUGCACAGCACUUACACCUCACAUAAGACAUCACUGUUCUGUACAGAUGGUUUUCCUGUGAGGUUUGACAGAAAAGUGCUCCACUUUUUCAGAUUUUGAGCUUUAAGACGGAUUCUGUAGAGAGCUUAUCCUCAUUACUGUUGUGAUACAGCAUCAGAUUUUCAGAACAUGAAUGAACAGAGCGCUCAGCAGCAUGACAAAGCUGCAGCUUCAGUGACAUAAGAGGAUGGUUGGGUUGGACAGCGCUCAUUCAGUGUUUUUCAAAAGAGGUUCAGGGAAGUUAUUGCAGAAAGAUUUAUGUGCAUUUUGUUAGAGCUGCGUUCAUUGUUCAGAUAUGAGGAUUACAGCCCACAUAAAGGUUUAGGAUUUGUACUUUGAUUUUUUUUUUUUUUUUUUUUUUUUAAUGAAAAUGGGACAGAAAUGGUGGGGCAAGCAGUAGGUAACAGGAAACUGGUGUGGAAGUUUAAAGUUUGAAAUCUUGGUCACACAUCCUGAUAUAUCUGUUCAAAGUGGAUGUUAAUGUCAGAUUAAAAAAUAAUUGUUGUUCGUUGUUCUGAAAGUUGUCUGAGAAAUACCACACAGGUGUAAAUGGGUUCUCACCUGUCCCAACACAUUAACAUUACCUUCAGUUGAUUUCUCUCUGACCUUUAAGGGUUUUUUACUCAUGAUGACAAGCCUUGCUUGAUAGUUGCUUUAGGGAUACGGUCAUAUUUGGGAUUCCCGUACUGGUGAGCACAGAAUUGACAAAAAAUGUGUUUGAUAAUUAAAAUGGUGGCUUACCUCGACCUAGGUAACAAUAUUCUCGCUACUUUAGACCUGUGAUUCCCAAAUGGGGGGUACAACCAAUGUACAGAUGUGGAGCUACGGUCUGAUACCAUGAUCUGAAGUUGCAAUUAUGUCAUUUUUUAUGUUUUACAAAAAUGUUAUGAUAGUAGAAAUUUGAAUUUAAUGAAUUAGCGUGAGGUGUUGGGGGACUUGAAAUACUCUCAUCUACUUAAGGGAGCCCUGAGGAAAAACUUUGAGAACCACAACUUUAAAAACACUCAGAAAGCUCAUCACGACAGUGAAAACUGGGUCAACAGAAUAAAACAUGAAACAUCUAUAGAGAGUGAGUGAAAGUAAUUAAAUUAAGUUGUUUUACUAAGUUAGGACUUAAAACAACUUACCCUCAUUAAUGACCCUCUACAUCAACAUACUGUGCUCCAAACAGAGGCUUGCAAGUCUUGCACCAAAACAGUUCGGUAUGAAUACGUCUUUGAAUUUCAAUAAAUUUCUUCUUCUUCUUCUGUACCUACACAAACCUACUAUUGACUGACAGCAGCAUGUCGGCGAAUACUUUGUCAUGCACCUGUAUUAAUAGCCAACAUGUAUCUGUUGUAUCCUGUCUUUAUCAAAUAUGCACCGUAGCGCUAAUUCAGAGAAGUGUUUAUUUGGCAGAGGGAGCCUAAGUGAAUUUACUUAACAAAAAAGAAAAAAAAGAAACGUUUUUUUUUUACUUUUUUUUUUCUUUGCUGUUUUCUGGACUCAAUCUUUUCUUCUUUCUGUUUUUCUGACUUUUUUUCUCCUUUUUUUUACGAACAUUUUUUCCACUCUUUAUGUUUUUUGGGAAAAAAUUUUACUGAAAUUUUUUCCUUUUUUUUUCGCCUUUCUGUAUUUCUGACUAUUUUUUUUCUUGACUAAACAAGAUACUUAAAAAUCCUGCAGGAAUCUCAUACAGUCAUGUAACGUAAACAACAUCGGCUGCUCCAAAUCAGCAAAUUCUGCAGUCCCUAGAUAACUUUGACUACAGGGUCACUGACACUAAAGCAUGUUAUUAAUUUAACAUAGGGUAUGCAGAUCCUGAGGUGCCUGCACAAAUUACACAAACUUCUGACAAUUCCAUCUAUCUGACUUAAAGAAAGGAGUAUCUCUCACUGUCUUAAACCCAAAAGAAAGAAAAACUUGAUUAAACUAAACAAGUCAACCAUGUUUGCUUCCGAUAAACUGAGCCGAGAGGGAUGAAAGCCUUGCUUUUGAAAUGAUCACAAUCCCAGAGAAUAGGAAAAACAAUUAGUAUGAAAAACAAUACAAAAAUAAAAUUGUCUGGAGAACAGAACUGAGAAAUAAUUAUCUAAAAAACAGAAAAAAAGUUAGUCAAAAGAACAGGAACAGGAAAAAAUUACUCUAAAAAACAGAGCUUUUUUUUUUUUUUUUUUUUGUUUCGGUGAAUGCAAUACAUUCCUGUAAAAAUCACAUGAACAGUGAGAAAGAUCCACAACACGCAAUAUGUUAGGUAUGUUCCAGGGACUUUUAAUGGGAGCUGAAUAGGAAGGACUAUCAGCUGUUUAAAUACAUCAAACCACUGCUUAUUGAAAAAUCAGGCAGAAACAAAUCCAACAAAGCAAUCCAACAAAUGUAAGCUAAAUUAGUGAUUUUAAUAUUUGGUGCAUUUCUGUGAUUUUCACAUGGGGGGGGGCGUUAUUGCAGUGCCUGUCAGAAGACAUCUAUCUGCACAUAAACUGAUAACCUUUCUGCAAUAAUCAUAAUAACCUGAAGAAACCUGAAGCAGUCAUCCCAAGAACAGACGCAGUUUUUAAUGAGAAAUUACAAAUCAAACUAUGAGGACAAUGAGCCAUAGUAUGUAAAAAGGGGUUUGAGGACAACACAUAUGCCUGUGAUAACCUGAGCACACAAGACAUCCAACGUUCAAGUGGUUCAUGAGUACAGAUCUGCAGCAGAAAUCGCAUUAUGGUUACAAGAAGAAAAAAAAAAAUCAAGUGAAAAUCUUCAUAUAUCAGCAUUUCAGUGUUUUUACUGUCCUUCUAAAGUCUUUAUCAGUCAGGACCCGUUAUCAGGAGGGUGUCCAGUCAGGCGAUUGGAUUUCAGUGUUUGCCUUCCCUUUCUGCUGCUGUCGGCCCCUAGAAAUGCUGAUGGGCCCUGAACUUGAUCUGUACUUGUUUCCUGAGGACAAAGGAAUAAAAAUAACCACCAUAGGAAGGGGUAUAGAGAGGGAGGGAUUAGUAGAGAUAGCUGGACAGAGUCUAGUCCAGUUAAGUUAUUUAGGUGUUUGCGAGGAAAGCACCAGGUCAAACUGCUGAAGGCCGACUCAGGCUAAGAGAGAAUGAGAGGGGAAAUGAGAUAACAUGGACAGACGGGACAGCCAUGGAGGGAAAUGUUCCUGCUUUGUCUGCUGUUUGCUGUAGCUGGUUUGGAUUGUGAGACACCGCAGACGGAGAAGACAGAGCAUUUGGUUGUGUAUUUGUGUGAUGGAGAGCAUGUGUCUCCAGCUGGGACUGCUGUCUCCCAGUCAUCCUGAGAGAAGGAGCGGAUGGAGGACGAGGCUCAGCUGGAUAGCCCGGGUAAACAGAAAUAUUCACUCUGCACGUCUCUUUGUCUUUGUACACCUUGACAAGUUAUUUGCUGUCCUUCCCUUUACCUUUGUGCAGCAUCUUGAGAGAGGCUUAGCUAAACAAUCGCAGGUCUAGAGGCAGGUGAGAAAAGCAAGGUUGGCUGUGUCUUUGUAAAAAAUAUUAUUUAUGAAUAUUAGCAGUGAAAGAGUGAAGCUGUUCCUGACAGAUUGGUCUCUAGAAUAAUUCUGUGCAUUACCUUUAACACUGCAUGGUAGAAGCCUACUUGCGUCCAAAUGGACCUGAAGUACUUUGUGGCUCUUACUGACCUUGUUUCUUCUUGUCUACAUCUUUGCUUGUCUUGUUCUUGCUCUUAAAUCCACAUUGUUAUAGAUAAAAGUGUCUGCUAAUAAUCUUCGUAAUAAUAACGUGUCAAAUUUUAAAAAUGUGUUACAACUGCCCAUUAAGUUUUAUGCAAAAAUAGAUGAUAUUCAUAAUGUACAGGAAAAAAAAUGUGCACAGUAGGAUCAAGACCAUACAAUUUAUGUAUUUAUUUAUUUAUUGGGGCCAAAAAUGAAUAAUUUUCCUGUCAUCAGCCAUAACAUGUAUUGCCUUUGGUGUUGUUGGUCAUCAUACCCUUGGAUAAUGAUGGUGACUCUUAAAUAUCAUGUCAUACGUAGGUUAGUUACUAAAGCAAAAGUCAUUUUUCUUUAUUUUUCAUUCCUAAUUCAACUGUGAAACAAGCAUGUAAAACAGAUCCAGUUUUUACUUGUCAAAGUCAAAUGUGCAGUUUCAGAAUUUCUAAAAAAUUUACACAACUUGCAUGUUGUAACUAAGUUCUACUCUGAGUCUUAUUUUAGUUCAGUUUAGUUAAAUUUUGUUUGUUUACUUUCCUUGCGUUUAGUUCAGUUAAGCUAAGCUCAGUAUAGUUCGAUUUGUUUAGUUUAGUUUAGUUUGUCUAAGCUUUAGUUUAGUUACUUUGAUUUAGUUUGGCUAAGCUUUAGUUAGUUUGGUUAGUUUAGUUCUGUACAUACAUACAUCCAGACAGACACAGACAGGCAUUAUAAGGCUUUAUUACGAGCAAAACUUAAAGAUAAUGAAGUUUAUAAAGACAGUGAAAAUUAAUGUAAAUCCUUACCUAUUAACUGGUUACAGUGUUUGCUUUUGCUGUAGAAGAUACCAAGGCUUUAAAGCAGACCUGCACAAAGUGAGGGCCUCGUUGAUUCAAGGAUUGUGCAGCUUUUGGGCCCUCUAAACCUGUGCAAACUGAGAAAGAUAUCAUCUAAUCCACAAAGCAUGCACAAAGGGGUUAAAUGCUUGACAAAUUGCACUGCUGAGCAAAUAGCAGCCCUGUGUAUCAGUGUUGUUUACAUACAUUCAAAUGAGCCAUAAUACGUUUAUUUGUUGCAAGAUGAACUAAAAUCAGUACUGAAAGCCACAAGCAGUUAGUGAAAACUUUAAUUUCCUUAUGGCAGCACAGAAAAAAGCAGAGUAACUGGAAGGGUCAUAAGACAGAUGAAACUGUUUACUGGUUUCAAAUAUCCUUUCAUACUUUCCCCUCUGGUAGGAUAUUUAAAUAAUCCCUUAAAUAAAUAAAAUUUUCAGAUCACUAUAGGCUAUAUCUAUGUCCUGCGGCCCACAGUCAAAUGAUGUGUCACUUGUUCGACUGCAGUGAUUGUGCAAUGAUUUCACAGUAUGGCAUGUUGGGCUCUGCCUCUGUUGCCAACUAACAUAUAAUAUUACAUUUGAAAAACCCCGAUUUACAGUACUGAACUCUCAUAACCUCCUCUAAAUCACACUGUGUCACUAGAAUAUUUUUGCAAAUGUUGGCUGUCUCUUCCAGGUUUGUCAUAGCUGGAAAAGAUUGGUACGACGUCUCUAUUCUUGCAUCAUUUUGAGAUUCCUGCAGCAUUUAAAGGAUGCACAUGAUUUUCACACACUGUUUCUGUGAGGAGCCAGAGUAUUUGGUCUUUUUCUGCAUUCUGCAGGCUGACAGUGGAUUAUAUAAGGAGCAGUGCGGAUGGAUAAGGUUGUCAUUUGGUUUAUCUGUUAGAUUAGAAUCAUCCAGGAGACUCGCACUGGCACUUUUCUUUCUGACUCUCUUUGAAUACUCUCGGCAAUGCAGAUAAGAAUCUCAUUAACAUGAAUUGGUCUGAACAUCUGUCAUUUUCCUUAUCCCUUUAUCUUGUUUUUUUCACCACCAGUUUGGCUUUUUUGUGUUCCCCAGUUCGUUGUGUAAGCACUCGGAGCUCAUACAGAAUUUUGCGUAGAAAUACUGCUGCAUUUUGGGAGACGCUGUCACGCUGGCUGUUGUUGUAAUUUGUCUCUACAUUGCAUGCAUUUAUCACACUGCUUUUGCUUCACAGGGGGAUUAACAUGAUUUUUGGUGUGUCUAAGAUGGCACUGAAGUCUUCGCCCCCCUUUUUUUUCUGCCAAUGCCAAAAAUGUAAAAUUUCCUAAAUAAAUGUCCAAAAGAGUUUAGGUCUACAGAUGGUCUUUAUGAUAUCAUAAAGGGUAAGAUAAGAAAAGCAGGCAAUAACCAGAAAUAGAACAAGGAGCUUUAAGAAUCUCAGUCUUUUAUACUCAAUCAGUACAUCAGCUCCACAUUAUCAAAAAGCUAAGUCAGUAGGUAGCUUGUGAAUGCUUUGAGAAAUCUUUUUGCCCUUAAAGGUGGGGAAGGCAGGAUCUGAGGAAGUGCCAGUUUUUGGGAGAAAUCUUGAAUGUAAACACUACCCCUCCCAACCAGUUUUCCCCUCAGCUCCUCCUCUCCCCUCCCUCUCUGCUCCAGCAAGUCCCGCCCACAAACAGACGCUCCUGCUCUCUCGUAUCGUUUUAAUUAAAUUCAGAUAUAAUGCAGAUAAAUACUUAAGAUAUAGAUUACAAAUGGGGUCCAGUCAAUGUGAAAGUAAACAGCAUUGGUGCUACUGUAGAUGCCAACAAACUACCAGAAAACACAAUGUUUGCAGGACUUCUACAACUAGGAUAAAGUGACAUAGUCCAGGACCUGAGGUAAACAGUUUAGUGGCGCUACAACAGGCAGCAGGUCCCAUUUUACAAGAAACACUUCUGUUGCAGACACUUGGCUUUCUUUGUUAAUGCGGUUUACCUGUCCAGCAGAAAGGUUACAGGGUCUGUAAGAUCCCGAAGCAUCCUGGAAGCAUUUAUGCCUUAUUGAUGUUGACCGGGUUUUUAGCCCUAGUCCGGUCUACCUCCUUUUUAACUGCCAGUUAUUCCGCCAGAGUCUCCAGUAUUUACUUCAUUGUGGCCAAAGGAGGAUUCAGACGGUUUUGCGUACUUUCUGUUUGGUUUCUUCUGUCCGAUAUUGUAGCACACUAACUUUGUUUGGGCUCAUGCAAGUUACUCAAGGAUGUGGAACAUGCCUCACAACAUGAGGGAGCAGCGUCUGCCUCACAACCAAUCAAGUUGGGGGAGGUGGAGAAUGGCUUUGUGUACAGUCCAAAAGAGUGGGACGCUCAAAAAUGUUAAAAUGUUGACUACACAGACAUAACAAAACACAGCAAUAUCGUGAUAUUCCCAUAUUUCAUCAAUAACUAAUAGCUAUUGACUGAUAUUAAAAGCUUUUUUGUAUAUACACCACAAAAAAUAUGCUUCUUAAACGGAUUCCUGCCUACACCACCUUUAACUGUUGAAUAUAAUCCACUAGAUUAUCAGCAUUAUUUGUUUUAUUAAAGGUAGCGCCAAACUUCUUUUUUCAUUAAAAUUAAAGCUUCAUUUUUGUAAAUCUGACCAUUCUUGUAAAACCAAUACUUCAAAAGUAUUUAAUGGUGUUUUAAGCUCAAUUUAUAGUUAUCUUUAAAGCAAAGUCUUCAGUCACCAAAGCCUUCGAAAAUUCAGCUCUGUUUUUAAACUUGUUAUCCAUGUGGUGAUCUGAGUAGACAGGGAUGCUGUGAUAAUGAAGCUCUGCUCUGAGUUGCUUCCUUAAUGUUGAUUUAGGGGUUGACUAGUCAAACAUGGCGAGUGCACCAGGAGAACAUGUGCCACUACACUACACGUUCAUCCACAAUCUGACCUCUAAAAAGAGAGGGCAGCUGCAGCCACAGUUACAAUAGUAUGUCUCUAAGUAGUACAUUGAAACAUGAGUGUUUUUUUCUACAUUUGUGUGGUAUGUGGUUUUUCUGUCGAUGUUGGAGCAGUUGGAGAUGAAGAAGUCGGCACAAAUGUGAAAAAUUAGCCUUGAUUGCACAGAAGUACAACCAAGCUCAUCUAUUUUUCACAUCAGGGGACUAUGAAUACAAAAUUUGGGGUUUAAUUCAUUUAUAUUUGUAUUUAUCUUCAUAAUGUACUUUUGUUUGAGGUAUGACAUAACUUUUUAUGACGUAAUUUUUUUAUAACCUUAGAAAUAGUUCAGCUUAAAGAAACUUGUGUUUUAGUUAUAGCUCUAUGCACAAACUGGAACAGCGCUACAUUAAAAAAAUUGUAUUAUAUGUUGUCUUUCUGCAGUAUAUAUUGCUGUAUUUUGGAAAAAAGGGAAUAUUGAAGGUGCAUCAAGCAAACCAUUUUCCCUCUGCUUCACAGCCGUGUUUACACUCUCUUCCACUUCCUCCUCUUGCCAUCAGCUCUUCUCUCUUUCCCCUCAGCCCCCAUGAUCCUCCUCUUCCUGGCUGUUGAAUCAAUGUCAGGAUAAUGAAGACAUAGUAUUGAUCGCAGGACGCUUUCAGGCUGGCUGAAAGUGGAGCUUCAAAAGGCGCUGAGUUGAAAUUAGAUUUUAUUUUGUACCUACAUAAAUGUGCACAUCUUAAUCAUUUGGCAAAAUAAUGAAGCAGCUCACACAGUGGGUUUAAACUGCGGCAUCAGUCAAAAAUGUAUUUGUGGAUUUAAUUGGAUUAGAUCUAUUUUGUGUUCUAUUAUUUCUCCACUUAUUUUGUUCUGCCGUGUUUGUGAUUGUUACUGUUAUUAGACCGCACUGUCCUAUUUUCCUCACAGGCAUCAUUAAAGUUUCAUCUUACAACAAAAGCAGGAAAAGGCUGUUGUAGAAGAGGAGCAGAACUGAGUGAGAUUUCAUGUUCCUGUCAUUUAAAAACACUCCCCAGCUCAUCACAUCUGUUUUUGUCCUGUCCUCAGAUAUUAAAGCCGGUGGUUAGUCCUGAAGUGAAUCACGGGCUGGGCAACAGACGGCUCAUUAACUUUUCUCUGUCAGGUAAGUCAUCGACAUCUGUCUCUAUCCCUCCAUCUAGCCUAGUAAAGCUGGACUCCUCAUAGAUCAAUGCUUUGUCCCCAUCUGACCCUUCUCUGACCUACAGCUCUCCCUGUCAGGGUCUGUUGUUUCAGUGUUGUCUUUUUAAAGGAGGUUAUGCGCUUAAAUCAAUGCCAGCUGGGUAAUUAUAGCCACUAAACCAGGGGGGUUGAAAGUCUACAACUGCAGGCCCACUACCACACAAAACCAUGUUGUCAUGGAUGCGGAGAACUAAACUCUGGUUUCCUGAAGCCUUGUUUUUUUUCCUUCUAUUUUUUUUUUUGAGCAUGCUCAGUUGGCUGGCUAAAGCAGGUAUUAGGUAAUUAGCAGCUCCAUUUUGUGAAGCAUCCACUGAUGUAUGAAAUAUUGUCGGAUAAUGUGUUGCUACAAACCUCAAAAAGGUGAAACUUAUGUUUUCAGAAAGUGUAAGCCAUGUUUUAAAAGCUUUCUUGAAGUGUGUGUGUGUUUAGAUCCGACUCAAUUAUUACAUUAAAAAAAUAGCAUAUUUUGUGGAGCCACUGCAAGGACCCUGGAGCUCACAGCUGUUUCUUUCCCCUUACAUAACAGUAUCAUUGUUACACAUUUUCCUUCACCUCUGCCCUCUGAAAGAUCCAGAAAUUUAUCAAGAAUCUCUAACAUAUGUAUGUGCAUGUAUCUUAAAGGGAUGUUGCGGAGUAAAUUAAGUUAGGGUCAAACACACUGUAACACCAGGUUAGACACCCCCUCGAGAGAUGAAUGUUGCAGACUACUUGCUUCUAUAGUUAUAAAAACUUUAGUAACAACUGCAGGACAGCAAUACACAGCAAUCUGAGGAGUCACACUCAAACCUCAACCAAAAAGCCUCUCUAUAGCCACAAAUGAUGCUCAGAGCAGCACCUAACUUCAUCAACAGUAUAUAUAGGGUCCCAGCUAUAGCACUAGCCAUCAAACAUCUUUUUAGCCUUGCCUGAUUUCGUUAACAAAGAGACUAAACACAACUCACCUACUCUCCUCUAGCAGCUGCUUGUUUGUGGGGGAGCCCUGACGAGUCAAUCACCAAGUGCAGCGGAGUUUUUCAGCUCAAGGAGGAACAUUUAUGAUUACUACAAUCAGACUGAGACGCUGAGGCAGAAGAACUACAGUGUCUGCAGUGCAAAAUGAUUAAUAUAGUGGUUAUUAGUGCAAGGAAAUGAUCCAGUGCACUCUGUGAUCGACUCGUCAAGGCUCCCCCACAAACAAUCGGCUGCUGGAAGAGAGUGGGGGAGUUGUGUUUGGUGUCUGCUGAAGAAACCAGGCAAAGCUAAAAAGAUGUUUGGUGGCUAGUACUAUGGCUGGGACCCUAUAUGUACUGUUGAUGAAGUUAGGUGCUGUUCUGGGCAUUAUUUGCUGCUAUAGAGUAGCUCAUAUUUAAACUGUGAUGAGCCUUUUGAGUUCAUAAGAGUAUACAGUAGUUCACUGAGGCAUCAAACUGCCUUAAAAAGCUUGAGGACACUCUCAUCAUAACCUGGUGGAUUCAUUCCCUCUUGCCCUUGGUAAACUAAUGCAGUGAUGUCAUUCUACAAAAAUGGAGGACAUGAUCAAGCAAAAUAUCGUGACACCAAAACUUCAGAGAGGAACUUUGUGGAGAUAUUUUUAGACUUGCUCUGCAGAAAAUAAAAGACAAAGGGCUGUAUGUCCACUUUGUACAAAGCAGCUGUCUAACUUGUCAACACUGACAAAUUUUCGGGCUCCAACAAUGUGGAGGAGGCACCGCUGUCUUUUUCUUGUUUGCGUGGCUGUACAUUCAUCGUAUAAGAAAGUUGACACCAGUGGAAGAGACCAGAAAAGUAACGACUGGACAUUUUUUAAUAUUACCUUUAUCGACUUCCUCUUCUGCCGAAACCGCAGAGAUAACAACAUGAUGUUCAAAAUUAGAAAAUGUGCCUUACGCCUUCAACAGUGUCACCUGAAGGUCACCCUGUAUUGAGACAGAGCUCUUCUGGAGCUGCAGAUAUUUAGAGUCCCUUCUGCUAAUAUCUCACACCCCUUUGGUCACUUAUUUUUAGUCAUUUUUGCUUUAAGAGGCUUAACAAACUGCACAGCAUCAACACUCUAUCUUUAAACCGCACUCUUUUCUAACUCCUCCUGUCUCUGACAAUCCCCAAAUGAAGUGAUUUAAGUCUUUGAGAUGAAACUUCAGGAUUUGGCAGCAGUGACAAACCCAGAGAUUUUUCGGUUGUUUUUUCUUUCAGUCCAUUUUCUGUUGUGAAAGCAAACUGGCCAAGACCCAAAAAACCCACUCUUCCUUCUCCUUCCUCUUCUUUUCAGACCUCCAGGCAGUUGGCUUGAAGAAAGGGAUGUUCUUCAAUCCUGACCCCUACCUGAAGCUCUCCAUCCAGCCUGGAAAGCACAGCAUCUUCCCUUCGCUGCCACACCAUGGCCAGGAGAAACGCUCUGGAGUUGUGUGCAACACAGUGAACCCCCAGUGGAGCACAGAGGUACACACACACACACACACACACACACACACACACACACUUGGACUUACACAGCAAAGAGGUUGAUAGAUUUAUGGGCUGUAUUUAGACAUGUAAGUAGUCUAAACUACAUUGUGUCCAUAAUGCUUCCUGUGUCAUUGACAUCCUUGGCCGUGCUCAGUCUAAUGUCAGCUGCUGUUAUUUAGCUGGUGGAGAAGAGUCUCAACUUCACAAAGUAUUGUUGAUCAGAAGAAAGACAGAAAUAGGAUUUGAUCCUGAUCAAAGAUGCUUGGCAAAAUCUCGACUGCAUUUAUGUCUUUAGUCGGCAUUUGAAGGCAGAGACUAAGGAACCUGUUUACUUUGUUAUUAGGUAUUUUUGAGUUAUUUUCAUAAUAAAAUAAGAUUAAUUGGGUCUAAAAUCACUGGGACAGGACCUGUCUGUGCACCCAAUGUGUUGAGUUGUCAGACAGAUAUACGUAUUUUGACUGUUUAAAGUAUUAGUCCGUGAAAAUAUAUACACCCAGGGUUUAUAUCAUUCUGGUCAUUUAACCAUUUUUGAAUUUCCCUCUGGGAUCAAUAAAGUAUCUAUCUAUCUGUCCGUCUGUCUGUCUGUCUGUCUGUCUGUCUGUCUGUCUGUCUGUCUGUCUACAUACGGGUUGUAGCGGUAAACCAGCAUUGAUGAUAACUACUGUUUGUAGAGUGUACUUCAUUUCAUUUUUUUGCCUCAACAAUUGUGGGAAAAAAAAAUGGUGAUAUCAUCAAAACCCUAAUUCAUACUAGUAAUGUUCAGGAGCAACGCAUUUGAUGGCUACACAGCUGCUCACACCCAACUUUUGACUGCCAUUUCAGGUCCAUAACAUGGAUAUAGAUUUUUUUUUUACUCGUUAAUUUGGUACUGGCUAAUAAGUGAAAUCCAAUCCUUCUGCCAACAAAACCCUUAUAUUCUCAAAACAUCAGUGUCUGAACUGUGUCGUAUUUAUGAGAGAUUCUAUGAUAUGAAUAGUCAGCAGGUGUCAAAACUUUGAGUAAUCUAACACAGCGAGUUGUGAUGUAUGGAGGGAAAGCAAACAGUGGUUGUUAACAAUAGCAGAAGUUUAUGUCUGGGAUGCCACAUACUAAAAUUUAAAUGAUUUUUUUAUGAAUGAAAACAUGCUGAAGUUUUGGAUUUCUUACAUGAAUCCUGCACAACAGACCAGAUUACAAACAAAGGUGGUAAUUGGGUUCUCCUUCAGUUCCAACUGUAGCAUAAGAUCUAUGAAAUCAAUCAAAAUCAUGUUUCUUUUUGUCAGAAAUAAGAUAAGCAGAUUGAUUUUGUCGUGUUGUGACUUUUUCUUAGAAAACACAAAAUUUCCAGGUAUACAUGACAAGUCAAUACUUUUAUAAAAACAGUAAAAUAAAGCAACAUGUACAUUAGGUUGACUAUGAUAGGGGAAAUUGCAUAACAAAAUCAUACACAAUUGGAAAUUAAUAACCUUAUUGAGUGACUGAAGAUGUGAUCAGUCCUUGAAUCAGUCUUUGUGUAUAGGUCUCAACAGCAUUUCUCCCCCAAAUUUUCCCCUUCGGCCAAAAUAACAUGCAAGGAAAAGUAAAUGUUUAGAGAUGGAGUGUGCAUGGAGACCAUGUGUGCUUGCAGUAUUUAGUCUGUUUGCGCUUCCUAUUGUUGUGAAAUGUGGUUGUCAGCUGUUCAUGAAAAUACCUGAAAUGAAGUUUUUCAAAAGUUUGACCAGACGGAUAUUUUUUGCAGUUAUCUACUUUUCUCUGCAGUUUCUGUAUACACAUGUAUCUGUUUGUCUCUGCAGCAUCUGACACUGAAGAUGAGUCUAAGACGUCAACUUCAGGUCCAAUUAGUGGUUUUCUUCCUGGUGCUGUGUCAGUCCACCUACACUCCCCUCAGUCAGUUUAGAAAGCUGCAAAAUACUUUUCUUUGAGAAAACUUUGCUUAGACCUAAUGAGAGGAGUGUUGCUGCAGAUGACCCAGAUUUAUACACAGCUAUUGACUCAAAUAAGCCAACUUCACUUUGGCUGAUGUACAGUGUUGUCUCAGGGUCUGCUGCAGCUUCAUCAGUUUUUUUCUGUCAUCUCUUUGGUUUGCUGUUGUUUGUUUUAAGUUUCAAAGUGAAAAUGAGCAAAAUUGUUUCUACAUUUCAGAAAAAUGUUCACUUUAUUACAUAUUAAAGGAAGGCAAACAGUAGCGACUGAUGAGCCUGGCGUAUUCGCCCUAUAACAGGACAUGCGCAUAAUCAUGAGUGGUUUAGUGUCUACUGCAGUGUUUGUCUGGGGAUGCUGUAUAGCGCAGCCGUUAUGCUUUCAUACAUCCCUCAGGAGACCUCAUACACUGAUUUAGUGCAGUGUCUCUCUUGGCAGCAUCCACUCAGCUCAAAGCCACUCUCCAUUUCCAAACAGCCUCCAUGAUGAGUGGAGCUCAGCUUGCUCUGCAGUGAUGUACUGUAUUACUAAUGUGGCCCUAUAGCAUGCUAACUCUGUCAGCUUGAUGUACAUGUUACAGUCCAGCGCAGUGAAGGUUGUAUGAUGGUCCAUGGUUAUUGCUGCUAACAAAGUCAUGACAGGAAUGAUAUCAUUGCUGGUGGAAGCGUUGUUAAUGGAGCCUCAUACUAACAGUAUUUUCAAAUUUGAUGGUUGUGUAAAAACACUGAAUAAUGAGUGGAAUUAAAUUACGUAUCAUUAAUCAGGGUUUUAUUCCAUAAAAUGUGAUCAUGCCAUCAUUGCUCACUUAAAAAGUGUCAUUAAAUUAAUCCAUGCUACAUUUUUUAUCAUCAGUCCAAUUAAAACAGAAAGAAAGACCAAUAUUCAAGCAGGGAAGCUUCCAGGGCUCUCUUUAGGUACACUUGUUUGAGUCAAGGAUAAUUGUUAAAGCUUUAAUUCCCUCAGGCUAUAGCUGAUAAAAAGUCAACAACUGUCAGGACAACAGUCUUCAUCAAAGAGAGGUAACUUAAACAGACACAGGUGAGAUGUGUUGAAAACAUCAUGUUGGGGGAACAGGGAACUGCUGUGGCAUAUAGACAGACAAAGUUGACCCAGAAACUCAAAAAUAAGAAAAGAUAUAGUACUAUAUAAAUGAGCUAAACAAACAAUGUUGUUUUCCAUAAGGAAAAGAAAAGGAACAAUAAUUAAUAUGAUUUUUUAAAAAGUGUCAAAUAGCUGAAGGGGAUGAAGAAGACCAAGAAAUAGAUUUAUAUAUUGAUUUAUGUAUCUGUUUAUCUGUAACUAAUAUCAAUUUAUCUAUCGAUUUAUUUAUUGUUAUUUCAUUCAUUCUUUCUUAGAAAUGGCUUGAAAAUCUGUCUCUUCCAUCUUCCAUCAAACUGUGUCAAUAAGAGACUCGUUAGACCUUUCAACCUUCCGAUAUUAUGAUUCAUUCAGGUCUUAAUGAGGAGAUCGAUUUUAAGCCAAGCACUAUGAAUGAAUUAUAUGCAGGGGUAGUUUGAUAUGUUUGUUUGGUUAGUUGUUGAUGCCUUCAAUCUGCAGUUUUAUUCUGAGUAAUCUAAAAACUUGUAACCAUGUUUAUCACUUUGAACAUUAUUUAUUAUCUAUGAUACCACAACUUCUAUAUUGAUGUGGCGGUAUUUAAACUGAGCCAAGUAUUUUUUUCCGUCUGUAUCUGUUCCAUUAAAUAUUCACUUAAGUUUAGCAAAUGUGGUUUUAAUUUUUUGAGUAUUAUUUAAUUAUUGUAGUCUGUCAAAUUUCAUGAAGAAAACAAACCAACAAAAGAAAAGAAAAAAAAAAAAAGAAAACACAAUGUCAUCUCAGUAUUACAUAUUAGCCAUUGGUUGAUCAAUAUAAAAUUAGAGCAUAUAAAUUUAAAACUAAUUAGAAAAUAACAAAUAAUUAGGAUUAAAAUAGAAAUGGAAUAGAAGAUUGGCCACUCCACUUCCACUGCAUGUAAAUAAAGCUGUAAGAUGCUGUCAGUGACUUCAGGCAAGUGUGAGUGUUCAGAUAAAUGGCCUCAGGUGAUGUCGCAUGAGCCAGACAUGAUAAAAUGUGAAGAUGACAAGUUUUGAAUUGUAAAUCUGGAGAUGUGGAGUUGGAGGAGAGAAUUCAUAAGACCUCUGACUGUUCGCUGUCCUGGUUUGAGAUGACAAGCUCCAAGCUACAUUCGAGACUACAAGAAUACCACAACCAGAUCUAAACUUAACUCUCAGGAGUCGAGAGGAACCAUAAAUAAUGUUUCUGCCAGUUUUAAACAGUAUAAGAAUGUAAUAUUAAAGUAAACAAAUCCAUAACUUUGGCUCUUUCAUUUGUGGGAAGUCUUUUUAAACAUGACAUCUCCAUGACGGGAUUUCUCCUGAAAUGCAUGACCAUGUUAUGGAUGUUUUAAAGGUUUGCACGAUCAUGUGUUUUCUUCUAUGGUUUCUGAGCUCCUCAGCUGAAGUGAUUCUCUCAUCAAGCUUCAAGGUUACCAGAGAUAGAGCCUGAAAUUUUACUACUAAAAUCCUUCUUUACAAGUGAGAGGCAGGAUGUCUUGAAUGAUGUGGCAAAACCAGGGAGGACUCAGCGUUUGAUUUUUAUUACAGAUAAUACACGGUAGGAUCCAGAGGAUUUGCUGUUAACAGCCACUCCAGCAUCCCACGUACCAAAAUUUGAGGCUUCCCUUGUUCUAUUCGGUUUCGCUUUACUCAUCCAAUCCUAUUUUUCUCUGUGUACCACUCAUUCUCCCUCUGCCCUCUCUGUCCUCUGCUCCUCUACAGCUUCAUCUCUCCUCUCUUCCUCCCACAGAUUAACGUUGUACUUCUGUGCAACAACACACUCCCCCCUCCUCCUCCUCCUCCUCCUCCUCUCAUCAUUUCCUCUCAGCAUUUCCUCUCUCUCUCUCUCUCUUUCUCUAUCUGUCCUACGCAGUUUCACUCUCUUUAUUGAAUUUGUCCAGCAUCCUCCCCUCACAAAACACGCACUUUUGCUCUGUCUGCUCUCUUCUGGCUCGUCUGCUAAAUUAUUCACUCUGACUCCUUUUCAUCCUGCUUCUUUAUCUUCCCCUGCCUGGCCUCUCUCUCUUCCCCACCUCUGCUCAUUUUUUUCUGUUUUCCUAACACCAAAAAAAUCAUUUUAGCCCAAGCAGCAGGGGGCAUUGUUAUAUUUUUGCCUCUAUUGUUAAUUCACUCACUGUCUAACCCUGUUGUUCCCUUAUUUUACACUUCUUUGCUUAUCUAGUUAUGGGUUUUUCAAGAUGCAGGAUUUGAAGUUACAAAUCCUCACUACCCAGCAAAUUAAAAUCAGCCAAUUUUAUUGUGGGAAACCGUCCUUUAGGAUUUAAGUUGAAUAUAUGUGGAUGAAAACAUGCACAUUAAAAGUCAAAGCUGUAAUCGCUGGCCAAAACAAGUGUCCAACAAAGUCUAUUCAAUUUAAAUCCAUUUAAUUCAGUCAAAUUCAAUUCAAUUUGAUUUUGAUCAGUUUAAUUUAAUUAAAUUUCAUGUAAUUAAAUGUAGUUCAGUUCAUGUUAAUCUUUUGAAGUGGCUGUGGAAACGUGUGUGGCACCAAAAAUCAGAAAUUAUUUACCAACAUAGAGGUCAGUCAACAAAGCAAACACUUUUUUGUGACUUGGUAUAAACUAUAUAUGAUAUAAUAUAAUAUACUAAAAGUUCUCUCUUAAAGCAGUAGAUCAGAAUGGGUUGUAUAUAUUGGCCUGAGUGAUGCAGAAACCUCCUCAUAUUUCAUGUUAUCUAAUACGAGGACCGUACUGGGUUUGUCUGCUGCAGGCUUGUUCUGCACCAGCAGAGUCCAUCUGGUGUUGUAAAGACUUGUUUCAGAAGCGUCCUUAAAGCACCACCCUCAGAUGUUUACUCAUUUAUGAUGCUAUAAAUAUACUUUACCUUUCACAAAGGGUUUCGCUCGACUAUACAGUGAGCAAUGUUUUCAACUAAGCCAUGUUGAAGUGAGAGACUUCCUUCGAAAACCACCCAAAAUCAUUGAAGUCAUGAAACGGUUUUACAUUUAAAUUAGGGACACCCAAUUCUCAGUAUAUAUUGGACCAUUCAGACAGCAUCAGUAUGCACUUGUGAAUGUCUUUUUCUUUCAGUUUCACUACGAAUAACAUCCAUGCAUUAUACUGAUUUGGCAUUGGUUGCGUGCGUGCGUGCGUUUAGUGCCUCUAAGUCCACAUGCUUGGAUGAGGACACUCCUCCCCUUUAUUAUUAUGAGGCACAUCAUAGAGCCCCUGCAUUGAGUCAGCAUACACUAAAAGCUUAAAGAAUUCAUUAAUAUUGGGGGUGAAUACUCAAAGUAUCCAAAGUGAGUAGUCUUUGGAAUAAUAAAAAAAAUAAUUAUUGAAUAUUCAUGUACAAGAAACCGAUAUUUUUCCUUUGACAAUGCAAUACAGGAUGUGUUUUUUUUUUCUUAGAUCAUCAUUUUUUCACAGCAACAUAAUGGAUUGCUGAUGAACAUACAGAGUAAUGCAUAUUGUUCAAAACUCUGGAUAUUAACAUAAAAAUGUCUCUGCUAACAAUCAUAUUGCAAGUAGCUGCAACAUGAGAAGUGAACAGGAAAAUUAUUCUAAAUUUACAGUAUCCGGUUUUUCAUCUCCUUGUUUUUAUUGAGAAAAAUAAGCUAAGAGACAGCGCAUCAUCUCUUCACUUCACUUAAAGAGCUUUGGCUUUGUUUUGGUGAUAAUACUCACUGAAUAAAAUGACAUGUCAGGAAAAUUAAAGGAGCUCUUUUACUGCUCACAUAUCAUCACAGGUUGCAUCACUUAUAAAUAACACAGUCUUUUAAAUUUUUUUCAAUGUCCUAAACGUCAAGACCUGGUCUUGUACUUCAUCAUGAUCCAAACCCAGCAGUCGUCAGCUUGUGAACACUUGUGAUCACUACAGCCUCUCUCUGUGUGCUCAUUCUGUUACUCACUGAUACACACACCAGCUGCCUCCUACUGCUCCUCUCCCUGCUCUCCUCUCUCCACCUGCUGUUGCCUGAUAGUUUGUUUCACUGUCACACAACAUGUUGAAGAUGCAGCAGACCAUCAACCUCCUCUUGCUCCCAAACUUUGUUUCACAUUGAUACUUAUGAUGAAUAAGGGGAGGGGCUUAUAGAUAUUAUUGCUCACACACAAAUCUCAAACAUGUCUUUCUGGAUCAAUUUUAACAGUUUUCUUCUUUUCUCGUCAAUGUUUAUCUCCAGAGGUUCAAUUUUGUGUCUCUACCAACUGACGUCCUAGAGAUCGAGGUGAAGGACAAGUUUGCCAAGAGUCGGCCGAUCAUCAAGCGAUUCCUGGGAAAGCUCUCUGUCCCAGUCCAAAGACUCCUGGAAAAACACGCCAUUGGGUAAACUCCUCACUCAAACACGCACAUCCCUGCAGAGAUGGCUGGGUGCAACAGGGUCGUGUUUGUCGGCAGUCCAGAAACUCCUCCAGUAUUGUACGAUUCAAGUCUGUAGAGCAGUGGAAGUUUUACCACAAACCAGCCCACACUGACAGACGAUGAGAGGAAGGCUGUGGGUGGUUGUUGCCAUUUUGAAGCUUUCGAGGCCAUCUGGUUUUAGCGAUGAUAACAUAGUGUAUCUGUUUAGACAACCUGCAUCUCUGCAACUGCAUAUAUUCAGCAAGGUGUAUACUUGUCAAACAGGUGCUAUAGACCUGAAACUUGCAACUUCCUCUCUCCGCUUUCACGAAAGACAUUUAUUUCUCUGCCUCUGUCUCUCUCUCUCUGUCUCUGUCUAUCUUCCUCCACAGGGAUCGAGUAGUGAGUUAUUCACUGGGUCGCAGGUUGCCGACAGAUCAUGUCUGCGGUCAGUUGCAGUUCCGCUUCGAGCUGACCUCUUCUAUUCACCCAGGUACAUGGUGCUUCCUGUCGUUUAGCAGCAUGAAAAGAUACACUUCCAAUCCUGCUAUCAUCCUUUUGCCCUGCAGAAAUAUGUUCUCACAAUAUUCUCAGUUCUGAGCUCAAGGGUGAAAGCUUAGAGAAAUUGCCACUUCUUAAAAAAAAUCAGGCUGCGGAUGUUUAAAAAAGGAGCUCCAUGUCCUUAAGGAUCUCAGUACUCAAAGAGGUGGACUGUAUAACUGCAGAUGAGCAAUUUUCCUACAGUAUGCUCAAACAUUAUGGUACUCCAUGCAUUCUUCACAAAGAGGAAAGACAUAAAAAGCCACUUUGUGUGGAUGAUGCUUGGGAGACUGGGAGAAAUUUAAGAUAAAACCUUUCCAGAUAAGGAGUUGACGUGUAGUUCAUUUUAGCCUUUCCAAAACCAGGAGUGUUGGAAACACAGUUUUGUCAGGAUAUUAGUGGGUAGGAACUUGAUAAAUUCUACGCUACUCAUGAUAAGGUGAUUUGUUUUGGAUUUGAUAGGUACCAGGUGCUAACCUACAGAGAAUAGUUUUAAAUUGGAUAUCAGAUGAAGAAAUAACUGAAACACAGAGGUGUAAGGCCGUGCUUAGUUCCUUCAACUUAAGGGAUCCAGAAUGUGAACUGUAUAUACUGUACAACAGUCGGGUGAAACUACAGAUACCUUCUCAUUAUUUAUUCUGAUAAUACAAUCAUAUCUGAUGAAAACAACUGGUAAAAGCAGCUCCUUUUUACUUAUUUGUCAGCUGGAAACACUUGUUGCCACAAGCUGACAUGAGAGUAAACAAGUGUUUUAGAGAGAGGUGACAAUUAUCCUACCCACAAAACAAUGUCCUGCACGUUAUUUUAGUAGGAGGAAAAAGUCUUCAAGUUUACAAGUUUACAUCAUGUCAGUCAGUUUGAGAAGUGAUCAUCACAACAAAGAUGUGUUGAAGCCAAAACACGGUGCAGUUGCCAUGGCUAGCACUAGCACCGAAACACUGAGUUUAGUUGUGCAGAUUAGGGAAGUGCAUAAACAUUUACUAUAGAUGCCCCAAAACCAUAAUCAAUUAAUGACAUUUACAGCAUUUGAUGACCCGCCAGACUUAAAAUUUCAUCAGGUAAAGGCACAGUUGGAAUCACGAUAUGUUUUGUUGAGCUGCAGGUUCUGUGCAGGUUUGUCCCCACCACCCUGUAUGAUGUGAUCUCAACAUACAAUCUCAAUCUAAUAGACUGAAGCAAAGUGAUAUAUGUUUUACCAGAGACAAAUGGACCACUUACACUAUUAUAGGUAAGAUAGGUAAGAUAUCAAAGCAUUAUAACACAGUGUAAUGUUAAAAAAAGGGGGAACGUUACAUAAUGUAUGAUUAGAAGACUCGUAAUCUAGUGCAUCCUAAUGAAAUGUAAAGCAUUGUAACAUUACAUAACUCAGCAUACCAUAACUCAACAUAAACUGCAUAACCAGACGGUGCAACAUAACAAGAUAUAACUGAGGCAAGUAACAUCACUCAGCACAGUGCAACAUAAUACAUGCAACACAAUAAAUAGCAAUGCAUUGUAGUGUAACAUAAAGCAACAUUUUGUAACGUAACAUGACACUAUUUUAUUGGUAACACUUUACAAUAACCAUAACUUAUAAAUGGUAAGCAGAUAGUUUAUUAAUGUGUAAUCAUCAUUUAUGAACAGCAUAUAGACCAUUAAUAAAUUGUAAAUUUUACAAUUUUAAAAACCUAACCCUAACUUUACAAUAACCAUCCAAGUAAUGUUUAUAGGUGGUUUAUAAACCAUUUAUUAAUCAUUUACAAAGUAUUACAAACAUCAGUUGCAACUUUACAAUAAUCAUCUAAGUAAUGUCUUUAGAUGGUUUAAAAACCAAAUAUUAACCUUUUACAAAGUGCUACUGACACACAUUUUAAUCUAGAUGUUUUACAACCAACAUUUAAACCCUAUAUAAACCUUUAAUAAAUAGUCCAUUAAUAAUUAAUGAAAAUUUUAAAUCAUUAUUUCAUUGCUUGUUAAUAGUAAAGUAACUAUUAACUUACAUUGAUAAACUAUCUAUUUGUCAUCUAUUAUUGGUCUAUAUGCUGUUUUUAAAUGAUGAUUCAACAUUAAUAAACUAUCUAUUUACCAUUUAUAAAUUAUGGAUAUUGUUAAGUGUUACCAUUUCAUUUAACAUAUCCUUACAUGAAAGAAAAAAAAAAAAAAUUAUUGAUUAUGUAUUACAUUAUAUUACAUUACAUACCAAAAUAUGAUACUUUUCUUUUACGCAUAGGGAAAUCUUGUCUUGUACAGCUACAAUUAAAAGCGAGAAUGAGAGCAAAGUAUGUAUUUAUUUUACAGGAAUCACAUGCACACCAGCAGGUAUAACGUGUGAGCACACACAUUGGCAAAUGUCUUGUCAUUAUGAAAACCUGUGUUGCACAGAUAAGAGUCUUUUCAUCACAAAGUGAAACAUAUUGCCCUCUCUGGAGUGCAGCGUCUUUAUGUCAGCCUUGUGUCUAAACUUAGUCUACUGAAUGUGUUUUCUUUGAUGACCCAGGGUCUGGAUACAGCCUUGAAAAAGACAGAGACAUAUUGGAUGUCCAGUAGUGCUCUGGUUCAGAGUUAAAAAAUAAAAUGACAGUAGAAGAGUCAGCGCUGUUGUUUGUUUCUGUGUGUGGAGAUUUCAGAUUUUUAUGUAUGCAGCUUUUCCUACUAAAUCUUCGCUUUACUUUGAGGUGUGUAAAGGCAACAAAAUCAGACCUUUUGAUUACAUAUACAUACUGUAAGAUUAGCAGGACAAUAAUACUAGAGCGAUAUAUUUACUCCAUGUUUGGAUCUGAAAGUGUGGUGUACAUUUAGUAUGUACCUGUAUUUAUUCUCAGAUGAUGAGGAGGUCUCCCUGAUCAUCGAGGCAGCCUGUCCUGAGGAGGAAAAUGCAGCAGAUGAGAACCACGCUGCUGAGGAGCCUGACGAUGACACGCGAAGUGUGGGACCUGACAUGCCUGACCUCCCCUUGGAUGGGGCUCCUGAUCCUGAUCCUGAGACCUCAGUGCCACCGCCCUCCAUCGAUGUAACCUCUGCAUCUGAGGAGGUUGUUCCUGCUGGUAAGGAAGAGGUUGAGGCGACUUCAGAGGGGGAGCAAGGAGCUGUAGGGGAGAGCACAGCAGGGGAUGAGCCCCCACCUGCAGAGCCCCAGUUGGAGCACGGGGAGGGGUCCUCACCUGAACAGCAGGAGGAAAACAAUGGUACAGAAGGAGAGGAUGGAGGAAGAGAGGUGGGGCAGCAGGAGCAAGAAGAGGAGGUGCAGGAAGCAGGGUCAGCACCACCUGCAGAGGGGGAUGUGACUGUAGGAAAAAUUGAAGUUGAAGAGGAAACACAGCCAAAGCCAGACUCAGACAAUCCUGAAGCAGCAGCAACAAACAGUGAAGCUGCUCCUGUUGAGGCUCAAACAGAGGCAGCCCAGGAAAACACCGUAGAACCAGACCAAGAGGCCCCCCUGGAGGUGACAGAGGGAGGAGACAGAAACUGUGUCCCCUGCACCUGCCAAUCCAUUUUCUCAAACUACAACUCUCAAGCUCCCUCUCGCCGUAAAAACCGCCCCUGUUCCCUUCCCGUGUCUGAACUGGAGACAGUGAUUGCGUCAGCCUGUGGUGAGCCAGAGACCCCCAGGUCACACUACAUCCGCAUUCACCACCUCCUCCACAGCCUCCCGUCUGCCCAGAUUAGACCUCCCAGCCAGGAGGAGGAGGAUACCGGGGAUGGAGAGAAUACUAGUAACACAAACAAUACCACAUCUCCGACCAUUAAAACCUCCAAAGAGGAGGAGGAGCAGGAGGAAGAGGAUGAGGAGGAUACAACGCUGUCUCCCUCUCAGGUAUGACCUAAGAUGAGAUGUGUAGAGUUGACAAAAUCUGUCCUUGAGUUUAUUAUUUCCAUCACCAACUCCAGAAAAGUUGGGAUGAUUUGUAAGAAAUAGAAUUUGAUGAUUUGCAAAAUUCUUAAACCCUGAUUGUGAUUGUGUACAGACGACAUAUCGAAUGUGAAAACUUAAUAAAACAUGAAAAAAAAAAAACAUAUAUUUAUAUUUCAUGCCAGUGAUAAGUUAAAAGGAGUUGGGACAGGGACAACAAAAGUAUUGAAAAAUUGCUCUUUUAUUAUAUCCCAUUAGCACCCAACUUAUGAGUUCAUUUGCAACAGGCUAGUAACAUGACUCCUGUAAAGUGUAAAACUGUAAAAUAUCAUUUAAAGUACAAAGCUUUGUUUAAUGAUGGAAAGCGAUACAGAACCUUGGAUGGCCCUGUACUACAAACAAGCAUGACUUCAAAGUCAAAAUCACUGCAUGGUCUUGAAAUCACUUCCAAGAACUGUUGUCUGGAAUCAUAUUUUGUUCCAUCACCUAAAAAUGCAGGUUAAAGCUGGUACCUACUCAAAGCAAUCCAUCCAUACACAUGGUCCAGAAACUAACUCUUGAUCUACAUUCAUUUAAAGCUGAACCAAAGCAAAGUGCAGAAACCAUGAACUGUGUGUUGAGAGGGGGCCACCCAGCUCAUUACCACAGCACAGUUUCAAAGCCAACAACUGUGAUUGUAUUGGGGUCUAGAGUAUGUGGCAUGGGUAGUGUACACAUUCGGUAUGGCACCAAAACUCUAGAGACAUACAGGCUUUAGAGCAACUAUCCAUACAAUGAGUUUUACAGCCAUUAGAGGCCUUGGAUAUGCCAGCAAGACAAUGACAAUGACUAUCCAUUACUGUAUCACUAUAUUAUUGUUUGGGGUUAUUGAACAGCCACUUGUUUGUGGGGGGAGCCCUGGCGAGUCGAUCACUGAGUGCAGCGGGGUUUCGCAGCUCAAGGAAGAACAUUUAUGAUUAUUACUUUAUGAAAAUGCAGUCAGACCGAGACGCUAAGGCAGAAGAACUACCAGGUCUACAGUGCAAAUUGAGUAUUAUGAUGAUUAUUACUUCAAGGAAAUGAUCCGCUUCGCUUGGUGAUCAACUCGUCAGGGCUUCUCUUUGCUAAAGAAAUCAGGCAAAGAUAAAAAGAUGUUUGGUGGCUUGUACUAUGGCUGGGACCCUCUAUGUAUUGUUGAUGAAGUUAGAUACUGUUCUGAGCAUUAUUUGUGGCUAUAGAGUGGCGUCUUGGUUGAGGUUUGCGUGUGGAGACAUAGACCUCUGUGUAUUGCUGUUGUGCGGUCAUCACUAAAGUUGAUGUAAGUAGAGAAGCAAGCAGUCGGCGACAUUCAUCUUUCGACGGGGUGUCUAACUCAGUGUUUUGGUGUGUUUGACCCUAACUUAAUUUUACUCCGGAAUAUCCCUUUAAAGGAUGUAGGGCUAGGGUUUGUGUAGGAAGAGCAUUAAAUGGAGAAUUGGAUCACAGCAUUGCUAAUAUUCAUACAGCUCUCUCACGCUUGUGUUUUGUUGCUUUAAGUACAAACAUAAGAGUGAAUGUUUCUGCUCUCUGUGUGUCCCUCAGGUCCCAGAGUGCCCUGGCCCCUGCUGCCGUCGUUCCCUGCCCCGUAGCCUCUCUAUUGAACGCCUCUCCGAGCUGAACCAGCUCUUGGAAGGUGAGGGAGUGGUAGGACACACAGUAAUCAGGAGGAUUUCCCCCUCCUGUCUAGAGAGUGAGGAGGGAGACUCCAGUCAUGGGGGAGGAAGAAGAAUCGGAGGCAGCACCCACAGACAUCCGGGCGAGAAUGAGUGUGAAUUCUGCGACACCUCCUGCUACAGCACCUCCUGCUACAGCACCUCCUGUUACAGCACGUCCUGUUACAGCAACUCAGGCAACGAAGGGAGAGGCCGCUACUGCAGCCACACCCGCCUCUCCUCAGUGGACAGCAACAGACUCUCUGGCAGCACUGUGUUCUCCUCCCAGGAUGAAGACGAGGAUGAGGAGAGCGCCUUUGAGCUACCUGAUGGCAACCAUGGACUAGAGGGCCCGGAGUCAGGUGGGGCAGAAAGGAGGACAGGAAGAUGGAAGGAGGCCAGGAGAGGAGAGAAUGGAGAGCCAGCUGUGGCGGGGCCCAGUGACAGGCACAACUCAGGUGAGUCACGGCAAAACCGGCUGUAUUCUGAUUCAUGCUUAUUAAAAAAGAAUACACUCAUCACUGUUAAAGUUUUACACUUUUAUGAGAGUCUGACCUGUUUUAAUACAUUUAAGUUUAGGGGGAUACACUCUUGUUCAGCUUCAAAUGAAAUCAGGUCUGAAUCCACUGAAGAAAGAGUUGAAGUCUCCAUGCUCAGUGGAGAGCAAGAAUUCAUCAGUCAGAUUUCCCUUUUUGUAUUGUUCUAAUGGUGAAGUUUAAAAUCCUGACGUUUGGUACAGUGGAGACUAAAAAUGGGAUGUGCUUUUAAUUUCAAUGUGGAGAAGUUGUCUGGAUGGUUUGUUUUUUAAAUGCUAAUUGUAAUUAAUAUUCUGAUAUUUUUUUAGUCUUGUUUUCUGGAUAUUUUUCUCUCCUGAAAUUGAUCUGGGCUCAGAAUAUUAUUUUUUGAAUGAGCCAUUGAUAAAACCAGACCAGUACGUAGUCUUUGAAGCAACAGAAACAACCAGAGUUGUAGACCUUAUGAUAGUCGAACCACAAGACAUUGCUCUCUGACCUUGUGUGGAUUUAAAAAUGCAGUGUCUUCAGAAAAAUGCUGCUCAGUCAACACAUUUAUACAAUAAAAACUAAGUGUAUCUCAACAUUUAGAAUUAAAAUGUCAUAAAUGAUUGUGACAAUCUAUUUGCUUUGGAACCUGAUUUAAAAAAGACACACAACGUUUGCUGCUAUCGUUAAGUAGAUGACAUGUUGUAUUUUAACAUGCUUAGCAUAUGUUUUGAUAAUGUAUCAGCCUGUUACUGGCAAGUCAACAAACAGGAAGAGCAGGAAGAAGGAAUCAUGUAAUUAUGUGGGAUGGCAGUUAGUGCAGAAAGGUGAAUUCAUCUUUUAAAAACCUUUGACUUGGAUUAUUUUCAGUUUUUUUCUCUAAGUUGAACUUUAAAAAAAACGGAGCAAAAAAUAGUUUUGUGAUUAAAGUAUAUAAUUAAAAAUGUCUCACACUCUUAAUAAUUUUUCCUUACCCUGGUCCUUACACCCUUCUGAUUUAGCCUGAGACUCUUUGCUUUGUGUCUGUUAAUGAGAGUGACAGACUGAGGAGAGAAGCUGUUGUUGUGGCUUAUGUUGGCAUAUGGUUCCUCUAUCAGAAAGGAGUUGAAGUUGAAGUAGGUUGCGUCGAGGCUGUGAUGAAGCUGAUGCCUUUUUUAUCAGGAGGACUGUGGGCGCUACAAGUCCUGGCUCAGAGGCAGGUUGGCUCACUGUUUGCUCAAAUGCUUCUCUCUCUGGCUGUCUGUUGUGGUCCGUUUCUGUCUUUUUUGGUGGCUGAAGUUCAGAGAAGAAAGCUGCACCAAAGUCACCAUCUGCAGCACCAUCUUGCCGUAUUUCAUCAUGUUCUCACAUAGUGUGAGAUGAAUAAGGAAAUCUGAUAUAAAUAUUUACUUUUACACGAUCACAACGUUAUAAUUAAAAUGACCAAACAAAGCUGUCCCAACAAAGGAAACUAAGGGUCCCUAUCUGACCUCUCCAUACUCCCCAAUUGCACAGACAUUGAUUCAGCUCUAUUAUAACUCAUAACUAGGGCUUGGCGAUAUGGCAAAAAGUUUAUCACUUUUUUUUUUGUUUUGUUUUCAUGACAGUCGAUAUCAAAAUAUCAAUCACGCUAGAAAAAAAAAUAGUUGUCAAUUUUAAAUGUUCCUUGUUACUCUUAAAUGAAAUUGAACAGUGCUUAUUGGUGGCAUGUCUUUUGCAGUAUAAUAAGCUACUGCAUCUGUGAGGUCUCUGUGUCUCUUCAAUGUUUUGUCAUAAGGUGUUGCACUAGAGAAAGCGGACUGAAUGGUCUGUUGUUUGGGAUGCACAGGCGCUAUGGGCUCCUUGCUCUGCUUGGGGUUUAUAAUCUUUUGCAUUGCGCAUGCUCUGCCACGUGGCACUGCUUCAGGUGGUGAAAAAAAAAGAUUUGAGGUAUUCCCCGACUUUGCUAUAACAUGUACUCAACAUAAUUUGCUUCAUGUCCGACCUCAAAAAAACAAAAUACCUCCACACCACCGACGUUUUCGUGCCAGUUUUGUCAACAAUGUUGUCAUCUGUUGAGCCUUCAUCUGCAUUACUGCCAGGGGUAGCACUCAUUUUCUGUUUUUCUUACUGACAGUGCUGUUGGCUUCAUGUGUUAAAGUACUAUGCUUGCGUGUAGCUGCAGCCUGCUACUACUCAGUUGUUUGCAAUUGGUUGAAUGCAAAUGAGACCCGAAGCAACUCCCCUUUUCAUUGGCUUUUCGUAUAGUCUACCAAAACAUGGCAGAAUGCCCACUAUUAAAAAGCAUAUUGACCAUGUUUUAUAUUGAUAUUGAGGGAAAUUAUUAUCAUUAUUAUAUAAUAUAUUAUUAUAUAUUAGCCCUACUAAUAACCCCUAAAUGUCUCUAUAACAGGGACAACAGAAACCUUGAAUAGGGUGUGUAAAAGGGGCUGCAAAAGGGAUUCACCUUCAGCAGCUCUAAAUAUAGUUCAAUUUAUGAGUGACAGCCAUGCUGCUAUUCAUGUCACUUUGAACCCUGCCUGUGUGCUGUCAAACUGUGAGAAAAUGGCACUAUAAUUCUGUACUUAAUUAAAUAAAUAAUGAUAGAAACAUGUUGCCAAGGAGCUUUUCUUCUGCAGCUACAGAUCAUUAAUUAAUGCAGACCUAUGUUCAAAAUCCCAAAGGCCGUAAACAUUGAAGCAGCAGACGCAGUCAGGGGUGAUACAUAUUUCAUGUGUGAAAAGGGCUGAAAGGGAGCUAAGGUAAAACUGGCUUACGGGUCAAUGACAUGACGCCUCAAUAUUCUGUCCGGCUGUAUUUUCUUUAAAUUACAAAAAGUGUCAAAAUAUCAUGUGGUGCGACCGACCAGCCAUGACUUCUGUUUUGAAAACUUCUUUGAAAUUACUCUAAAUCUAUUACAAUUUAGUUUCUGCAAUGUUCGGCAUAAUUUUCUAAGUGUUUUUUUAUUCCUGUAAAAAAUUGCAAAGCUUUUGCAGUUAUAUUUUUUUUAGGGCUGUCAAUCGAUUAAAAUAUUUAAUCGCGAUUAAUCGAAUUGUGAUCAUAAUUAAUCAUGAUUAAUCGCAAAUUGAUCGCAUAUUUUUGAUCAAUUCUAAAUCGAUCUUUUUCAAAUUGUUAUACUUUUAUCAACAUAAGAAUCAACAUGAGAACAGAUCGUGGAUUUUCAUGGUAAUGGUGGUCCUACACGGUAAUUCAUAUGUCCAGUCAUUGGAUGCAAUCCGUAUGCUUUCACGCAGACCAACGUCCUGCACAAUGCUAAUCGGCCGACAAGCGGGAGCCACCCAUUUAGCGAUUUCUGUUUCAAGUUUGCAUUUAGUAGAGCUCUCCAUCUGUUUACCUUGCACAUUCAGCAUUGUUUGCUUGAGGCGGGGGGGCGGGGGGGCUCUCUGCAUCAGCUGUGUGCUUGGCCGACAAGUGAUAUUUGAGACUAGACGUACUCCGGUGGUAGCUAAAUUCAGCUCGACAGGAAACACAAAUGACUUUUGUCCUGUCAAGAGAGCCAUCUGGCAAGGCUUUGUAGCUGAACUUUCUGUUCAAAAUCGUGUUCUUAUCCAUUAUAUCCUAGUUUCUACUCACGUGGAUUUGUUUAUGUCUGCUGCGGAAUCAGUCAGUGCUCUACUUCCUGAUUCGCGAAACUACGGAGUGCCCCGAGGCUCACAUAGCUCACCAACUGUUCCUCUACCCUUUUACAACGGCAAGAAUAUCGAGGCAGUGUGUGUAUAGUUUGGUGAAGCCAGGCUAAGGCUUGCGUUAAUCGUGCGUCAAAAAAAUUUGUGGCGUUAAAAGUCACUCGAGUUAACGCGACAAUAAUGCGUUAACUUUGACAGCCUUAAUUUUUUCAUAAUAUACAAACAAUUUUUGUCCGAUCGUGUCCAUUUCAAUAAAUAUCAUGUGGUGCGACCAUCAAAAAAUGAAAAUUUUUGACACUUUUAUGCUGAAAUUUACUCAAGGUCAGGAAGUUGAAUCAUUCACCAUUUUGUCGUAGAGUUAUGGAAGCAGAAAGAGGUUUGGUGGCUCUCUCAUUUCUUUAAAAAAAAAAGACCUUUUCAACUGCUGUAAUGGUGUUGCCACUUUUGGAUAUCAUGUGGUAUGACCUAAAAAAAACCCAAUAAUUUAAGUUAUUUCCACAAAUAUGUAUUUUAAUUAUAAAUUUCAUAGUGACCUUUUGUGGGAAGCUAGUGAGCUUUGUUUAUGUGGCUAAUCCUGUAUCAGUAAGAUUUGACUGAAUUUGAAAAUGUCAUGCGGUGCGACCAAUUAUCAUGUGGUGCGACCACUGCAGAUUGUUUUCCAUCAUAAAUAUAUGCCCUAGAUUGGCAGUAUUUACGCUUUUUAUAUUCAAUUGAUGAUUGAUAAACACAAAGUACUUAAUUUUGAAUUUUUUUUGUUAUUUGAUGAGUCAUUUUGCUAAUAUAUCUGAAAUAAUGGUUAGUUCAUCUCUGUGCAAAAUAAGAAAAAAAAUAUUAAAAGCAUGCCAUUUCACUUAAGGUAUUUAUGCCAUUGUUAGCAAUUUGUUAACUUUCAUGUAUCAAUUUAAGUCAUUUUAAUUAAUUUUACCAGAUGCAACCGCCAAGCAAAGUUAAAAGCGCUCGCCAUAGGCAGCGUGUCAACUCUGACCCUGCAGCAUGGUGUUCAUGCGAGGACUGGUCAAAGAUUGGGCCAAGAUUGUUGACAUCGUUGCACAGAUAGUGAGAGGAGCGCUUCGCCGAGAGCGUUAUAUUCAUGAUUGUUCAAAUCAGUUUGAUUUACCUGAUGACGUUCUCUAUGAACGUUACAAGUUUUCCUCGGACGGCCUCAAUAUUCAGGUAGCAUGAAGUCUCAGCAAUGCACUAAUAUUUGCCAAGCUCCAGGUUCCAAUUUCAUGCAGCAUAUCAGUCAUCAUUCAGAAUUUAUUGAAGCAGAUUAGAAAACUCUCUUAACCCCAAAUCUGUCUGCAGAUGACAUGUGACCAUCAGAUGAUGGAGAAAAAAGAAAAAAAGGCAGUGUGAGGAAAUCACUGUUAACGCGUUGAAAUGUGUACAAAUAAAAUCUUCCAGUAAACCAGCUAACCACUUUGACAGAUGUUUUUAGAUUUAUUUUUAUUUGCUCCCACGUUUGUUCAUUCCUAUCGUGUUUUCAUUUUUUGUGUGAUAUGUAGGCCGUAUGAGCCUUUCAUAAAGGUGGUCAUCCAGAGAAGUAAGUGGGUCCGUGCGGUCCCUGAAAACUCUCGCACGCCGGAGUGCUCCUCGGACAAUGCGAGCACCGGGGUCUGUAGGAUCCUCCAAGAACAGACAAGCCAUUUUUUCGAGAGAGCUCAUUGGUCAGUGGGCGGGGUUUUUAUACUCCGUGAGUUCAAUCUGGAACUUAACCUGCCCCGGGGCAGGUUAGCUGUUCAGUGUAUGUUGCCAUGGAGACUCGCCUCGCUAAGAAGUGAACCUGCGUCGUAGAACAGGAAACCCCGAUCUUACCCUCGAAGUUACCUCGCUAAGCAGUAGUCCUGCUUCGUAGAACUGACCUGAUCGGCAUGCCAGGCUCAUGGCUCAGCUCAACUGAACUGAGAAAGGAACAAAUCAGUUCACGUCGAUCACUCAGCAGUUCCAUUCUUUUGAAUGAAAUGUUCAUAAACAACACAACACUAUUUACAGUUUUUUUGGAGGUCAUCAUGAGGAUGAAUUUUUGUUGUGAUUGUUAGAAAAUUUGUGUGUGUCACGUUCAAAUGAUUUUGAAGGUGACCUGUAAGCAGGAAGGUCAUCUUAGCUCUAAAUUAGCACAAAAAAGCUCAUUUAAAUCCAAAUAAACAACUCUUAAAUACAAAGACGCUGUUUGUUUUUGAGCCCAGUUUGGAGUGAAGUUAUCUCUCUGAACACACUUGGUAAAUUGGACAAUGUUAUUAUUAUUAUUUUUUUUUCCCAAGCAUGCAAGAUAAUUAAUAUCUUGUGCGCACAGAAUGAUUGUAAUGCACACUCAUUUUUCAAUCCACACUGUUAGAUCUCUCGAGAGUCAACAUGAGUCCAGCAGGAGAGAGACCAUUUUCCAGGCAGACCUUGCAAAGUGUUGAUCCAGCAGAACCAGAUCAAAUGUAUUGUCAGAUUUUCUUCAUCAGUAAAACAUCCAAUCUUAGACUGUGUCAUCAGGAUUACACCUUGGCCUUUAAGCGUCCCAAGAUCAGUCUGUAUGGAGAGCAAAAGAAGGAGGAACACAGGCCUCCGAUAUAAUAAUAAUAAUACAUUUUAUUUAAAAGCGCCUUUCUGGACACCCAAGGACACUGUACAGGCAUUAAGAACACAGUUAAAACACUGUUAAAAUAAAUAAAAACAAUAUACAGGUAUGGAAAUGGACAGUUAAAGGGAAUAUGAGCUCCAGCUCCCAUUGUUGGGAGGAUUUGUGUCUCUCUAUGAAGGUCGGCUAACAGUCUGUUUUAGAUCAAACAUUUACACUGAGACACUAAUCUGACUGAUGCUGAGUCACUAAGAUUUACAGACUUCCCUGAAUGCAUCAGAAAUGAUGGAUCUGACCUCCAUUCAACAAACAAACAUUUUCGAAGUAGUUUUCUCCUUAAGACCUGACAAAGAUGGACUUAGGACGAAUCUGCAUUAUAGUGCUGUUUUUUUAGAAACGUGAGACAUGUAAAUCACAAGAACAUCCAUUUAUUUUUUCUGGUUUAUAUUUUGCUGAAGCAAUUACGAGUAAAUUAUUUCCAUUACGUUCUUUUUACGUUGAAACUGAGACUCAGCACAAUCAGACAAACCACAAGUAAGAGCAAAGCUUUAGUGUUUCUUUAUUUUGACGGUGAAACUGAGACCCAGAGGGUUGAAACCACUGAAUUCUGCCAGCUAGAAGCCAUCAUAUUUAGUUUUGCCAACUCCUCAAAAAGGAAAGUAGCUAUUGGCUUGCUUAAUAGUCGCCAGAAAUUGCUAAAUGAUAACAUUGUCUAAUUUUCAUAAUUGGACAAAUUGUAAUGUAAGGGGGGAGGAACGUCGUGGGAGAGACAAAAAGUGAGUAAAAAACACCCCAAAUAUGUUUAGAACUACAAAUGAACUUCUUUCUGUCGAUUCUUUUUUUUUUUUUUCAAAUGUUGCAAUACCAACCCUCUUCCUUUAUCCGGGCUUGGGACCAGCAAAAAUGACCCAAUUGAGACAAUUUGGCGGAGUUACUGAGGUUUUUUUUUAUUUUAUUUUUUAUUUUUUAUUUUUUUAUAUGUUUAAUUAAGUUUUGGGGGAAAGGGGGAAUUUUUUUACGACACCUCAAUUUACCUAAUCAUAGGUGUUUUGGGCUAUUUGGGAGAAACCGGAGCUCCCGGAGGAAACCCAUGCAGACACAUCUAAUUCACAUAUUUUACAUUAAGAAACAAAGGGGGAAUUUUUUUUUGACGACGCUUCAAUUUUACCUAAUCAUACGCUUGUUGGGCUAUUUGGGAAAAACCAGAGCUCCCGGGGAAAACCCAUGCAGACACGAGGAGAACACGCCAACUCCACACAGAGUCUGACCUCCGUGAAGCCACCGUGCUGCUCAAGAGAUCUGGGAUAGUUUUUACAGCACAUCACGUCACCUGGAGGAUUUUGCACGGGAUCAAAGCCAUAAGCCAAAAACCCGCCAGAUGCAUGUUCUUUGCGCUCCAUCAGCACUGUGUUCUGGUUCUGGUUCCAACAACGCAUGCCAUCGCAGUGUAGCAGCAGCCCUAGGCAGCUGCAACACUGCUGCCAUGCUGCCAGUGAGUGAUGGCGUGUGCUGUUGGCCUGAGCUGGAAUGCAGCACUGAAAUCCCCCAGGUGAGGUGCUGUGCUGUAAAAACUAUCUCAGAGAGAUUCAGUUCACAGAGUGAACGCAGUUGCUGAAGCGACAAGACUUCUUCCGGAGCCACCGACCGAAUAGGACCACACAGUUCUGACCUUUCUUCUUCUUCUUCUUCUCCUCCGGUCUCCUCUCAGUGUCACUCUCAUCCUGGAAAUACCUGGGAAGACAAGGUCUCCUUUUCGGCUCCAAGUCUUCCCCUGAGUCUUUUUCCGAUAUAGAGAGAGGACUCAGGACGAAUUCAGGGGGUUUAGGUUUAACCUGGAUAAUUAGGGGUUUCCGUGGGGUCUUCUUCUCCGCCUGUCUCCUCUUGACUGGAACCGGGUCACCUUAACAAUGAAAAUCAAAGGAAGACAGAGAUUAGCGUUAGUGCCACGACUCUUCAUACUUCUUGUUUAUUUCAAAGUUUGAAAAAAAAAAUGUCAAUGUAAAGUUACAGUUGUUGUUUCCUACCUGAAGUGACAGUCCUGUCCUUAGAGGUCUCCCCCUCAGUGUCACUCUCAUCCUUGAAAUACCUGGGAAGACAAGGUCUCCUUUUCGGCUCCAAGUCUUUCUCUGAGUCUUCUUCCGAUAUAGAGGAGUGUUCAGCGGGUUCAGGUUUAACCUGGAUAAUUCGGGGUUUCCGUGGGGUCUGGGUAUUAGGUUUAACCAGGGUCAAUAAGGGUGUCCGUGGGGUCUGUUCAUUAAAGCCACUGCUGCCCCUGGAGCUGUGAAGGUAAAAUUAUAUGCAGUCAAUCACAGGUAUAUGAAGAUUAUACUCUAGAAAUGCACAAGGGUGUACCAUAAGGUUCUGUCCCGGGCCUACUGCCUUUUGAUAUGAACCUGACAUGUUCUGACAGAAUACUCUAAACUCUGGUAUGAAAUUCUGUGAUGAUAAUUAUCUCAUUUACUCUUGUUCACCUACACCUGCUAAAGUUCAUUUAAACUUUCAUCAGGCAUUUGAUCGAAGUAUAAGAUGAACUUUAAAAACUACAAAUCAUUUUAAACAUAUGUAGAACUUGUGCUUUUUUAAAUGAUGAUUAUUAACAGCUUUUAAAACAAUAAUAAUCCUAAAUCUCUCUGUCUAAAGGUAAUAUAUGAAAUCAGUUCAUAUGUAUUUAAAACCAUCGUCUGUAUAUAGUAAGGACAACAUGACCUAGACUGUGCCUGUCACCGGGGGAUUCUGUUCUCGCUAAGGUUUCACCUAGCGAGAAGCCAGAUGAUGUCCAUUGUAUAUGCAGUCUAUGGCAUAAACAGACACUUACUCAGAGCUUUGCUUUGCGUUGGUGAUAAAUGGAUGGGCGAGGACUUCGCUUGGGGUGAUUCUCUUGCUGGGAUCUAUCUGAAGCAUGGCCUUCAAAAGGUUGAUGCACUCCUUCUUCUCAUUGGCAUCCUCGCCAGCAAGGGUGGUUAGCUAAUGGAGGAAACAAAGUGGAGAAAAGUUAACUUUCUGGUUCUUGAAGAGCUUAAUUUAGAGCUGCAACUAUGUGGAUUUUAACACUUACUUUUUCCAGCUGGUCCAGGCUUUCAAAAGGGCAGUGGCAGGAGUCAAUAAACCAAACGUCUGUUUGAGCAUACUCGUAAGGGGUCUGAAACGAUAAAGAAUUAUUUUUAGAAAUCUCUCCAUCAUUGAUCACUAUGUGGAAAAUCUAGAAAAGGGUAAUCUUAACUGUGGUAGAAAUUUAAGAUGAAACUGUUCAGGAUCUUACCUUCAGUCUCCAUUGGCCAGAAGUCUUUUUGCAAUACAUCCUGGUUCUCAACCCGUUAUCAAAAACGUGGUUUGGAGGAGCACCGAGGACCUUGAUCAUGGAAUGCAGCUGCAAAACAACACAGAUUAACAUCAACAUGUUAAAUAAAUCAAUCAAUUAAAAUUUAAAAAAAAAUUUGCAAAAAUGUUCUUGAACCACUUAGCAACAUUGACUUAAUUCUCUAAGUUGAAUUUAGACUUUUUUCUUGUAACCUGGACAUUUUUUUUCAAAAGUGCAUGCUGAAAAUAAUAUGUCCUCCCUCUCAAGGUGUGAAUCUAGUCCGACAGCCUCAUAAAGGAGAUGCAAGCAACUUUUAACCACUGAAGUUCACUGUCUCUUUGUUAAAUGACCAGCAAGACUAAAUCCAACAGGAGAAAAGAAAUGAAAUGAAAAAGAAAUAUUUCAAAAACUUACAGCAUCAUAUUCCAAUCUUGCUGGAAAGAGCUUAUGUCCAGUUAGCAUGAACGCCAUCACCACACCGAGAGACCACAUGUCAAUGGCCUCUGAAAACGGCUGCCCUAAAAUGAUCUCUGGAGCCCUGAAAGUGACACAAAAUCAUAAUGUUAAUUAAGAAAACUUUUCAUCUCUAAGUAAGAUAUCAUUAGCCUGGCUGGGCCAUCCUGUUGUGUGAAUCACUUGCCGUUCCUUUCCACAACAGUCUGGACUUCGGCCCACUGGGAGCUUAUAUUCCCGGUCAGAAAAUAACCUGACCGGAACUACACACUCCCAAUGGGCCAAGGUCCAGACUGUCGUGGGAAGGAACGGCAAGUGAUUCGCGCAACAGGAUGGCUCAGCCAGGCUAAGAUAUCACAUCUUGCAGGAGGGAUAGAGCUUACCUGAAGUUUAAAGCUUGUUUGCGUUGGCCCUGCACCGCAGAGCUGGUUGGAAAAGCCAAUCCAAAGUCAAUGAGCUUGACCUGGAGAGGCUCCUCAUCUGAGUCCACCACCAUGAUGUUGUCCGGCUUUAUAUCCGAGUGGAUCACUUUGUAGGUCUUCAGAACAUCCAAGGCUGUAGCCAUCUGCAAAUCAGACAAAGUACACAGUCAGAGCAAAGAAAUUAAACUUUGACAACAAUAAUAAUAAUAAUAUCUAGAAAACUACCUCCCCAAAUGCCACCUGUUGGUCAUUAGAGAGAUAGCAGAUUUUUCCUUAUUUGUCUCACUUCCUGUGAGCAGUCUAUCAGCAGCCGUGACGGCUGGUUAUUGAUUGGUCUGCUCUUUUCUUACCUGAUGGAUGACGCUUCUAACGUUGGCCAGAUUUAGAGGGUCAAAGCUACGGGUGACUGUCAUAUGUUUCCAAAGAGUCUCAUCCAACAUCUCAAACACUAAGCCUUUGAUGUUAUCCUUCAGUGGAAUCAUCUCAAUAUACCUGACGAUGUUCUUCUCGUCCAAGUUGUUCCUCUUGAAGAAUUCCAACAAAUCAUACUGUAGAUGAAACAGAGAAACACAAUGUUAAAACUCAUUUCUUGAGAUGUUUACAUAUUCCUAACUUUGUUUCUUGGUAAUAAAAUAAGGUGUGUGUAUGACAAAAUUCAUAAUAAAAAGGAAAGAUGCAUUUUUGCUGAGAACACUGAUUGUUAAAAUUUGAGUAGGACCUAGGAACUUAGAGUGGUAUCUGUGUAAGGUGUUUUCUGCCUGUAACACAGACAUGACAAACCUCAGGUAUAGAGGUUUGAGCCCACCAGGUGUUUCUGUCUGUUUUUGGUUCUCUAUUAUGUGAAAACUAAAAGUGUCUAAAGCAUUGAACUUACCUCAUUUCUAAACCCCUCGGUAUCACGUAGGACCUUUAUGGCAACGAUAUCAUCAGUGUCCACUUUUAAACAUUUUAGCACGACCCCAAAGGCCCCAUGUCCAGCCUCCUUCAGCAAACAGUAGUUACUGGGGAGGAUGUUGGCAUAGUCUUUAUUCAUGGUCAUGUUAUUUUUUUUAAAGUGUAGGGAAAUGAAGAUCAGCUUAAUAUGAGCUGAGUUGCAGAAAGAGCGCAGAGUGACAAAACUUUUCUGUGUAUUGUAGUCUUUGCUUCAAUGUAAGGUUUAACCCUUGACUUACCUUUUUCUGGGGCUUUGAUGGCAUGAUGUCAUGAUGACAUCAUUACAGAGUCAUGAUGACACAUCAAAGCCCCAAAAUUCUAGAAGCAGGUUUAAAAAAUGCUGAGGAGCUUCUUGUCGCCAUAGCAACACAGUUGACAAAAGUAGAACAGCAGAGGCCAUUUUUUGACUGUAUUCAUGGACACUUUUGGAUACAAACCAUAGAUUGUUUAUAUUAUAAACACAGUUGAUGUGUCAGUGUGCGAAUUUGAGGCCUAAUUGCUCUCGUAUUUGCGGGAGUUUUCCCUAUUUCCUGAAACAUUUGCACAGUAGCAUUCAGGAUAGACUAGCUGUGAUUACACUCUGCUUACAGAGUAUGAUUGUGAGUUUUGUUUGGUGGUGGUCAGAGACCUGCGUGAAGCUUAGCCUGGCUGGGCCAUCCUGUUGCGUGAAUCACUUGACGUUCCUUCCCACCACAGUCUGGACUUCGGCCCAUAGAGAGCGUGUAUUCCCGAUCAGAAAAUAACCGGGCCAAUCAGAGACUGUGUUUUCACUGUUACUCGGACAACAGGGAAAGGCAGCCCCUGAUUGGUCCAUGUACUACUGUAACCAGUCACCGUAACCAAGCAUCUGUGAUGAUGUCAGAUGCUUGGUUACGGUGAUUGGUUACAGUAGUCUGUCUAUCAAGGAAAGUACUCCCGCCCGCUUUCAGGGCUUCCAAUGGGCCUGUGGUGGGAAGGAACGUCAAGUAAUUCACGCAACUGGAUGGCCCAGCCAGGCUACGUGAAGCUGGCCCCCCACCCUACGAGAAAUCUUGGGAAAACAGUCUGCUUCAUUUGUGCUUCGUUUGUGCUGGUUUGUGCCGUUAAAAUUUUCGUUUUUGUUUGUGCUGCUAUGGUUUUUAAGUUAUUAGAUAUUGUUUUAUAGGUCAUCCAGAGGUCACCCAGCCCCCCACUUGUUCUGAAUGGACCCGAAAUUGUGCCAUUCAUCAGUGCUUUGUUUGUGCUGUUAAAAUUUCACCAUUUCAGGUCCAUUCGGAACAAAUGGGGGGCUGGGUGACCUCUGAAUGACCUAUAAACAAUAUUUAAUAACUUGAAAACCAUAGCAGCACAAACAAAAAUGUUAAUAGUACAAACCAGCAUAAUUGAAGCAAACUAUUUUCCUGAAAUUUUGUGUGGCGUGGGGUGGGGGGCAGCUUCACCUGGUUGGUCAGAGAGGCCGUAGCAUUCUGCAAUAUUGCCAUAGAUAUGAUCAGGAGGGGCAUCCUCUUGUGGGUUCCAGUGUCAAAAUGGAGAUACAACCAAAAUUGGCUUCAUAGCGCUCCUACAAAAUUUCAAAAAUUAAGCCACAGCCCCUGUGUGUGGUCCAUAGCUAUGGAAUCACAAAGUUGGUGAUGCAACACUGCUUGGGCCUGUUUAUUUGGCCACAAUUAUAACAAUAAUAAUUAUUAUUAUUAUUGUAAUUAUAGUAAUAAUGGACUGUAAUGCACUUUGUGUUACAUCCUUUGUAUGAAAAGUGCUUUUUAAAUAAAGUUUGAUUAUGAUAAUUAUUAUUUUCAUUAUUAUUAUUAUUAUUACUAUUAUUAUUAUUUUUAGUAGUAGUAGUAUAAGUAUUAUUUUAUAUUCUGUUUGAUUUAGUAACAUGCAUUAUUAACAGUUACAGGACCAUUCCCAUUGCAAUCAUAAUGUUCUGCAUGCACUUUGCUCCUUGACCUCUAGUCACUUUACUGUACAUUUUGACAUGUAGCAAGUGUACAUAUGAUCAAUAAUGCCAAUAAAGCUUAGCUUGAUUACUACUUACAUUUUCAACAAUCCAUUGGUGAAAAGCCAGAUCAGCUGUUGCAUCAAUUGCUGUCAUACAUGCCUGUUUGUACUGAAAAGGAAUAAUUUAUCAAAGCAGAAUCAGGUCUAUUGGCCAAGUUUGUGUCAGCAUUGCUCUCUAUGUGCACAUUUAACAUGAAAUAUUCAGUGACCAACCAAUAGACUAUAACAACAAGCCAACCAUCAUUGUAAUUUACCCUAAGAUCGUUUAGUGCAUUCAAAAAUUUAACAUCAGCUUAGCUUGAUUUGAUUUUGAGGCUGAACUCUUAUUUACCAAUCUCCUCGCACUCCUCGCCACUCAUUCAGCACCAGUUCUUUCUGUAGUAGUUCCUGUUUCACAGGGUCCUUCUUGUCUUCAAUCACGGCUGUAUUGGACACCAUCUUGCCUUUCGCUUUGCCUUGGUGGCUCCUGUCCACUGCUGGCUGGGAGGAUUUCGGCCUGGUGUUGAUGUUUAGCUCUUAUAACUGGUAUCCCGCAGAGGAUACGCUCCUGUCCAAAUCCAUUGUUGAUCGCCUAUGGUACAAGGUAGACAAGGCCUGGAACUAUUAGCUCAAACUGAAAGAAUUAACAAUGACCAAAUCGCGGUUGAUGCCCAAAAAAUAUUAUUAUUAUUAUUAUUAUUAUUCAAAAAUAAAAUAUUCACAUUCACUCAAGCCUUUUAUAACUACAUUGCAAUUUUUCAACUAUUUAUCAUUUUCAAUCUGGAAGUGGUAGCAGGUGGAGUAGCAGCAAGAUAGCAGACAUGUCACUGCCCCAGCCUACAUUAAAACAUCAGGUUAGCAGAAUGCCACAUGUAGGCUACCUUAAAUUGGCACAAUAACUAUAUCUAUAUCAUCAACAACAGUAAUUAAAGUUCCAGUCAUACCAUUCUCAACUCCAACAGCAGACUCAGAAUUGCGCAUUAAUUCCAAGAGUUCUGUGGUGGGCGCCAGUCCAUGGCUUUCCUUGAUAACGUUUGCUUUGAAACUGGGCCACCUUUCUGAGAAUUUGUUGGCAGUGACCUCACCAAAAAGGAGCCUGAAAUCAUGUUCUAUCUGUAAUGCAAAGUACAUAGAAAGGAAUGAUAAAUGACACUGCAUGCUGCAUGGGAUAUUUCUGUUAUUCAACAAAUGAAGAUGCCUUACCAGUCCUGAGGCCUAUACUACGAAGCUGGAUUUGGUCUCAGCGAGAUAACUUCUGGGUUUUCCGUGCUACGAAGGUGGAUCCCUUUUGAUCCGGGUCCGUUGCCCCGGUAACCAAACCUGCUCCGGAGCAGGUUAUGUUUCAGGAUAAGAUCUCAGCAGGUAUAUAAGACCGCCCAAUGACCAGUCGGAUCUCUUGGAAAAUGGCUUGCCCACUUUUGCCGGAUCCCGGGGACAUCAUUGCACGGAUAGUGAGAGGAGCGCUUCGCCGAGAGCGUUAUAUUCAUGAUCGUUCAAAUCCGUUUGAUAUACCUGAUGACGUUGUCUAUGAACGUUACAAGUUUUCCUCGGACGGCCUCAGUAUUCAGGUAGCAUGAAGUCUCUGCAAUGCACUAAUAUUUGCCAAGCUCCAGGUUCCAAUUUCAUGCAGCAUAUCAGUCAUCAUUCAGAAUUUAUUGAAGCAGAUUAGAAAACUCUUAACCCCAAAUGUGUCUGCAGAUGACAUGUGACCAUCAUGGAGAAAAAAGAAAAAAAGGCAGUGUGAGGAAAUCACUGUCAACGCGUUGAAAUAUGUACAAAUAAAAUCUUCCAAUAAACCUACAAACUACUUUAAAGGAUGUUUUUAGAUUUAUUUUUAUUUGCUCCCAUGUACUCUUUUCCCCACUGCUGUUGUAUCUGAAAUAAUGAGGUCAAUGAUGGUGGUGAUCACACACGCUGCAUGACAACAUAUUAGGGGGCCAUAUAUUUGUUGCCAGCCGUCCCUCCCGCUUUUAACGGCUGUGGCUGUCCUGCUCCUCACUGUUAUAAUGUUGUGGUACUCCUCGUAUUUGCGUAAAAUAAUGCUCUGCUCCUCGGCUGUGAAAUAUGACGUGCAGCCUUCUCCAUUGUGGAGAUUGGUCCGGUGCCACUGACCCCACCUCCUUUACGUGUGCGCACACAGAUCUAGACUGACCACAACUGAAUUUAGUUAGCGAGUUGAUAUCCUGCCUCGUAGUACAGCUGAUCGGGAUUACGGAGAUCUGGUGAAGUUGAGCGAGUUGUGGCAGAGUUAUCCUGGGUGUGUUAAUCCAGCUUCGUAGUGCAGGCCUCUGGACCACAUAAACAAACACACACAGAGUUAAAUUUUUGUCAAAAAGGGAAAUGAAAUGUUUGUGUUCAUGUUUGAAAUGUUAAUAAAAUUUGGUUUGAAUAUAAAAUUUGCAUGAAAUUAAUUGUUCAUAGGUCUCUUUAAAUUGAUUUUUAAUGAUACAAGGUCCUCAGGUCAUUUGGCGCGACCACCAAUCAUGUGGUGCGACCAAUAAUAACAUUAAUUAUAUCAAAUACAAACUAAAAUAUCUAAAUUCUGUUACUGGGACAUUAAUACCUGAAACAAUAUGCUUACAUGAAAGGUAGUUUCAAAACAUUUUUAUCAGUAUUAUGCAAUUUAAAGAAAAAAAUAGUCAGUGAACUACAUUAGAUAUAGCGACUGUGACAUUAUAGAGCUAAUAUUUGAGAUCAUUAUUUACAAAAACUCAAAUAAAAUGCAAACGCUUUGUCCCUGAGUAUUUGAUAUUACCGACAAUUUGUAAAAAACUAUGGGUAUGUUGAAAAAAUGUAAUAAUUUUGAGAUAAAUGUUGGUCGCACCAAAUGACAUUUUUUAAGGCCACGGGCAAUUCAUCUAUAUGAAAAAACACUAAAAUUGCCUAAUUUAAAAAUUAAACUUUAGUUUUUGUAUACAUAACAUCCUUAGUGUUUGAACUGUUGCAAAAGAUAUUCUUAUUUUUGGUAUUUUAAAAUUGGCAUGUUGAAAAACCUUAUACGUCAUUGACCCUUACACAUGGCUGUAUGUAUUUUGAAACACACCAAAUUAACCCUGUAAUGCCUGGAUGUUGAAUUUGCACAAUAAUCUAAACAGAAUUUACAAAUCAGGACGUUAACCUGAUUUAAAAAAAUGCUAAAUGUGCAGAGAUGUAAAUUUCUCAGGUCCUAAGUGCAAAAGAAAGACAUUUCAGCUGCUUCACACACCGCCUGCAGUCAAAUUAGACUGACCUUGUUUCACUGGGUACGUUUUGAUGUUUUAUACUGUAUUAGAACAUUUUACAUGAUGACUCUUAUAGACUGUUGGAAAAGUAGGUCACACACACACACAGGCAGAGUUUUUCAGGAACAAAAUGAAAUUCCCUCCUCUGAAAUGCAAUCAGCGGCAGCAGCCUGCCAGGUUUGCCCUUUCAAACAAAUUUCUUUCCUUUCCUAUCUCCUGUUCAUCUCCAAACCUACUAAAACAACCUUCACCAAAUGGAAAGAGAGUUUUCUCACAGUGUUUAAAUAUUAAAAAGCUUCUUUUCCCCUCCAAUUAGAAAUAAUAGUCAGACCAGAUCUUGUUCUUUUCUGAUAUUACUAAUGAAACUCUUCAAUUCAUUACAAAUUUGGAAAAAUUUGCAUAUUUUUGCAGUCCCAUUUUUAUAGAGAACCAUGAAUAUAUCAGUCAUAUUUUAAGCCCACUAGUUUGCACUUAAUACUUAUUUUGUGUUAUAUUAUGCAUGGAUGAAUUAUUAUAUCCACUUUUAAAAACAGAUGCACUCAUGUUAUCUAAAUUAAUUCUACACAAUAAUAGAUAUUUUGCAAGUUGAAGACCCAUCACAGAUAUGAGCCAUUUGAAACAGGUAUGUACAGAACACUGUUUAAGGGUGUCCCCUCUUAUGAUGUGAGGAUUGUGGAAAAACAGAAACAAGGAGAAAGGUGAGUAAUGCUUUGUAAUGUGUGCAGUUGAAUAUAUCGGAGGAUGUCUGCAGAGAGCCAUUGUGUGAGUAUUUUUGCUUGAGUUUCUGCUUGGACAGUAUCCUCCACUAGAAAACAGGAGGGACUUAUAGCUCCAAGCUGUGUUUUGUAAACACUUACAGACUGCUAUUAUGGUUUUAUUCUUUUAUGUAUUUUACCUUUAUUUAACCAGUAAUGUCCCAUUGAGAUUAAAAACCUCUUUUUCAAGGGAGUCCUGGCCAAGAGGCAGCAAAAAAGAAAGAGUUCAAAUCAAAAAGCCUGAGUUUGAGAAAUAACUAUAAUAAUUAUAAUGAGCUGAUUUCGGGUUGAAAGUUUCACCCUCCGCCGCGUCACCGGCAUACACGAAAAUAAAGCUCCAUGCCAUUCAUGGGGAUUUUGCAGAAAACAUAAAUAAACCUACUGAGACCAUGUUUUUACACCCAGUAUUUACAUUCUAGUUGCCUGUAAAAGGUCCAUAUAGUGACUCUUAAGUUUUACACAUAACUUGGCAUAAGUGUAGAGGGUACUGUUUAUGAUACUGCAUAGUUCAUAUCAGAAGUUGAGAACUGGUUGGAACAAGCUCAAGCCAAACAACACCAUCUGCCUUUAUUCUCAGUGUCAUUGCAAAGUGUCAUUACACAUUGCAAAGGACAGUCAGCAGGAACUACAACAAAGAAAGUAAUCCCAAUAUGACACAUUAUUGCUUUACUAUAUACUACAAUAUCAGCUCUAAAGUAAGAGCUUACUGUAAAACUGACUUAUUUUGUGAGACCGGCAGCUCUCCAGUAAUACUGUAAACUUGGCAUGUUUCAUCAACAUUCAUGGGCUUUUCUAUCUUGCAGAAAAGGUCUGUGUGUUUUCAGACUGUCCACAUCCAAUCCUUCAAAAAUGACAAUAAUCAGUGAAAACAAAUGCAUUGAUUGUGACAAAGAAAGCAAAUAAAAAAAAAAGAAAGUUAAAAUGAUGUUUUAUUGAUUAAGGGCAGGUGAAUAAGCCAGUAGGAAACAGUAUUUUUAUGGGGGUUCUUUUGCUGUAGCUUAUUCCCGUCAUAUGUUGUUGGGACACAAUGUUAAAGCUCCAACUUCAUCGAAGUUUAGGAUAACUCCUUGUAAUUCUCAAUUUAAAGGCAUUGUUAGGAGUAUUUGUCUGCUUGAGAAACAGACUGAAGCUGAUACUGAUGUCUUUCUAUCUCAUUAAAAAGGAAAUAAGAGAGCUAGCAGCAAGACUUGGUAUUUCUCUGUCCUAAUUUUAAUGCCUGGACCACUAGGGGAGGGUAGGUUUCAGACCAGAUGGUUGACAGCAGAGGUCUUUUUAAACUUCUACAAGUACAAAUACUCAGAGUGAGUGGUCAACUCUGGAUGAUGUUUUUGUCUGAAAACACACCUUUGCAUGUGCAGAACGGGGAAUUCAAUCAUCACUUUGUCCACAGGGGGGCGCCAGAACCAGCACAAACCAAACGUUCCUCACAGCAGCAUUAAGCAGUUAUGGAGAGAUCUUUGUAUAUUUUUUUACUUUUUUGUUUUCUCACAAUUUAUUUGUUGGAGUUUGGUCUUUUUCCAACAUUAGCCAACAUCAUGCAUCAACUAUGAGUGUCGCCUACAGGACAAAAUCCAUGCCCUACAAUAGUGACAGUUUAAACAAACUUAGAUCAGAAGGAUACUGUGUUAUAAUUAGGAAUCAAGGAAAGACUGAGUUUUAACAUCCUAUGAGUGCAAAUAUGUAGCCUGACAGGUGAUAUGAUCCAUCUCCAGUUCUAUAGUAACAUAAGUAUAAUGUUUCUCUGAUGUCCUGUAGGCUCAGACCUCUCCCCUCCAGUUGGUCAUCUACCAGUCCUGCGACCCAGCCAUGACCUAAACCAUUUUCCUGCAGCCACUGACCCAGCCUUACCUCCAAGUAAGAUCAACACCUCCCAGUCUUACUCUGGAGUCACAUCCCUGCACCUUGGUUUGCUGUGUUUCAUUUCUUCAUUUCACUCAGUUGCAUGCUGCCAUGAAUGUCCCAAACAUCUCCUCUGUGUUUGUCAUUGCCCAUCUCACCAUCCACCUCUUUUCAUCAUCACAAUGCUCUCUGUUGCUUCUGGUUCAAGGUGGGUCUGCGUUGAGAUUUUAAUGUUGGGAAGGUCUCUGAUCUUUGCAGGAAAGUCAAUUUCUGGAAAAAGUAAACUCCACAUCACCAUCUCCAUCAUCAUUUUUAUCCACUGGAAGUCCCAAAUACAGGACACGUUUGCUUCGCCAUGAAGCUGCAGCCUUUCCCUAAAAAUGCAGAUACGUUUUUACAAGUUUUAAGGAAGAUUAGGUGCAGGAAUGAUCUCUAGGCAGAAACAUUUAGACAUGGUUUAUGUAGCUUGCUUGUCGGCACAGAGGUUGCACUGUUAAGGAACAUCAGGCCUUGGCAGAAACACACUGAAACAAAGUGGAACACUAAUUCAUCCUAGAUUCAUCCUAGAACAUAUAAAUGGUCCGUUUAAAACCUCAAAUUACAAUAAACAAAUUUCAAAGGGAUGAAAAGUAAGGUUAUUUACAGAUGUGCUUCUCUAUAAUGUUCAAAAGCAAAUGAGACCAGCAAAUAGUAAGAGUGAGUGAUAAAUGUCACCGUAGAAAGACAACAGGUGUAGUCUUUUAAUAAGCCUAAAUAAUAAUUGCUAACCCAACAAUUAGACCAUAUAAGGUGCUUAUAAACAUUCACAAAUGCUAGCAGUGUGUAUAAUAAUACACUUAUAGGCCCUUAUUCAAAACUUUUAUAUAAACAAUUAAUAUGCCUGUCAAAGACAUCUAUAGGAUGGUUAUUAACAUUAAUUAGACUUCAUAGGGGUUAAUUCAAGAUCAAUUCACAUUAGGGCCCGACCGAUAUGGAUUUUUUGGGGCCGAUACCAAUUAAUCAGCCGGUUUUUAAAAUUUUUUAUGAAGUUUAAAAAAAAUAAAUAUACGGUAGAUAUCUAUAGUACACUAUAUACUGUAAAUAUACUGAAGGGUACUGCUCUUCAUGCUGACAGGAAGACCGACUGAUCAAACUCAGACCAGAAAAACGUUUUCAACUACCCCUCCAUGUCUUAACUCAUGUUGCUCAUUUUCGGUCCAGUCUCAUCUGAGACAUGCAGCUGCCUCAGAAAGAGAAGUAGCUCGAUCACUUAAUGUGUACUGUUGUUUAUUCUACCGUUACUGGCACGGCUAACAGUGUAGCAAGGCCAAUAGCAGGUGGCUAAUUCUAACUUAAGCUUGCAUAUUACAUGGUGCUUCACCGUUAACUCGGCGUGACUGAGACCAGCACAGCGGGGAACAUCGUGAUGUGGGUUGAACUGAAACUUGUUGACUUAUUGUGUAUUUCACAAACUGGUUUAUUUACCGUUGAGGCGGACCACUCUCCGCCGUGCGUCCCUGAGCUGCCUGCUUCAGAUCCUUCACUCUGCUGUGCUGUGAGGUAGUUAGUGGAUGAAGAUUGUACUGAGAUCGCUGCACCAUCUACAGGAUAAAUCAGGGAACUUUUCAAAUGGUGAAACAUUUUUUAAGUGAAACCAAAUCUUAUUCUCCGCUUUUUAUUUCUGAAAAUAUCGAUGAAAAUCGGCAAGUUUUGGCCAAUUACCGAUUAGUCUCAAACGGGCCAAAACUGGCCGAUAAAAAAUUCAGGCCCUAAUUCACAUAUUUAUGAUAGACCUGUAAAAAAAAUUGCAGAAAACUUAGUAUUUAUAACAGUAUAGUUUUAAUCAAAAUUACUACGAAUUUUUCUCUGUUAAUUACAUGACAAGACAAUAACGUGUCCAGAUUAAUGCCUUGUUAGGAUUAGUAAAUCUGUAUUAGGGACUUGUUAACAAUUAACAAUUCACCUUUGCAGCUACUGAAUCUAAAGUGAGAACAGUGUCUAUAAAUUCUUAUAAAGCAAUUAUUAACUAUUAAUUAUUAGCUAUCUGCUAGCAAUAAGUCGCAGUCAUUCUUUGUUGGAGAAAAAAGACUUUGCUGACAACAAAGUCAUCUAGGCUUUAUACUUGUUGGUACACUUGACUUAAGAUAUGCUAUUAGCUUAAAUAAGUUAAUGUUUUGCUACCAGUUUUCAGCAGUAUGAUGUCUAAAGUUAAAGGAGCAGCAGACAAGCCAAGGAAGCCAGUCUUGUGAGAAUACUGGAAGAUGAUCUUUAUUAGUAACCCAUAGUAAGGAACUCAUAAAAAUAACACUGGCUGUUUGAAAUGGAAAACAAAAUCCCAAGCGAGAAACUGCAGCUACAAAUAUUAACACAAUUUACUUGAGAAAUGUCCAAUCAGAAAGCCAUGUCUGGUGAGAAGACCAGAUUGUCUUUCUUAACAAUUUACACUGUGACUAGUUAAAGCAUCUGUUUUCUUUUGCUUUCACAUUAUGUUGAGUCAAUCUGUGCUUUUGUAAACCUUGGGAUUUGAUGGUGACACUGAAGUUUAUCAGAAACAAAGCCUGAUCUGUACAAGAAAGUUAACACCAUUAUCUGAUUAUGCAGUCACCUAAAACCAGCCCAAACCAUGAUGAAAUGAAGCAGAGCUACAAAAAGAAAAUGGGCAAACUUUCUCCCGAACUGUGAAGGGAAGAAAAAAGGCUGUCCUGUGUGUAUGUGUGCGUGCGUGCAUGUGUGUGUGUGUGUACAGGCAAAGGAGUCAUUACAACCAGCAGAGGAAAAGUUUUCCUUUCCUGAGGGGGCAGCCUUCAUCUUCCUCCUUCUCUUUCAGCAGUUAGUCAGAGCUGAGAAAAGCUGCUGCUGUUAUUGUCUCACACAUUCACACUGAGGCCAUUUAUUAACCUAAUUAAAAUCCUGGUUCUGACAUGCAAAAUACACAAAUGGCAAGCUUUCAUGUUCUGGUUUUAAACUGCUUUUGGUUUCUGCCUUUCAUCAAUGCAUUUGAUCACAAAAUCCCCCCCAAAAAACAUCCUCAAAGCAGGCAGCAAAGGGUAAAAAAAAUUACGAUUACACACCGUUUUUACUGUAGUCAUUUUUAACCAAGAGUUCAAAGGCAAGUGAUUCUUACAGUGUUUGUACUUGUACAGUUGCUGCCAGUGGGGUAAUAUGAGCUUUUGAAAUUGUAACAAAUCUUUCUGGAUUAAAAUAAUUUUAAUGAAGAGAGAUUUAAUCUUUAACAAGAUGCAAAAAAGGAUGUCAAAUGUGCAAAGUCCGUGGUGAUUAGACCUUACUGUGACGUCCCUAUUUCUUCUAACUGUUCGCAAGGCUGACUGCAGGAUAGGAGUCUACGCGUUGGUAGUUGUUGCACGGAAAGGAUGCAAGAUAAAAAGAAGGGUUGACAUAUGACAGGUGAAAUUCAGACAAUGAUGAGGAGUGGAGGUGACUGGGGUAGAAGGACAGAUGUAGAGAUUUACAGCUGCAGGAUGAGUGGUGGUAAGAGGUUGUUGCAAAACUGAGAUGUUGGAGAGAGAAGCAGUUGAAGAUAUAAAUAUACAUUUUUAAGGAAUAAAUGUGUCAAUUUUAAUUGUCUGUAUGUUUCCAAGUUAACCUUCAGACAUUUUAUAUGUUUAUGAAGAGAGAGAAAGAGGCCAGAAUUCCUGUGAUAAAUAGGAUGCAUUCCUUUCUGGUUCUGCAGAAAUUGGAGUUCACCACCUUUGGAUGCCAAAAAAAGUGUUUUAGAAGUUUAAUACACAGCUUUAAGAGCUAGGAUAAAAAUAUUUAGUUAAUUGUUUGUUUUUCCUUUGUAUUGAUUUAUUUACUUGCUCAAUUUGGUAGCAACACUUAGUCUGUGAAUAGAAGCACAGCUUGUAGGAGUGAAUCCACUGAGAUUUAUCACCAGCUGUGCAGUUUGCCUCGACUCCACACAACUUUUUUUUUAUUCCCCAGCCUUCUGCAUCUAAUUUGAUUGUACAAGAAUAAACAUGGAAGUUAAUUUUCUAUCUGCUGAAGCGUUCAUGUUUUACUGUAUCCGCUCGAGGUGUAGGUCUGCAUGUCUUGGCUCACAGGUUUAGCGUAACAUCUUCAAAGGUGGUGUUAUGUCCUAAUGAAUUGCUGCACUAUGGCUGCAGGUGAGCUCACUUCUUUCCCACAUUCUUCCUCUUUUCUUGAACUAGUUACAGAGUUUCAGGCUUUUUUUUAACUCGCAGUUGCUGCACGCCCACAGUGUUUUAACAAAAAGCUCAUGCUCUCCAAUCCGGCAUCGAUCAGCUUGUCAGUAAAGAUCUGAAAGUCUAAGUGAUCUUAAGGGCAGGCAUCAGAGCAUGCAUGAAGGGAUUUAUUAUCCACUCAGUUUUGGUUUAUGAUGUAAAGCAUCAAAGCGGUGGGAAAAAGCCCAACCUCUCUACUUUCCUUUAAAGAAGAAACUCAGUCCUGGUGAGCGGAUGGUGUUCAAAGAAGAAAGAUAAGAGAAGUGCGGUCUGGAUACUAAAACUUUGAGCGAGUGGUAACUAAAGUAAGGAUUUGUGCACCACUCAGCUCUGGAUGUUCUUGUUUAACCUCUGGAGUUUGAGCAAUUAUUAAAUUUAAAAAAAAAAAAGGAAAAAAAAUCUGACUCUGCUCAUCUCUCUUUUGACAGACUGGGAAGCUCGCGUGGACAGCCAUGGCAGAGUUUUCUAUGUGGACCACGUCAACCGAACCACAACCUGGCAGAGACCGAGCAACAGUGGCAAGUGUAACCACGGCAUCCCCCGCUCAGGAUCCACGCAGCAGAUGGAACAACUCAACAGGAGGUCAGACUGCACUACACACAGAGGCAGCAACCAACUCAACCGAUGUUGUCAAACCAACAUCUGAUUAAACUUAAUUAAGAAAACACCUUUAAAAAAAAUGUAUUUAUCUUAACAACAACAGAUGAAACCAGCCAUUGUAGACUCUUAUCACACACUACUGGUGUCAUCAUAUUGGUCUUGCUAUUAAAACUGCAUUGUGUAGCGGUAGGCAUCUUUUCAAAUCUUUUUUAUUUUUAUUUAUAUAUAUUUUUCGAACAUGUGCGUGCAACACAAGAAAGUAAACUGAAAACAUACAAACAAAACCAAUGAGAAUAUUCAAAACAACAAUAACAUUAAUCAAAGCAAAACAAAAAAAGAAAUACUACUAAUAAUAAUGUGAACCCAACAAUCGAACAGAAGUAGUAUGAAGCAUUAAGCUUUUUUUAAACCUCAAUAAAGAGUCAGUCUCCAACAUAUUUACAUUAUAUUUACAAAGAAUAGUACAUAAAUAGAGUAAAUAAGUACAUACAUCAUUUAUAAAAACACCUGAUGGUUAGAGCCCUUCUUCCUCCCUGUACCUCGUUCACAGGAAAUGAGAAGUUCCUUGUAGAUCUGAGGUCAAAGAAAAAUUUGGCAUUUUAUCAAGACAUAUUUUGCACUUAUAUAAACCAAAAUCUUGUAUUUUUAUUCAUAAAAAAGCUCUGACAUAGUGCUGAAACAAGGCAAGGACAAAGGAGAGAGUAUAAGGAAGAGGAUGCAAUUAGAGUUAGUGCACUAUUGGGAGCCUCAUAAGAUCCGUGGAGAAAGGCUGACAUCUGGUGACUGGAGAGGAAAUUAAGUCCAGAGAGAGAUGUCCACAGUGUGUACUGCAUGAAAAGAGAGGGAUAAAUAAGCAUAAACUCAGAGUAAAAAGUGACAUUUCAUGGUCUUGAUAAUAGUGAAAUGUUUAAGAAGAUGUUUUAUUGUUUCUGUAGGUACCAGAACAUCCAGAGGACCAUGGCGACAGAGGAGGAUGGUGGAGGUCCAAGGUUAGAGAGGAGCAACAGUACAGAGAAUGAAUCAGAACCUCCUCAGACAGGUACAGCACACGGCUUUUAGUGCUCAUUUAAACAGAUAGAAAUGAGACAUACCCAUCAUGUAUGGAUGAUUUACUGUUGUACCUUCAACAGUGUCUGAACAUAAUACAUAUGUUAGCCUCUGUGAACUGCCCUGAGAAAGACACAAAUCUGCUGUCUGUCUGCAGGCCCUAGUUCACCUGUCAAUCAUCAGAAGAUCAGCAAUCUCCUCCAAUCACCUGCAGUCAAGUUCAUCACACACCCAGAAUUCUUCACUGUGUUGCACAGUAAUUAUGUAAGUACUGCUCACACAAGCAGCACUGUAUUUGUUGGUAAAUAAAGACUUCAGAGUUUUAUUUUUCAACCAAUACAGUACAGGCCAAAAGUUUGGACACACCUUCUCAUUCAAUGUCUUUUCUUUAUUUAUUUAUAAGACCAUUUACAUUGUAGAUUAUUACUGAAGGCAUUAAAAAUAUGAAUGAACACAUGUAGAAAUUUGUACUUAUAAAAAAAGUGUGAAAUAACCGAAAACAUGUUUUAUAUUCUAGUUUCUUUAAAAUAGCCACCCUUUGCUCUUGAUGACAGAAGUACCUUGUCAGGGUUACUUCAGGCACUCCUGUGAAGUAAAAACCAUUUCAGGUGACUACCUCAUGAAGCUCGAUGAGAGAACAGCUAAAGUUUGCAGCGCUAUCAAAAAAGCAAAGGGUGGCUACUUUGAGAAAUCUAAAAUAUAAAACAUGUUUUCAGUUAUUUCACACUUUUUUCUUAAGCACAUGAUUCCGCAUGUGUUCAUUCAUAGUUUUGAGGAUCUACAAUUUAAAUAGUAAUGAAAACAAAGAAAAUGCAUUGAAUGAGAAGGUGUGUCCAAACUUUUGGCCUGUACUGUAUAUCAAAAAUAUUUUUGAUUCUUUUACACGAAGAUGCAACUUCAGUAAAGCUCAAUAACUUUAAGAAAUAAAAAGUAAACCAGAGGAUGUUGCUCUUACAGGCAGCGUACCGAAUGUUCACCAGCAGCAGCUGUGUGAAACACAUGAUCCUGAAGGUGCGCCGUGAUGCCAGAAACUUUGAACGUUAUCAACAUAACCGGGACCUGGUGGUUUUCCUCAACAAGUUUGCAGACACUCAGCUAGAGCUGCCACGAGGCUGGGAGAUCAAGACUGACCCCCAGGGCAAGGUAAUUUACCUGAAUAGAAUGAUCCUAGAUUUAUUUAUUCAUGAAGACGGGUGAAUGUUUGCAGUAAGCACAGUUUAUACCUAGAAAUGCUGGCUGUGCAGAAUGGUCCAAGGACACAUACUGGACAUGCAACUAUUUUCAGUAUGACUGUGUAUUUGUAUGCAGUGUUAAAGUCACUCUGAUGUGGCUUACAAUGAGCCUUAAGAUUGUAAAACAAAAACACAAUCAGAGACAAAAUAUUGACAAUCUGUGACAUUAGCAAGGUAGAUGAUUACUGCGCCACUUACUUGCUGGAGUAUCUCUUUUCAGAUUCACCUUUUAUUAAUUUAUGCGUUAGCUUUCAAACACAAAAUGCUCCCAAUGGAUGUGCACAAGCCACAUCUACUACAUAGGCCAAAAUGUAGAACAUAUAAUGUAUAAUGUUCAGAAUACAGAAUAAGGAAAAGUAAUAAAAGCAAAAGCAGUGACGGGUGCCGUUAUAUCAAAUGUGCUCCAGUAUUUGUUACAAUGAAGAUUAUUCUACAAGAAUAUUGGACUAAUUUCAGUUUUCUGCUGUCUGUCUGUCAGUCUUUCUUCGUAGACCACAACAGUCGAGCCACGACCUUCAUCGACCCCCGCAUCCCUCUGCAGAAUGGCCGGCUGCCUGGGCAUCUCGCCCACAGACAACACCUGCAGAGACUACGCAGCUACAGCGCUGGAGAAGUACAAGCACAUGCAGUAUUGAUUAGGAGAAACAAAAUAGCCACAUAGAAGUCGCCCCAGCAGAUUGUUAGCAUUGUGGACUAUCAAAGCAUGACACAUGGCAGCAUGCUAUUAGAGAGUACCUCCUUAUGCUGUUUUGCAACUCAGGCAUAAGUUCAUAAGUAAUUACUGAGCAAAUAUACAUAUAUAUGAAAAAAUAACAACAAAAAAAACCCAUAAUUUCAUAAAACUUUCAGCUUUUUUGAAAUGGCUUUAGUUUUUUAUAAGAAAAACAAAAUAAUUCUCCAGAUUUAAUCUUUAAAGACAACACUCAAGUGUCACAGUAUGUAGGAUUUCAGUGUAAAUUUAAAUGUGCAGUAACACCAGACCAUUCCAGAAAGCAUGAUUUAACUGCUAAGAAACUGUAGAAGCAUAGAGAAGCUGUUUUGAACUUAAAAGCUUUAAAAUCAGGUUCAUGUUGUAGCUUAAGAUUGUUACUCACUAUGGUAAGCCACAGGGGAAGUAAAAAACGUGAUGUUAAUAUUUCUAAAUGCUUUUUUAUUAUUUCUAGGCCUCUGAUGUGUCCAGGAGUCGUGGGGCUUCUCUUAUGGCCAGGCCUGGAAACAGCUUAGUGGCGGCCAUACGGAGUCACCCACAACAACUGAGCGCUCCAUGUAAGCACUGAAAGUCACAGAAAAGUUCAUUUGGCCUCAACUUCUCCGUCAUGGUCUUUCCUCAUGCUAACUUAUGAUGGUUUCUGUCUGCUUUCUCUCACCAGCCUACAAUGACAAGAUCGUGGCAUUCCUUCGACAGCCCAACAUUUUUGACAUGUUGCAGGAGCGACAGCCGAGCCUUAGCAGAAACCAUGCGCUGAGGUUUGCCUCUCUUUAAGAUUCAGAAAUAGAAGGGUAGAAAAUAGCAGUUUCCUGGUGCAUAGUGGCUAAUAUUUAAGACUGGGAUUUUAUGCUGCUGUAACAAUCCAAGUUAUACACCUGGUAUAGGCUUUCUUUCAGGUAUAGAACUGCAAAUGUAGUCUCUGCUGUGACUGAGUUCGUCUCCAGUUAUUAUUGGAUUAAAUAGUGUUACAGACAUAUAUACUCAUCUUCAUAUUCCUCUUUUGCACUCCUUUCCUCAUCCUGUCCUUUUAGUUGUUGUUUUUCUUAUCCUCUUUGCUACUUUCCUGCACUCUUUAAAAAAAAAAAAAGCCCUCUGCCAAAGAGAAAGAAUUCAUACCAAAUUGCAGGACAAUGGUUUGAUAGAAAAUAAAGAAAUUAGCUGCACAUGAGACUACUGAACAGCGUAUUUCCAUUUAAUCCUUUUCACUUAGUUUUUGUAAAACAUCUGAUGAAACAUGACAAAUGAGUUAUAGUUUUAAAUAACAUAAAUAAAUAACAAAUGUCAUAAAUAAAAUGGACUGUGAAGGAAAAGCUAAAAGGAAGACAGAGCACUCCCUUAAGUCAUAUUGUCUGCUCACCUUCCUCUUAAUACAAGGAUAUAGAGGUACUUAGUGUGGUAUAUGUCAGUUACCGUGAACUGAAGCUAUGAGGAAAAACACUUUGUUUUUCUGAAAAGAGGAAAUUGCAAGAAAAAAGAAGCGAGUCAGCCCUUAUGUGUGUAAUAAAUCUCCUUAUUUUCUGUCAAAUUUGACGAUUUCUUAGCAUCACCUGCACCAAGUUACAAAAACUGACACUGCUGCACACAGGGCAUCUUCUAUAGUGGUGUUGUACUGUACAUCAACAUUGAAGUGUCUUUCUUUACAAGGAGGCUUAAGAAAACAAUGAGAGCAUGUCUCAAAUAAAAACUAAAUGUUGGGUUGUAUUUAGGAAGUUUAGGGGGAAAAAAAGCAUAAGAGCUUUGUUUUUUACUGUUUUUUUCUUCUUUUUUUUUGGCUGAUUAGGGAAAAAAUCCACUACAUUCGAACAGAAGGUACUCAGGGAGUGGAGAAGCUGUCUUGUGAUGCAGAUCUGGUCAUCCUUUUAAGGUACAAAAACAAAAUAAAAUCCUGAGAACCCUGUUUUUUAAUAAAUGUAUGUAUAAGCAUAACAUUUUUCUUGCUGUUCUGUUUUAUUUCUGCAGCUUAUAUGAAGAGGAAAUCAUGUCUUAUGCUCCGCCUCAUCCCAUCCACCCAGGCUUCAGCUUCUCUCCUCGCUGUUCGCCUGCCUCAUCGCCUCAGAACUCACCUGGUACGUCCUUCAGCCCGACAGUCGGGAAUGUCUUACAGUCACUGUUUCUCUGUAACGAUUUGAAACCUCUUUUCUGAAACAACUGAACUCCAACAGGGGAUGGUAUCAGGCCACUCCUUCAUGUAAAGAUUCUCCAAAAUUUAAGGAUAUUUUGAAAUUAAAAAAAAAAUAAUUUAACUUCUGAAAUUGAGACAAAAAUGCAGUGAAAACAAAAACAUAAUCUGUCAUAGAAACAUAUAUUUUAAAAGUAGAAACAAAAAAACAUACUGAUAAGGUUUAUAGAGCAUUUCAGAGUUGUCCAACAGAGAGCAGCAUAGAUCUGCCAACCUUUCCAAAACAACCUUGUCUUAACUGUUUGUAAAUCAAAGAUAUUUCAUACAACUGACACAGAAAUCAAAGCAAAUGUUUUUCAGUGUAUAUUCUUCGAUCUGUUUUGAUAUUGGUUUUAAUCAGGUGCUGUCAGUGAUCCUGAUUUUGACUGAAUUUUAUUCCUUUUUGUAACAUUUAUUUUAGUUUUCAGUCUAUUUAACUCACCAAAAGGAAAAUUGUUGUUACCCUUUUUAGUGUUGACUGUAAGAAGGCAAGUGAGUGGAAUUUAUCUUAUCCACAGACAAAUAUAUACACAUAUAAAAAAUCUCAAUUGUCUUAAUUAUUCUUCACUUUACAUUUUGUACUAAGUAUGAAUACUUGCAAUCAAACAAAACACUUUCAUUCAUUCAUGAUUGCAAAAAGAUGUGGAAACACUCUGAAGGCUUGUUGACACUCAUCUAGCACAGUACCACAAACAAACACAGAAACCUCAUAGUAAUCAUUUCUGUUUGAAAGACCCCGCUGUGCUGUGUUAGGGGCCACUCGUGUUGUCUUAAUGAGGGCGAAAAUAAACAAGAAUGUGUGUGCGUCAGAGGACACAUGUUUUUGGUCGGAGGUUUCAUAGAGAGAAACUGGGUCACAGCAGAUACGCCUGUCUUGGAAUUCUGUGAAACGUUCAUUAGUUGUGUUUUUGUUUUCAUGUAAAUUUAGGCUGAAAAAAAAACUAUGAUAAAUUGGUGUGGGGUCAACUAGACUGUGCUACGAUACAUCAGAAGCUGCACGCUGACUCUACUAAUGCUUUUUUUUAUAAUCCCUCAGUGUUGUGAAGUUAUUUUACUAAGUGGAAAAAAAGUAUCAUUGUAUUUAUGAAAAACGACCUCAGCUUAUACCAAAUGAAUAUCAAAAGCCCGUUUUUAGGGGUAUAAUUUCCCCUUAAAACAGGUUCAACCUCACGACUUAAGCUCAAAUUUUUUUAUGUAAUUGCAUUUUCUUUAACUCCAGUGUAUCUGUUUUCUCUUGUUUUUCUGUGUUUACCAUCCUUUGUUUGAUUAUGUGUGUCUACAUUUGUAUUUGCAGGCUUGCAGAGGGCCAGGGCUCCUGCUCCUUACCGCAGAGACUUCGAAGCCAAACUAAGAAACUUCUACAGGAAAUUAGAAGCUAAGGGUUAUGGCCAGGGACCAGGCAAGAUCAAGUAAGACAAUGCAAACAUAUGAACAUGUGAUUCUUACUGUAAUAAACUAAGAGCUUUAUGAUUUAGACACCACAUACUUCCAAAUGCUAAUACACAGGAGGCAGAAUAAAUUAUCUAUUACAUUAUAACAGGAAUAAAUACUUUCAUUUCCUGCUGAAUUUAAUCACAGGUUGAUAAUAAAAGCUCAAUUUGAAACUCCCAGGUGAAGAAAAAAAAUCUCUUCUUUGUUAUUGCAGGUUGCUGAUCAGAAGAGAGCACCUGCUGGAAGGAACCUUCAACCAGGUGAUGGCGUACUCUCGCAAGGAGCUGCAGAGAAACAAACUCUACGUCACUUUCCUGGGAGAGGAGGGGUAAGACAGACCAGCACUCACAUGCACACAAAAACCACAAGAGUCAAAAUUUGAUGCAUAACAGUGCGUGUUAUGAAAGUUUGAUCAACUUUCAAGGCCUUUAAUCUGCUAUCAGUGAUACAAAAAUGCAUAUUCUGAAUUUAAGUUGCACUUAUCAGUAGUUUUAAAAACAGAUAGAUUGAGUGGCCCAUACACAUUUAUGCCUAAUUCUGCUCCCAGUCCUGCAGAGCAUUUCAGCCUCUCCUCCUCCUCCACCAGCAUUAUAUUGUCAUGUCUUUAAUUAUUGUCCAUAGAAGUCAUCCAUAUUUGUUUCACUGACUAAAUCUACAUGUCGUGUCUCUAUCUGCUUGCCUCCUCAGGUUGGACUACAGCGGUCCCUCCAGAGAGUUCUUCUUCCUCUUGUCUCAGGAGUUGUUCAAUCCGUACUAUGGACUGUUUGAGUACUCCGCUAAUGAUACCUACACUGUCCAGAUCAGCCCCAUGUCAGCAUUUGUUGAGAACCAUCUGGAAUGGUAAGCUUCGCAAUCAAAACACACAACACAAUCACACUGAAACUACCGACUCGGAUCUAAUCCAAAAGAUCUGAGUCAUGAGAAAACAAAGUACAAAGGGUUCAGCGCGCUAAUUUCAGAUCAACAAAGGCCGGCGGCACAAUCUAUUUGAUUAAACAAUAGUCUUAAGCAGCUCACCUGGGAUGGCCAGGAUGCAGUAGGAGAGGAUGGAACAUGCUUGUUUUUUAUUAGACAGGGCUUUAAUUUUCUUGACUGUUUGUUUGUAUUGUCUAAACAGAGCAAUAUUGACUUUUAAAGGGGGCGUUAGAUCAAAUUUAGUUCAAGAAAUGUAGAUUUUAGUAUCAGGCCAGUGAGAGGAUCAUUUAUACCUUCCACAUGACAAUAUUUUACUUGGACUCGUGUAAUGAUUGACUCUUCUAUGGUUUUAUGUCUGUAUGUAUGUCUAGGUUCCGUUUUAGUGGUCGUAUCCUGGGCCUGGCUCUGAUCCAUCAGUACCUACUUGAUGCUUUCUUCACCAGACCCUUCUACAAGGCCCUGCUCAGGCUGUGAGUACACACUCACAUCUUGAACGCAUUUUCCUUCAAUUUUUAAGAAGUUAAAAUCAACAACAAAAAAAUGUUUCAUAUAGUUUAAGUAGAAGACAUGACCACUGUGAAGUCUCCAGUUGGUUUGUAAAUUGCAGAUCAAAUCCUAGAGGCUCGAACUACCGAGUCAGUCAUUUUGACUGCUUUCAAAAUGUACAAGGUCAUAACUUUUUAAAAAUAAAACCUAUACACCAGUCGCACCCUGACUUUUCCUAAAUGGGUGUAUAUUGUAUUCUAACAUUGUUUUAUCAUUAAAUUUUCAAAACACAAAAGAGAUCUGAGUAUAACUACCUCGAACUACCAGAGCAGUCAAUUUAAGUGCAUGCUUUUUACCAAAGGUGUUAUAUUUCACUAUUUGCUACAUUUUCCUGCUCUUUCUCCUGCUCUGUUGUUUGUUUUGUAUUUUAAGCUCUGUGAAGCUAAAAUCUUGCUAUAACUUUACUCAAGAGACUCAAAAAUGACAACUAGAAGAAGAAUGACAAGUUUCAGAGCUUUGAUGAGGAAGAAUCAGAUGGAUGAGCAAUUUGAGGGAAUGAUGUAUCCUGGUAUUUUAAAGGAAGGUUCUUAAAAAUCUCAUUCGUUAUGAUUUUCAUUUCGUGUACUUUUGUGUUUUUUAUCUACUCCACCAAUUUAUUAUUAUUAUUUAUUGUUGAUUAUCCAAAUUAUGUGCAAAUAAAUACUGAGCUGAAGCGUCUCAGAUAGAGGCUGAAAUGAGAGGGUAGUAGCUUGAAAUAUAAUUAGAAUUUGUUGAACUGUAAAUCAUGUCUAGCUGCUUCAAAGAUAUCAGAGGGACAAUAAGCAUAUUAGUCCCUCUUUAAAUAUCCUGCACUCUAUUGCGGUCACUCCAUGUGAAGUUUAUGUGACCUCAUUUCUUCUCCAGGCCAACAGACCUGUCUGAUCUGGAGUACCUGGAUGAGGAGUUCCACCAGUCUCUGCAAUGGAUGAAGGACAACGACAUCACUGACAUCCUGGACCUCACCUUCACUGUCAACGAGGAGGUCUUUGGCCAGGUCAGCAUGUGUGUCUGUGGGUGUUUGAUUCUGCUGACAGCACCAGCCACAUAUCCCAAUUUAAAUACUUAUAACCUGAGGUGCAUGUGGACCACAAUAUAGAGCGUUCACUGUUCACUGUAAACCGGAUUCUUUGUUUCCAGGUCACAGAGCGAGAGCUGAAGUCAGGCGGCUCCCACCUCCAAGUGACUGAGAAGAACAAGAAGGAUUAUAUUGAGCGAAUGGCAAAGUGGAGGGUGGAGAGAGGAGUGGUGCAGCAGACAGAGGCACUCGUCAGAGGCUUCUACGAGGUAAACAAAGUUGUUCCAAUUCUCACAUUUUACAUGCAACCAGGAAAUAACUCUAGCAACAUAACUUUGUCAUAAAUACCUUUUUAUUUUCAUUCAAACAUUGAACACUAAAGAAGGUCAGAGGGUCUUUCUUUGUCGGGUGCUGUUUGGAGCAAUAGCCAGCAAUUAAACAAAGGUGAGCACAUGAAAUAAACCCCAAAGACUAAUAAAACAUGUUGUUUUUGAUCCUAGGUGGUUGACUCCAGGCUUGUGUCUGUGUUUGAUGCCCGAGAACUUGAGCUGGUCAUCGCUGGUACAGUGGAGAUUGACCUUGGCGACUGGAGAAGCAACACUGAGUACAGAGGAGGUGUGCAUAUGUUUUCUAAGACCUAAGUAUCGCGUCUAACAUGAAAGAUGAAACAUAAAAAUAUCUGAUUCAAGUUAAAUGUGAUGACGUUUUAGGUGUUGUGGAAUUAUGCAUGUGCAGUCCUGCAGGUACUCUCCAAUUUGUCACACUUGGCACAAACAGAGGACAAGAUUGCAGAUAACUCAGACAACAGUUGAAAAAAAAAAAAGUUCAAAAAGUUUUACCUCAAGUUGAAAAAAAGAUUAGGCAAAAGUACAAAAUUCAGCUGGUAGAAACAAGUCCAAACUAAAGAAGCCGGUCUUACAGGAGGAAUACUAUUACUAGAAAAGGCAGGCUCUGGUAAAAGACAAAACUGGCGCAGAAGGAGGGUAACACAGAGACUAAAUACUCAAGGUGAGUAGAGACAGUCAGAUGUAGGUGAAACACAUCAGCGAGGGCCAGAUAUUCACAAACUGAGAAAGACAGAGGUGAGUAUCAAAAUCAAACUGGAAACACAAGACUUGAAUCAUUAGGACAACAAAGGUAACUUAACUAUGCGACACAAUUUAUGCACAACUUUUAAAAGAACUAUUCAUCAACAUUGUAUUCAGUAUUUGUGUAAGCAAAUUCUAAUGAUAUUGUCAGCACUAGAUUUAAUCCUGACAUCACUCGCCUGAUUCCCCAUCAUUAGGUUACCAUGACGGUCACAUAGUGAUGCGGUGGUUCUGGGCCGCUGUGGAGCGCUUCAACAACGAGCAGCGUCUCCGCCUGCUCCAGUUUGUCACCGGGACUUCCAGCGUGCCCUAUGAAGGCUUCGCUGCACUGCGGGGAUCCAAUGGCCUGCGGCGGUUCUGCAUUGAGAAGUGGGGCAAAGUCACUUCACUCCCCAGGUACUUUGAAAAGACACGCUCACUGUCCCCUACUCUCAUUAGCAUGUUCCUAAAAAUAAAAACAAAGGUACAGUGAAGAAAGUCAUGCAUUCGCCCUUGAACGAAACCGAAGACUUUGUAAAUCCCUGCAAACCUGAGCAUGUCUUUUUCUGUAAAGACACACAUAGUUGUUCUAGCCAUUCAAAAGCAUGUAAACUUAGAUAUUUGCAUUUUUUCAUACUUUCUCACCUAUUUAGUCAAUCAGAAUGGAAAAGUUUUAAACUGCAUAUCUAUAAAGGCUGCAUUCAGCAAUGUGCAUUUUUUAUGCAAAUGUGUAGCUAUUUCAAGUUCGACCUGUUGUCACCGUUGUGCCAUUGAUUGCGAGCAGUGGGAUCAUACACACUGCUAGCAACCAAUCCAAUGAGGCGUCGCCUUUGUCGCCUUAGAUUAAAGUCAUUUCAAUCACACCAGCAAUCCAUGAGGAUUAUUCAUUUCAUAGUUUACCUCGACUAAAAAGCGGUGCCCCUUCACUGGUUCACCUCAUUAUGUUUCCAGCAGGCUUUGCACAGGGCAGCAUAUGAGCAAUUGCUUCCUCCAAGCACCAACAUCUGGGUUAAAUACCAUAACCCCUCUCUGCAUUUUAUGCUGGCAUACUGGUAACACUGGUGUACAGGAUGCGGCUCACUUUUACAUGACUAAAAAGGAACAUACACUGACAUUUGCUUUAAUUAUUAUUAUAUUUAUAAUAUUUUAGCACAGGAGUCACCACAGGCUAUGUUUGUGGUUAUGUGAUUGAGAUUAAUUCUUGAACUUAAGGUUAUAAGUUGACCACCAAAAUAAACACAUAAAAAAUACAUAAACCUCCCCCCAGUUUGAGUACAGAUGUAUUCCUCAUUACUGACAUCAGCAGCUUUACACGAACAUAAAAAUAAAUGUUCUGAUAUCAGCGUUAUCGGUUUUCUACCAUCAAAGAGCUAUUUUGACACUCCUCCACCUUUGUAGUGUAGGUUGAUCUAAUUUUGUGCAAGGUGUGAUUACCUGACCUUCCUGUAGGACACUAAUUUGGCAGGCAGCAGUGAAAAGCUGUGCAUGCUCAACACAAACAAAGAGCCGGGCUCAGGUUUCACUGCAGAGCGUGGAAAAGUGCCAGAAUUUGAUUCUGUAGCAUCAGCAUUUAUACCAGAGGUUCAGUAAUAAUAGAAGCUUUGAUGAUGGUGGAGAAUUGGCUGCUGUAUAUUUGUUUCUAACACAGAUCAGAGAUUGUUGGUAUACAGCACAAUCAUUUUUUUUCUGUUUCACUGCUGUUACUCUGUAUUUUACAUUUAACAUUUACAAGCAGUCAAAAGGAAAGUGUGAAACCAUUGUAGCGCUAAAUAUCAUUCUGUCUGUGUUCAUGCCCACACAUUAGUCCUUGUGUGUUUGCAGAAGACCUACAGAAAAAAGCUGCUUCUUGGUGUUGAUAGUAUCUCUGAUGAAGUGCAAAAAAAAAAUUGGAAGCAAAAAACCUGCUUGACAAAGUUGGGCUGCAGCCAGUCUAUUUUUGCCUUCACUUUGCGAAGGUCCAUUCUGGCGCUGCCAUGCGACAACACAUACUCCAGGAACUUAACAGUUGGGGCACAGAAGACACAUUUCUUUACCUUUAAGUAGAGUUGAUGCUCUAACAGCCUCUGCAGCACCAUCUUUACAUGGGACAUAUGCUCCUGAUAGGUUUUAGAAAUGAUGAGGAUGUUGUCAAUGUCCACAUACACCUCCAACAUGUCCCUCAGAAUGUUGUUUACUAGGGUGGCCAUAUUUUGACUUCCCAAAAAGAGGACACGACUACACGGGGGCAGAGUCACGGGUUGCACAAAGUUAAUUUAGAGAGUUUUUCAAGUCUGAUAGAAUAUCUUUUACCCGCUUCUAACUCAAUAAAUCCAAGUGAUACAAAUUUGAAUCUUACGCACAAAAUCGCAGACAUUUAAAAGAUAUUGUAAAUUUUCCCGGACAAACCUGGACAGCCUGAACAGCCCAGAAAAAAGAGGACAUGUCCGGGUAGAAGUGGACAUAUGAUUACCCUAUAGUUCACCACAGCCUCAAAGACUACUGGAGCAUUAGAGAGUCUGAAGUGCACAACAAAGGACUGAAGACAUGGAAGCAGCUGAGCUUGAAGUAACAGGAGGCUCAAAGCUUAAAGGGCCGAGUUGUAAAGACUUGGAAUCAAAAAAUUGAGAUGCACACUCUGGGCCCCGAAUUUUCAGUUGAUAUGGAGAUUGUGUUUAAACAGCCAAGGGUGUCCCAAAAUCAGAGGCAAAUUUGAGGCAUCAAUAAGGAAAAACUGCAUUUUCUCUAUGUGGCAGCAAAUGCAAAUCGAACCCUGGCCUGUGAUUCUUUUAACCCUCCCAAUACCUAGGAGUCUGUUGUCCACAGCAGUGAUGGCAAGAGGACAAAGGAGUGUAAACAGUGAAAGUUUCAGUUUUAUGGCCAGAGUUGCAUCAAUAAAACUACCAGCUGCCCCUGGAUCAACAAAUGCUGAGAGGAUUAAUCUCUUCUCCCCUCAGUAUAACUUUAGGGACAGAAAGGUGUGGUCAUUGGCUGUGUAGGGGCGGGUGUUGAGACUUGACAGGACCUCCAGUUCUAGCGAGUCUACUCCUUUCUCUGUUUUGAGGGUCACGCAUGUAUAAAUUGGCCUGCCUUCCUGCAUUGAAGACUUACCUCAGUGCUCAAAAUCUCACUUCAUUGAAGAGGGCAGAGUCAGCACAAAUAGGAGCAUGCCUCUCCCACCAGGCUGUGGCCCAUAAAAGAGCAGGAAUAUAAUAUAUGCAGCCCAGGCUCAUUCUGUGCCAAACAUGGAGGGUUGUAACUCAAUCACCAAGCUACAUUGAGUGAUGAAUCCCUUGUACCUCCCUCCCAUGGAUGCCCAUCAUACCAUGCUGAAGUGGACAGCCUGGUCUCCUGAUCUGGAACAAGGCUGGGAGGUGGAGUGGGGGUGCUUGGUGGACUACUGGGUUUGGUGCUUGGGUUGCGAUUGACUCCGCUGCUGCCUGCAAACGGUCAAGAAUUUCCUUUAACAUACAAUACUACACUGUCAUAGGUAGCCUGUUGCUCAGCAACGGUACAAAGAGUCCGCUCGUUAGACCCCAAAAGGACUCCCUGUGCAGUUAUGGCCUGCCCUUGAGGAGCUGGUUUUUAUUUAAUUCUGAGUCACCGAAAGCAGGGUCUGCUGUGUCCACCUGUCAGGUAAAGGGGGAGUUAGACCCAAAUGCAGACCAUUAAACUUCUAAAGUUACCCCGCAGGGAUAACCACCUGUAUGAGGAAAUUGAAAGGUGCUUGAAAAGACGGAUAGAGCUAACCUGCUGUUUACAAGAAUUUAUGGGGCUGGAGCCAGGAGUGAAGCAAACCAGAAGAAAACAUAAUCAAAACUGACCUUAAAAACAUCAACCAAGCGCGACUCCUCACCCAGUGAUAAAUACUGCAGGCGCCCAAGCUAAGAUAAUAGACAUCUCCAAAUAUCUGUAUUCAUUAAUAAAUAAACCUGCUGCUUAUUUAAAGAAAUAUUGCUUCCAUUCAUGAGGGUAGACGAUUUCAAUGCUGAGCUUACAUUUACAAAUUUUUACAUGCUGUUCAAGCAUCAGACAUGGGUUGAGUACUAAAAUGUGAUAACUAAAACUAAAUUUUCCAAUUCACCUUAAAUCAUUCACAAUUGUAGCCACUUAAAAAAGAUUGCUCUAUGUCAGUCAUAUGGAAUAUGGGAAUCCCAGGAUUAUCCUAUUAGGAUUCAUGUCAAUGCUGUGAAAUGAAAAUUAAAGAAGUGAAACAUAUCUCAUGAGAUUUGGACUACCCUUCAGUUAUGAACUCUUUCCUCUCUCGAACCGUCAAUCUCUCUUUCUGUCUUCUAGGGCUCAUACCUGUUUCAACCGCCUUGACUUGCCUCCGUACCCUUCAUACACCAUGCUGUAUGAGAAACUUCUGAUCGCAGUGGAGGAAACCAGCACAUUUGGCCUGGAGUAAGACAGACAGCACAAUCAGAUCGUCAAUGCAUCUCUAAAGUUACCUGGAUUCUCGACCAAGUUUUUGGUUUAGUGGAUAUAUGUACUGUACGUCACUGUUCUGGUACUAUAGUGUGUGUGGGUUCUCUCUUAGAUAUGAGGUCCUUAAUGACUGCACCACCACAAAACAAUGAUUAUUUUUAUAUUUAACACAGAGACUGAGAAAAUAUGGACCACUACAAAAGCAUUUUUAAAUAACAUCUAUAUAUUUAUGCAUACAUAAGGCAAUGUUAAAUGAAAUAAAUUCAUUUGAAAUUGCAUGUAGCAGAAAGCAUCAUGUCUAAUCUAAUGAUAAAAAUACUGAACAUGCAAAGAAAGACAAACAGUAAUAACAAAAAAUAAACAUACAUAGAAUCACUCAAUAUAAGAAUUUUACAUAGAGUAUAAGAAGUUAUUAUGACAACUGAACAUUUUUAUUUCUGGCAAAUUUAUUUCCUUUAAAUUGAUUCUUACUCCUGACUUGACAAUUUUCAAUCGAAGAGAAGAUUGACAUUUGAAAAUAGCAGUGACUAAAGAGUUAAAGAAUUUUUAUAUAUUUAAAAAUUGACUUCAAUCUCCUGUAAUGAGUCUUUAGCUGGUUAUGAAGCAUAUUGAAGUGAAGCCUCCUUAUUUACUACAAAAGCAAAUAAAACUCUAAACAACAACAAUAAUCACAUUUCCAAAACUAAUUUUGAAUGCAAUUUAAGGGGGAAUGAUCGAAGAACAGGCCUGUUCAUUCACUUUUCUGUAGCAAAUGAUUUGAAGUUUGUCACAAGUUGAAAAGGUUUUGCUUAAAAAAACACAUGUAAAGAACAAGAUAACAAAAGAAAUCAGACAUCACUUUGUCCACAGAGGGCGCCAACAACAACCCAGUAAGUUCCUCACAAAAGCUUUUGCAAAAAAUAAAGGAUAUACUUGAAAAACUGUUGACUAUUCAAAAGUAGGAAAAAAAAUAUACUAAUCAAAUAUUACAAAUUAUGCAGAACAGAAUUCAGAUAUUUAUGAAAAAUUUGAUAGCAUCUCUGUGAAUUUAGACGAGGGUGGAAAUAAUGCGUGCAAUUACUACAUGCUGUUUCUCAGGUGUGCUGUUUCUGUGGAUUCACAUAAAUGUAUGUGGCUUUAAGGAAAAACUUCAAAGUAAAAUGGAGAUUUAGAGGAUAACAAGUCUUGUAAGCCAAAGGAACAGUCAUGUCUUUUUUUAUUCAAUAUGAUUAAAGAAUUACUAAGUCAUUUAUGUAGACUGUUAUUGACUAGGAGAAACUCAUCAAUGGAAAUACAAGCUAUUAAAAGAAUAUAAUGGAGCUUGAUGAUAGAAAUCAACUAUUUCAAAGCUUUCUGUUUGAGCAGAGUAACCUCCAAAGCUAUUUAUCAGAGCAAAAUAUGAUCUGAAACAGGGCAGAAGUGUUUGCCCAAAACCUGUUGUUACUGUUGGUUUGGUUUGUAUGUUUAAGGCAUGAGACUGGUUAUGGUAAUAAUGACUCCACACAGUCAUGCCUCACACAAUAUAAAAGAAUAUUUAAUUCCAGAAAAGCCAAGAUCUGGAACUCUCUCUUCAGUUUCCCUGUCCUCUUUGGCUCAGUCCAAAGUGACGACAACAGCUGGAAACAGACCUUUAACUCUCUCCUUUAACUUCCUCCUCUGAAUGGACAGCAAUGCUCUGGACAAACUCUAACAGUAUGCUUGACGGUACUUAAAGCAUGAACAAUGAUGUCACCUCUCCUGUCGAACUGCUCUCUCUCUCUAUCAAAGUAGCCAUCAGUUCCAACUUAAGGGCUUCUGUGGAGACAGAGGAAGAAACUGUCAACCAAGGAAAAAGGUAGCUUGAGAUCCCUUAGUAACAGAGAGUGUGGGUGGAUGCAUGUCCGGCCAAAGUUCUUUGAAUCUGGUUGACAAGAGUGGUGCUUCAACUUCAGCAAGUUUAGCUCUCCAAUUCAGGGCUGCUUGUGAACUUCUUCUCUCAGACUGUGUUCCUUUAUCAAAGUGUUGCUCUUUGCAUGGAGCAGGUACUCCAAUAUCUGAACCUUCACUGUCAAAGAACCUUUACAGACUCAUGACUGGUGCAAAGCAGGAUGUAGAUCUCCAAGGGCCUGGGAUCAUUGGUUCAACUCCUGAGAAGAACUCUAAAGGUGUACAGGGGCCCUUGGUUGAACCAGUGUAUUAUAUGCAAUAGUUAAGAUGUUGAACUACAAUCUCUUCCACAGUCUACCAUGUUUUCUCAGACCAUGACUGACUGCAGUGAACUCUCAGCAUUCCCAGCCCCUCAUCGACAACUCUAGUCCAGUAAUGAAACUGUGCCUCAGUUACUUACUGCCUCAUGUGUGACCUGUGGGGUUCAGAUGCUAAGUCUUUUGACAGAAAGAAAGUCUUUCUUUAAUAUUUUGCCUUUGUUUUUUUCAGUUGAUUUGUAUUUUUGUAUUUGUGGCUUUGUUGCAACUCCCUACAUAUAAGCCAUGCUAAUUCGAGACUCUGAUACCCCAUUAAACAUCAGGCCCCAUGAUGCAGCUUGGGGAGUCAAGAUAUCUACUAUGAAUGCAUAACCUGAAUACUAUUCCUGCAGUACUACUCUGAUGUUGAAAUGGUAAAAAAAAAAAAAAAAAAGCAUUAUCUCUCGUAGCCACAUGUAUAAGUUUAACUUUAUUGUUUCAACUAUGUAUUGUCCACUUUUACAAUCCAUUGUGAAAAUUUGCCACAAGUGACAAACUAAAGCAUAUUUCAUUUGACUGCUGUUGGUUACUCUAAGCUAAUUUGGUCUGAUUCUUUGUUUUAGGUUAGCUGUAACACAAAUGUAAAACUGUGUGCACAGCAACACAAUUAGUGCUUCCAACUAUUUCUAUCAUCAUAUCUGUUAAACUCCAUGUGUCAGAGCAGAAACAAAACACCUGAAACACCAAACCUAACAAACAGUAAAAUGAAGUAUAGCAUGUAUGUAUUUAUUUGUUUAUAUACCUAUUUAUUAUACUUUUUUCUGCCAUAGCUUCACCGGAAUCAUAGUUUCAUUGCCAUGACAAUUAUGUGUCCCUCACUUUUGUCUAAAGAUGCUUUGUACCAAUAUUCCCCCGAGCAAGACUGUUUUUACAUGCUGCAUGUAAUGACAACCUCAACUGUAAAAACAAAUGUGGGAUGCUGUAUAAAAUGUUGAUAAAAACUGCAUUUGAUGAUUUUCAAACCAGUUAAAUGAUACAUUAAUUGAAAAAGUGCAAAAACACUGAACUGAAUGUUUAAUUUUUUUUUUUUUUAUUUUGUUGCAGAAAGUGAAUUGGUGUUGUCUUGUAGAAAAAUGCAAGACAGGUAUUCUCUAAAUCGCUUAACGAUUUUAUGUUCCUCAAAUUUUCUGGAUUUACACCUGGAAACAUAAUCCCUGAAAUUGUUGAACAUCUAUUUCCCCGCAGAUUGGCUAAACUCUUCCCAUCUUUACUACUUAGGGACUUAACAUUUCUGAAUGGCUAUUUUACACUCAGAUAUGUUAUUUCAUAUGUCGCAAACAGCAGAUGUUCCUGUUAGUGUUUUUGUUUUGCAUUUCAUACAAUUUUUACAGCAUUUUGUUGUUUUUGCUCCAACUUUUUUGAAACUUGGUAUUACACUUAAAAAGAGAAUAUCUUGAACAAAUCCAAUGGAAUUUCUUAGUUCCAACAUUUCAACAACAUUGUUGUCUUUGCACUAUUAGCAAUUAAAUGUGGGGUUUAAAUAAUUUGCAAAACAUCAGAAUCUUUUUAUCAACUUUUUCCCUCUGUGUCCAACUUUUUAAGAAUUAGAGUUAUUCUUGUGUUCUGGAUUAAGAAUCAAAUAAGAUGAUAUGCCAAUGCUUGGUGAGUUGGCUGGAGUGUUUCAGUGGAGCAUAAGAAGUGUUUUGUUGUAGUACAGGAUUCUUGUACAGGGCAAUUCUACCACCCUGUGAGAUUCAGUAAUAUGUUCUUAUAUGUUUGUCUCACUCAAAGUUUGAGUAGUAAUAGUUUUCUAAUGAAGGACUACUGGGAUAAACAUCCCAAAUGUGGUGUGAUGUCAUCUUGAUAUUUUGUGCUCACCAUGCUCGUGAUAAAGAAGGGGCAAUAAGCCCAACAAGAUAAAUACAGCUAAUAAAUUUAGAAUCUCUGGUCAGCAAAUUUAAGGAUAUGUUAGGGAUGGAGAACUUUCCCUUCAGGUUCAUUCAUUCUACCGGCUGUCAGAUUAUUAUAACCGCACUCAUCCUCACAGUGGGGAGACCUUAUUCGCUCAUCUCUACAUCCAAGAGGACAAGGCUGCGAUUAUGUUGCAUCUUCUCUCUUUUUUAUCUACAAUCUUUUGUAUUGUGAUUUAUACUGUAUUAUAUUUAUUGUUAAACAGAAGUUUGGGAGCUUCCUUUGAAUGUUUUGGGUUUUUUAAGUUAUUUUACGAAGUAUCAGUUGAAGAUAUUGCCUUCACUUUUGGAGCCUCUGCGUUUUGAUAUGCGUCUUUUUUGUAAGAUGAUUAGCUGGUUAGUUAUCUGUCUCUCAGUGCAGGAAAUGUGCAACCUUACUGUCUGUUUUCUGUUACCAUUCAGCUAUGCAGGUCUUCUUCUGUUCACCUGUAAGGUGGUUUCACUAGAUACAGAUUUAGGGCCCAUCAAUAUCUUCAGUCAUUUAUUUUUUCUGUCUUUUUCAUGUCACAGAUGUCUGACUUUGUUUGAUAUUUCAGAGUUGCAUGUAUCCAGCAAGUACUCUGUGCUUUUGGCAGUUAAAGCAACAAUCAAGACUUUUGUAUGUAAGUUGCUGAAAAUGUAUAAGCAGUGUACAUAUGUCUUGUUUUUUUAUUAAGUUGAUGUUAAAUACAAACAUUGUACAUCUUGAAACUGACACUCAUUCUCGAAAAAGGAUGGGGGAAAAUCUAAGUGUAUUGAUUACAGCCAUUAAAUAAAUAUUUAAGUGAACUUUUGGAAAAGUGAAGAAUUGUGGGAUAGACAGAAAGUUAAGAUGGUGGAAAUUUGUAGCAGCUGUUUAGUAUUUAUGUUUUUUUUUUUGGAGUAUUUAUUUCUUAUGUUCAUUUUUUUAAAGGAAUUUAACAAAGGGAAUAUGUGAACAACUGUACUACUGAAUGUGUCAACGUUCACUGAAGCAUGCUUGUUGUUAUAUGUUUUGCUUCUUUUUGUGUAUUGGUUGAACACAUAUGUAAAUACUUUUAAAAAAGGUACAGUUUUGAACUAUCUGGGAACAGGUUGCUAAAUGCUCAGGCUGUGCUAUCACUCCACCACACAAUACAAUGGCUCAAGAAUCUCAAUAAAAGGUCACUUUGUUA
Messenger RNA from Xyrichtys novacula (pearly razorfish), 95239 nucleotides. NCBI's taxonomy places the organism in Eukaryota, Metazoa, Chordata, Actinopteri, Labriformes, Labridae. The record is from the annotation of a GenBank genome assembly.